AGCAAUUCUAGUGUAAUAAAAAAAAUAUGAAUAUGAUACAAUCAAACAAAUGACCGCUCACCUUCUGAAGAGCCUUUAAGACCUGUUUCUAGGUGAUAAGGCUUAUGUACCAAUAGAGGGGAAUGUAGGCCUUCUUUGAUGUAGAAGCAGACGAUGGCUUGGAAUCAGCAGCGUGAUUUGUUGGUAUGUACAUUUAUUAAGACAUAUAACGUUAAAACAAAUGGUAAAAUUAAUAAUUCUUUUGGCACUCCUUACGACUUCAGAGACGCAUUUUGCCAACUGGUUUCUUUAUCAGUCGGUAUAAGCUGCCCCUAAUAUGGUGUUCUAUGUAAAUCACCGGUCUUCAUUCUAAUUAUUAUUAUGUUGUUAUAUAUAUAUAGCACCAACAAAUUCUGCAGCGAUUUACAAUGGGUGGACGAACAAGCAUGUAGUUGUAACCAGACAAGUUGGACACACAGGAACAGAGGGGUUGAGGGCUCUGCUCAAUGAGCUUACAUGCUAGAGGGAGUGGGGUAAAGUGACACAAAAGGUAAGGAUAGUAUUCGACUAAUGACAGUUGCAAGAGAGGAAUCAGUCGGGAGCUAUUAACAUUUUAAUUGAUACGCUUUUAAGAAGAAGUGGGUUUUUAAUGACUUUUUGAAGGAGUGGAGACUGGGCGAUAGAGAAGUGACCACGAGAUUUUGCAGCGACUAGAUCAUUGGAUACUUUGGUCAGUUCCGUUUCCACAGAGUGCUUAGCGCGGAAACCAGACUGAAGCAGGUCUAGCAGAGAGUUGAACUCGAAGUCUGUCAGUCUCUUAUACACAACUGUUUCAAGGAUCUUGGAUGCAAAAGGCAGAAGCGAGAUGGGACAGAAGUUGGAUGGGGAGUUAGGGUCAAGGUUGGGCUUCUUUAGAAUUGGGGUUAUAAGUCCGAUGCAUGUUUGAAGUCCGAUGGAAAUAUGCCAGAGGAGAGAGAGAGAGAGAGAUGGAGAAUUUUAGUGAGAGGUAGAAAAAAAGAAUACAGAGUACGGAUGAGAUGUGAGGGAAUUGGAUCUAGGGAGCAGUUGGUGGGACGGGAGGACUGGAGCAGAGCAGAAACCUCUUCCGAUGUAGCGGGUGCGAAUGAACAUAGAACAGCAGAGGGAGUGAGGUUAGGGGAGGUAUUGUAAGGGAGAGAAGUAUGAGAGAUCGCUUCCCUGAUUGUAGAGAACCUGUCAGUGAAGUGAGUUGCAAAGUCUGAGGUGGUCAAGUUAGUAGUUGGAACAAUAGGGCGAAGAAGAGAGUUAAAUGUGUGAAAUAGUCGUUUGGGUUCACAGGAGUGUGUGGUUAUGAGGGUAUUGAAGUAAUUUACUUUUGCAGCGGAAAGAGCUAAGCUGUAGAGCGCAGCAUAAAUUUAUAGUGGAGAAAGUCAGACUAAUUGGCUGUUCUGAUGGCGAUCUGUCCAAUCGCGGGAGCUGCGAGAGUGGAUUUGGCUUCCUGUCUGUUCCCACAUUCGUAAGCAUGCCAGUCAACUUGCUAAAAAGAGAACAAAACACUGCUUGUGUCCCAAUUCAAGAAGAAGCUCACACAAAAUAAGAUUACUUUUACUCCAACAAGGGAGAUAAAAUCAUGAACCCCAAGCUCAUUGUAGCAGCCUUUCCUAAAUACUAUGAGAAACUAUACAAAAACAUACACUAUACUAAACUAUAUAAUUAUAAAAAUUAUAUAGACACAUAUGUUCUCACUCUGACAGAGAUAGCUUAGUCUACCAACUUUAUUAACUUCUUAUCAUGAGUAGCUGACCCAGAUUUUUUACAUACAAAAAUUUUAGAAAUAGUCACUUUCUCAAAAAUGCCUGGGUCCAGAUGGCUUCCAUAUUAUUUACUACCAAACUUUUAAACAUACUUUGGCUCUUUAUUUAACAUUAGCUUUAGCUGAGGUUCCCUUCCUUCAGAGAAUCUGUUUUUACAUAUUGAAACUCUGCUAAAAUCCUGGAAAGGCACACAAUUACUGUCAGAAUUUCAGACCUAUUUUUACAUUUAAAUAGUGAUAAUACAUUUAUGCUAAGCUACUUGCAAACUAGUGUUAAUUUUGGCAUCAAAUUUUAAUUUAGUUUUAGCCCUUUUCUUUUGACUAAAAAUACAUUUUAGUCGUAUUUUAGUCAUCUGAAUUCCUUUAGUUUUAGUGUAGUUUUAGUCGACAGAAUCUUAAAAAGUUAAGCUGACUAAAAUCUGACUAAAAUUGUUAGUCAACAAAAUUAAUGCUGUUGCAAACACACUGGCCCUCCUUUUACCUUUACUUAUACACUUUGAGCAGUCGAACUUUGUCAAAAAUCGCCAAGGCUCUAUUACGAGACGAGUACUGCAUAUACUACUACAUAUUGAAAAGAUAAAUGAACAGUGCCUUUUUCAGGCACAUAAUGUGGAAAAGGCCUUUGGCAGAUUAGAGGCAGUAUACGCAACAAGUUCUAAUUAAAUAUGGUUUUCCUGCCCCUUUUGUUAAUGCAAUAAUGGCAUUGUACAACUGCUCUCUUGUUUCUGUGUUUAACGCCAGGUUUACGUCCUCCCCAUUUAGGAUUGCUAAUGGUACAAUAAAAGGCUGCCCACUCCCUCCACUUUUGGCCUUGGAGCCUCUGAUUCAAACUCACCCACAUUUUUCAGAUAUUACAUGAGGUCCGACUGACCACCACAUAUCAAUAUAUGCAGAUGACAUCCACCUUAUGCUAACAAGCCCAAAGAAUUAUUGGAAAGCGACUGUAAUGUAAUUUUUACUGAGGGAGUGAAUCAGGAUGCUUAGAGGGAAACUAAUCUGUAUUCCUAGUACUAUACUUUCCUCUGCUCAUUGCUGCAAUGCUUUCCUUUGGGGAUUUAACUGAUGCUGGAUGUCUUCAUGCAAUCGUUAGUAAGGCAACUUUUGCCUAAUUGACAGCCACUAGAUUCAGUCUUAACCAUGCAAUAUAAUUAUUCUCGAAACUGCAAUAAUUACAUUGCAGGGUUAAGUUGACAGAGUUACUGCACCAGACCACUUCAAUAAGCUGAAGUGGUCAGGGCGCCUAUAUUGUGCCUUUAAUGGACUACAUGUUGUCACCUGUUGCUAUAUUCAAAUAGGAGUGCACCAUCAUUCACCACUUGUAUCUCACUGACAACUUUGUUUUGUUUGCAGUGUAAUACAUUUUGCUUAUAUUUCUCACCAAUCCUGUUGCAAAAUAAUGAUAUUUUACAGUUUUUAUUAAUACCUUUUUCAUAGAAACAUGGGUUUAUUUAGGAAAAUAGUGUUUAAAAAAAGUUGCCUAACUGACAAUGGACAUCCUCACGCACAUAGGGCUUCAAAGUAAACAAAAGAGCGAAUUUAUUUUAAGGAGACGUGCAUUUGCAUAUAACCAAUGUUUCAGUCCAACUACCUUGACAUAUUAAGAAAAGUUUGGUAACGGGACUGAAAUGGUGAAUGUAUGCUGUUGCACAGCUGUAAAAAACUAAUUACGUUACCUUGCUGAUUUUGAAGUCCUAUGAGUGUGUUCUUCACUUUGGCCGAGAUCAUCAAACUUGAACUUGAUGAUCUCUCCUGUAGGAAAGCAUUGGGAGGCUAUUGUGCAUGUGUGUUAAAAAGCUGCAUGGUCAGUCAGCAUCUCCAUGAGAAGCAUUCAGCGCCUCCAUGCAGACCCAAUCUAAUACACUGCCCCCUCCACCAAUUCUAAUACACUGCCCCUUAAUCUAAUACACUGCCCCUCCUCCCUCCACUCUAAUUGAAUACACUGCCCUCCCCCAAUUUAACACACUGCCCCUCCUCCCAUCACACUAAUAAACUGCCACCACCCACCACUUUAAUACACUGCCCCACUCCCACCUCCAAUAUUAUACACUGCCCCUCCCCCAAAUUAAUACACUACCACCUCUCCCCAAUUUAAUACAUUGGUCCCCUCCCUCAUCCAAAUGAAUACAGUACCCUCUCCCUAAAAUUAAUACACUGCCCAAUCCUUCUCCCAAUUUAAUACACUGCCCCCUUCCUCCCUCAAAUUAAUACACUGCCCCCCCUCCCAAUUUAGUACAUUACACAGGAAGGUCCCCCAAACCCCUCUUCCCCUACCUUAAGAUGAGUCCUGCUUUUCUCUGCUCAAGCAGGCCAGACGCUCCUCUGGCACUGCGAGCAGGAGGGAAGGAGGAGUGGCUUGCCUGCGGGAGUACACGAUCAGCCAUCGGAGGGAAGACAAGAAUCAGACAGGAAAUAGCUUUCCUGUCUUGGCAGGGCAGGGGGGGCACAAAUAUAUCCAUUUUGGGCUGCAUGAGGCCCGGGGGCCGCAAGUUUGACAUGCUUGUGCUAGACUGCCUGAACAGGCAGGAUAUAAAUCAGCAAGAAGUCAUCUCUAAACAAAUGGUUGGUGGGCGCAGACUUAUUGUGACAGUAUCCGAGAGGAGUAGAGUGAUAAUAUCCAACUGUAUUUGAAUGUGAAAAACUGUGACGUAGUUUCUCUCAAAAGCUAUAUGUAACAUUGGAAUCAACAUAUCCAAACAUGCAUGUAGAUUCUUUAGAAAUACCUAUGAGCAGUGCAUUAGAGAAUUUGAUGUUUUCAAUGCUAUCAAACCAAUAAUCUGUUGUGAUAUUGAUAUCUGUCCUUCUAAAAUAGUUAUGUCUAGACGUGUUGGAAGAUUUAUAGUACAAUAAACAGUAUCUCACUUAUUCAACUCCAUAAAUUGCUUUUUUUCUUCAAAGAUUAUUAAAAAAAGGACUGGAGAAUUGUAUUUGCAUCUAAGCUCUUGGUCAUUAAAGGGGAGAGGUAUAUUAAAGCUAUAAAAAAAUGACUUCACAAUCCAGUUCAAUACAAUUACCACCAGGGCACGCAUUGCAAACGACAAGGAGAUAUAGAAACAUACAGGAUUAUUCACUAAACACAGGGUUUGGUUUGAAUGGAGAAAAAACAAAGAUCUGAUCACAUUGGGAAAUCGCAGAUUUACUAAAGCCAAUGCAGUUAGCGUUCGGUCAGUCCAAAAGGUUCUGCAACAUUUGUUCUGAUGCAUUCAGAAAAUCACUAAAUUCAGCAGCCAAACCAAUAUACAGCACCGGAAUUGCAGAUUUGUUAACAACCGCAUAGUGGCUGAUAAUAAGCCGAACGCAUCCUGCAGCUUACCGGUUCUCAAAUUAUUGUUCACUAUCAUAAAUGUAUCAUUUGAAAAACUAGCGCAAACUAGCGAGCAAAUAGUUAAAUAACCCUCAGCAGCACAAGGUGCUAACAUGGCUAACAGAAGCAACAAUCAUUACACAUUGAAAAAGAUUGAAAUCAGAAUCAACUCAACCCUUAGAGUUACAGCCCCCAUCCUGCAGUGUGGUGCUUCAGAACUUUAUAAGAGUAUCUCAUGAGUAUCUCAGCUACAGAAUGAUUGAGCACCUUACAGAAGAUAGUGGGCACUUUGGAACUGAGCCUACACUAUGUAAAGUUCAGUAGGAACUAUUAGCGUCAGUGCUGGCAGAAAUGGCCCUUGUCCUCUCUGGAUUUUCUGGCUUUAAAUAUGUAUUAUGUAUUUUAGUACAUUAUAUUACUUUAUAAGACCUUGAGUAUUUGCUGAGGCUGUUGGGGGAGAGAAAAAUAAAUUUGGCAUGGCAAGGAGCCAUGCUCUUUGUGCGCUACUUCCAAGAUGGCUUCUUGCCGCUUUCUCCUGAGGGCAGCUUGACUCCAUCCCCUGGCCCAUGGAUAGAGAGGGCAAAGGGCAGCUGGAUCUGCUGCUCAAAUGGCAACUUAAUAGGAGGUCCAAGAAAUUCCUGCUUAAAGAAGAUUAGGCAUGUGCAAAACCUGCAGAAACAGGACAAAUUUGAAAUAUGUCCCCCCCCUUUUUUUUUUUUUUACAAGAAAGCUUCUCCAGAUAUCGACCAGUAAGUAGGGAGUGGUCAUGCAUAACAAAAACCUAUCACAGAAUUAAAGAUGCACCAAUUUUUUUUCCAUUUUAUCUUGGCACACACAUAGGCAAUGGCUGGAGUAUUAUAUUGCAUAGAGAAUCAUAUUGCAUAGAUUAUAGAUAAUAGUGUUGGAUAGAGGUAGUGAGACACGUGUGUGUAUGUGGAAUAGAGAGACAGUUGGGUGGGGAGAUUAAAUUGGAGGGGGAUGUGGAGAAAUAAAGUGGGAUAAAAUUAUCAGUAACCUCUAUAUAAAUACACCACCAGGCAUUCAUACAAUCAGUGACACACCCUACAAAGACAAACCUGCAACAGACUUGCCUUUCAUAUACAAUGUAGACACACUCCACCCAAAUACAUCCCAAUGUUCCACAAACAUAGGAACUCUGCAUUUGCACACAAAAAUAGACAAGUGGCAGCCCACUCCCAUCAGCUGCAGCGAGCCCCAGCCUCCUCUUAUCUGCUGCUGCCUUGUCCCACUGGAGCCAAAGGAAGUCACCCUUCUGCAUCAAAAAGGUAUAGAAACAGAAGCUUAACUAUAAAUGUGUGUCUGUAAGAUUGUGUUCAUCUCAUUGAGUGUAUCUGUGUGUCAAUAUGUGAAUACACCCAUGUUUUUUAUGAAUCAGCAAAAUUGAUAAAUCUACUGUGUCCCUAAAAAGAAGGCAUAUAUUUAAAAAUUUCACGGUUCAAGAAAAGCAACCGAUGAAAGAAAACUGGCAUAUUUAGUAGAUUAUGUCAAAUAUUCACAGAAAAUUAGACAUACAAGUGUCAGUGAUGUUUUGAUAAAUCUUUCUUUUUUCACUAAAUGUUUUCACUAAAUCUAAAUAAUUUUUCAUUUAAAUGUUGGCAAAUAUAAUUAUAAAUACAUUUCAAUUCCUUCUACAAUUUCAAGACUGGGCUGGUUUUGUAAUGCAAACCAAAGGACAAAAAAGGAUUGUCCAGGUAACAUCAUCUGCACUCAAACUAAUAUAAACAAUGAGUAAUGGGGAAAAGAGCAAGUCAACUAGACCAGUGUUUCCCAACCCAGUCCUCAAGGCACACCUACCAGUCCAGGAUUUAGGGAUUACCCAGUUGUGUCUAAGGUGUUUUUUUUCUUCUUUGUAAAAACACCUUAGACACAACUGGGUAAUCCCUAAAUCCUGGACUAGUAGGUGUGCCUUGAGGACUGGGUUGGGAAACACUGAACUAGACCAAGGGUUCUUAACCUGUGAGGUGUGCCUCCCCUGGUGAGGUGCAAAGGUGUUGCUGGGAGGUGUAACGUUCCUCGUUAACAUUUUUGUAAUUCAUUUUUGUAGAAUUUACUUUAGAUACAGUCAUGUCGCGAUAUUCAGAUUUAAAAAAAUGUCGAAGGCAUUUGAAUAAUCAAAAUUCGUAUAAUUGAAGUGUUCGGUAAACUGAAGACUGCUGUUAUUGCGGUUGUGCUUAGUAAAGCGAAGACUAACUGUCCGUUUAGCUUAAUCUUGUACCAAACUCCCAUCCCUGAAAUGACUCACAACACUUGCUUACAACAAUCACAAGAACAGUAGAAAAGCAGUCACAUUAUAACUCUGCACUCGGUGACUGUUAUUGUUAGAUUGCAAUGCAACUGAAAAAUUUUUUUUUUUCUAAGACUGUCUAAUUUUAAUUACUGUUAGCUUAUUUAAAGGGACACUCCACUACCCAAACACAAAAUUAAAAAAAUCACUGUUUAGUAUAUAUACCCCAAAUAAAAACAUUCAUGCAUUUUAUUAUGCAGUUUUCUUGUCUGCUGCCUUUGCAAAUCCUCCCCUUCUAACCCCAGCCCAGACUAGGGCGUUCUAUGCCGUCCAUAUUAUAAUGGGCUUUAAAGCCGUUACGGCGGCAUAGAACGCCACAACAGCUUUCAGCCCCAGGAACAAGGAGGUACUCACCUCCACCGCGAACCCAGGCAAUUAAGGCCCUACAAAACUAAACUGACAGGCAGUCCUCCUGCUGGUGAAAUAGUAAAAAAAAAAAAAAAAGUUAUUAGAGCAACCAGUAAGAAAAAAAAAUAAAAAAAAUAUAUAUAUAUAUAUUCUGGUGUCUAUAGCCUGUCCCUGCAGGCCUUUUAAUGUAAACACGGUGGCACUGCAGCACUGGCGUUAGUUAACAUGGCAAAUCAUAUGGGUGGGGCAUUGUGAUGUCACGUGGGGGGGGGGGCGGAAACUUUACUUUUGCCUAGGGCGGCAAAAAUCCUUGCACCGGCCCUGGCUGGAGGGGGCUGUGUGAGCUGUGGCCGCACAGUGUCCCAUGGUAGUUAGGGUGCCGUGCGGCCAGUACAGCUCACACAAGCAAACAGCUGAUAAACUGGCCGCAUGGAGGAAAUGUGUAUGUGUGACUGUCUGCCUGUGACUGUGUGUGACUGUCUGCCUGUAACUGAGUGUGUGACUGUCUGUCUGUAACUGAGUGUGUGACUGUCUGCCUGUAAAUGUGUGUGUGGGGCUGCAGGGAUUUUGUAGAAGGGGGCGGGGGUUUUGUAUUGGGACAGGAGUCUUUAUAAGGGGGGAUAAGCAGGGGAUUUGUGGAAGGGGGUUGCGGGGGUUUUGUAGACGGGGCAGUACAGGAUUUGUAGAAGGGGCAGGACAGAGGUUUUGUAGGAGGGGCGGGGCAGGACAAGGGUUUUGUAGGAGGGGCUGACAGCGGUUUUGCAAAGUUUACAAAUUGUAAAAAAAAAGAAAGAAAACCUUUAACAUUUUUACAUUUUUUUUGGGGGGGGGGGGGUGCCAAGCACAAGAUCCGCCCCGGGUGCCAAAUGCUCUAGGUACGCCCCUGCCCAGACCUACAUUUUGCAUAGUAUGUCUCUGAAAAUGAAGGCACAGUCACAGUUUAGAAAUUGCCCUUCAAAUUUAAGGUGGCUAGAGUGGAGUUUAAAUGAAUGUUAAUGGACGGCGUGAGUUGCAAACAAAUGGUCAAAUUGUGAAAACUAUCUGGACUAUGGCUUAGCCGUGGACAAUUUUUUAUGGCAGCAGGGAUAGCUGAACGUUUUGAUAUAAGAUUUGUGUAGGUGGGCUUGAAAAUGAGGGAGUGGUAGCAGUUUAGAAAUCAUAUCCUGAUUUUUCAGCUCACACUCUAACUUUUGUCAGCUCCAACUCUAAUUUUAAAAAACAGCGAUAUUUCGUGAACCAUUCGACGAAACGUUACACAAAGUUAUAGCACACCGAUCGGGAACAAUCCACACAUUUCAAUAUGUUACUGUCUAUGUAGUGUAAAAACUGUGGGAGGAGUUAGGGUGGUAAAUUUGGCUAUAAUAAGAAUAAUAAUUUAUAUGUGAGAUAAUAGUAAGUGGUCUUGCCAUGCAAGAACACUUAUUUACAUAAAUAUACACAUAGGAUUUAAAUACAUAUAUAUGUAUAUAUUUUUAAAUUCUACAUGUAUAUUUAUGUAAUAUUUUAACAUAAUUAAGUCAUUUUAUUAAUUAUAAUUUGAGGGACCAGCCUGACAACCCAGGUAGCAAGUCCAAAGAAUUUAAUUUGCAAGUCAUAUGUUUAUCCCUGUCACUUUCCAAAACACCAUAAAACCUUGCUAUGGGGGGUAUUAUUGUACUUGGGAGACUUCGGUGAACACAAAUAUUUGUGUAAUAAAGCAGUUAAACUUAUCACAACGAUAUCACCAGUAAAAGUGCAGUUUUUGUGUAAAAACUGCAAAAAAACAAACAUGAAUUCUAACUUUGGGUAGCGUUUGUGACUAAGUGGCUGCUAAAAAACACUGGACCCCCUUUUGAAUACCCUGUGUUGGCUACUUUUUCAAAUGGUAUGUCAUGGUGGGGUUAAUUCACAUUCCUAUGCUACCAUCCCGUCUCAAAGGCAUCAUAGCCAAUCUGGCAAAUUUCAAUUUGCACAAACAGAAAUUGGCAAAUCUGAUAUUUGACCCUGUAACUUUCCAAAACACCAUAAAACAUGUGCAUGAGGGGUACUGUUGUACUAUUGAGACAUUACUCUACACAAAUAUGAGUGUUUUAGAGCAGUAAAAUGUAUAAUACUGAUAUCGUUGGUAAAAGGGCAGUUUAUUAGUAAAAAAUGCAAAAAAAACAGAUGUAAACGCUAACAGGUUUUUUAAUAAGUGGCUACUAAAAAAAGACCCCCAUCAUAGCAUACCAUUUGAAAAAGUAGACAUCCCAGGGUAUUCAAAAUGGGGUAUGCUCAGUCUUUUGUAGUAGCCUCAUCUCGUUGUAAGUAGGCAAUCUAGUAUAUUAUUCGUGGCACUAAUCUCUAAUUUACCUCACAUUAAAGAAACACUAUAGUCCCCAGAACCACUGCAGCUUAAUGUAGUUGUUCUGGUGUCUAUAGCCUGUCCCUGCAUGCCUUAUAAUGUAAACACGGCGGCACUGCAGCACUGGCGUUAGUUAACAUGGCAGAUCAUAUGGGUGGAGCAUUGUGAUGUCACAUGGGGGGGGGGGCGGCAAACUUUACUUUUGCCUAGGGCUGCAAAAAUCCUUGCACCGGCCCUGCCCACAUAGCGGUUAUAGCUUUAUUUGUGCUUUUUAUACACAUGAACUCACUUUUCACAGGACAUUUCAUAUUCCUGAUAUGGGUUAUUGCAACAAAGCCUCACUAUUUGCAUUUUACAUUGUCUCCUGAAUGUAACAGUACCCCCAUGUACUAGAUUUUCUGUUUUUGGGGGGAAGUCACGGGGACAAAAAUAUUAGAUGUCCUUUUCAAAGUUUGAGAUUUGACAAAGUGAUUUUCUGGGCCUAUGUGACUUUUCAGACAGUAUGGCAUUUCCACCGUUAUGGCAUACCAUUUUCAAAAGUAGGAAACCCAGAGUAUAACAAAUGGCAUAAUUUGAGAUGUUUGGUCUACCAUUUUAACAGAAAUGCUGGGCCCAUGUAGCGAUUUCUACUUUUAUUUUUGUCUUUUUAAUCAGAUAAAUUGCAUUUUCACUGGGAAUGUCAUAAUCCUGAUAUUAGUGCAAUAGAGACUUGGUAUUUUGAUUUAACACUGUCUUUUGAAUAUAACAGUACCAGCAUGUACCAUGUUUCCAUGCCAAAGUCCCAUACAGAGUGAUUCAGAAGUUCAGCUCUGUAUGGUAGACUUUGAAACAGUCUGUUAUGCAGAGGGCGGGUAGAGAUGGGCAGGUUGGGCAAUAAUAACUGGAGUCCUUUCGGACUCCUUUCUUGUAGCAAACACGGCACUUUCUUUGGGGAGAUUUUUUACUAGGGGUGGGUGGGAUUCGGGAAGGGAAGUGUUUGCCACAAAGUCUUUGGAGAUCUCCUGAUUCCAAAGUGGGAUUGGGGGGCUGGGUAAAUAACAUACGGGACAAAAGGUUUAAUGUGAAUUUGAGGAAAGGGCAGGGCCUACCUAUGACCUCUUUUGUAUAGAGGACAUAGGCAUUGAAAAUUGCAAUCUGGCUCACGUAGAUUGCAAUUUUCUUGUACCAGGUCCUAGUUUUUCGGUUCACCAGAUAGGGCUGUAUGCAUUGGUCAGACAAGUCUACCCCCUAUAAACUUGCUGUAGUCUACAAUGCACUUUGGCUUUUCCAGAUGCUCAGUGCUACCUAUCACAGACAUUGGCACUGUACUUUCGUCGUGCAUCGUAGACAGCAUGUAUACAUCUUUCCUAUCUCUGAAGCAAAGAGCAAGCAACUCAUCCUGGCGGAGAGCUGAAGAGGAACCUGCUUCUGCCUCUUGCCAGGGCUUGGAGGAAAACCCUUCGAUUCUUCCUCACUGUGCCACAGGCUAGGGUUUCAAAGCAAUAUACAUUUUAAAAUAAUUUUAUACUGGUAUAAUAAUUGUCAACCCGUAGCCUAUAUCCCUUAUUCAACAAGGGAAGGAUUAGAUCCCAAACAAUCUUGCCAUUUGUACCCACAGAAUCAGGGCAUCCUGGUGGGUCAAGAUGGCUAUCCUUCCCCUGGUAAAUGCGAAACGCCCAUGUGUAACCAGUACAGGAUUCGCAUAAUUUAUAAAAUUUAACGCCAUAUCGGGACCGCUUAGAUGGAAUAUAUUCCUUAAAUAGCAGUCGACCUUUAAAUUUUAUAAGGGACUCGUCAAUUGAAAUAUCUUUAUCAGGGACAUAAUUUUCAGAAAUUUUGUCUGACAGGAGUUGGAUAAAGGGCCGAAUUUUAUAGAGCCUGUCAAACAGUGGGUCAUUUCUAGGGAGAAACAGUGAGUUAUCAUUAAAAUGAAGGAAUCGCAGCAGUUGCAGGUAGCAAUCCCUCAACAUAACCUCAGGGAAAAGAGCAGGGCCAGAUUAAGAGCCUAGUGGGCCUGGUUCUGACAAUUAUGAUGGGACCUAAUUACAGAAUUUUAUCGACCAAAAACACUAAAACAGUCAUACCUCUAAAGAGUCAUGUAUCUGAUGGAGUUGGUGUUGGAGGGAAACUCAAAGGAUGCAGCUAUAAGAAAACACAUACUCUAUGCUAAUCUCUUUAUCUAAUUAAUGCUUUCAUCUUUCAAGUAAAUCCAUACCCCAUAACAGCAGUGUCCAUGGGCGGGGUAAAAGGGUGUGCCACUGAUGCAAAUCAUGUGACCAGAACUGCCAAAAGGGCCGAACAUGCCCAAAAAGGGGGCAUGUCUGUCCAAAGAAUUGGAAGGCCAGCCUUGCAUCAGUGUCCCUAUGUAUCACAGUGUCAAUGUCCCCAUGUCGCCCAGUCCCCUAGUCUCCCAGUGUCUGUGUCCCCAUUUCUCCCAGUGUCCCCAUGUCUCAGUGUGUCCUGUGUCACUAGGAAACUAGGGGACACUGAGAGACAUGGGGACACUGAGAGAUCCGGGGACACUGGGAGACGUGGGGGCACUCGGAGACGUGGGGGCACUUGUGAAUACAGACAUGGGGACACUGGGAGACAUGAGGACACAUACAUUUGGGGACACUGGGAGAAAUGAGGAGACAGACACUAGGGACACAGACAUGGGGACACAGACACUAGGAGACAGACACUAGGGACACUGGCUGGGAGGCAUGGGGACACAGACACUUGGGGAGACUGGGAGACAUGGGACACAAAGGACACAGAGACAUGAGGACACAGACACUGGGAGACAUGGGGACACUGAGACACUAGGGACACUGGCUGGGAGACAUAGGGACACUGGGAGACAUGGGGACUCUGAGACACUAGCUGGGAAUCAUGGGGACACUAAGAGACAUGGGGACAUAGAUACUAGGGACACUGGCUGGGAGGCAUGGGGACACAGACACUUGGGGACACAGACACUUGGGGACACUGGGAGACAUGGGGCACUUGUGGACAUAGACAUGGGGACACUGGGAGGCAUGGGGACACUGAGACAUUUGGGGACACUGGGAGACAUGGGGACACUAAGGACAUAGAGACAUGGGGACACAGACACUGGGAGACAUGGGACACUGAGACACUAGGGACAAUGGCUGGGAAACAUAGGGACACUGGCUGGGAGUCAUGGGGACACUGGGAGACAUGGGGACAUUGAGAGACAUGGGGACACAGAGACAUGGGGACACAGAUACUGGGAGACUAGGGGAUACUGGGAGCCAUGGUGAUAGACAUUUGGGGAAUCUAAGACACUAGGGACACUGAGAGACAUAGGGACACAGACACUAGGGACACUGGCUGGGAGGCAUGGGGACACAGACACUAGCUGGGACACUGGGAGACAUGGGGCACUUGUGGACAUAUACAUGGGGACACUGGGAGACAUGGGGACACUGAGACAUUUGGGGACACUGGGAGACAUGGAGACACUAAGGACACAGAGACAUGGGGACACAGACACUGGGAGACAUGGGGACACUGAGACACUAAGGACACUGGCUGGGAGACAUAGGGACACUGGAAUACAUGGGGACACUGAGACACUGGCUGGGAGCCAUGGGGACACUGGGAGACAUGGGGACACUGAGAGACAUGGGGAUACAGAGACAUGGUGACACAGAUACUUGGACACCAGGGGACACCCGGAGUCAUGGGGACACUGAGACACUAGGAACACUGGCUGGGAGACAUGGGGACACUGUGUCCCUAGUGUCUCCGUGUCCCAAUGUGUCUCCCUAUGUCUCACAGCGUCACCAUGUGUCUGUGUCCCCAUGUGUCUCAGUGUCCCCAUGUCUCCCAGUGUCCCCUAGUGUCUCAGUGUCCCCUAGUAUCUCCCUGCUGCCUUUCCCCCCAUCCUUCACAUACCUGAGCUGUAGUCUGUCUCUGCAGGCUGGAAGCUGUUGUCUGGAUUCUCUGUGUUGUGUAGCUGCUCCCCCGCGGAUCAGUGAGUAGAGAGAGGCAGGGAGAUGCUGUAACUUCCUAUCCCUGCCUCUCUCCUUACACAGUGACACCUACUGGCCGGUGCUGGUAUUGCAGAGUAAUCUCCGUUUAUACGGAGGAAAAUACACGGCCAUGCAGCCUCCAAUACCAGCUGUGCCUUAAAAUACCAGUCAGGUGGUAAACCUAAGAGUAGUCUGUAAAAAAAAAAAAAAAAAAGUAAAAAACAUUUUUUUUUUUUUUUUUACAAUGGGCCUAUUCCAUGGGCCUGGGCCUGGGCCUGGAGCUGCAGCUCCAUCAGCCCCUAUGUUAAUCCGGCCCUGGAAAAGAGGGGUAGCCAGGAUGCAUUGCUUGCUCCAGUAGGACCUGAUACUGGGCUUUUUAACUAUACCCAUCAUUAGGGUUAAAGCCCAAAACCGCUUCAUCUCUGCGACAUCCGUGGGUCUCCACAUAUUCCUGCGACGAUGAUGGGACCCCGGAUGUGCAGAGAGAUACAAAUUUGUUUGCUGAGCCAUGAGCUCAAAUAUAUAUUGUCUGACAUAAAGAGCUCCAAAAAACGAAUUGGCUCGCAUUCGUCCACUGUUACAGUGAUGCCAGAUGUAACAGUGAACGGCGGUAUUUCUGGGGCCAUCGUGUUUGGAGGCACCCAGUCUCCGUCUAGCAUUGGGCUUGCUGAGCGUCCUCUUGUGAGUGGUGGUGGGGCACCAUCACUAUCUUGCAGAGUGUCACUAUCACUUCCUGCCAGAAUGGCACACGCCUCCUUGGCUGAGUAGCGACGUGCCAUUCUAGGGGGACAAAUUAAUUAAUUUAUAUACUAAGGGGGUAAUUAAUUAUCUACCUGCCUAACACCUACUACCCGCCCUCAAAAAAUAAUAUAAAUGUACUGCAGGCAGCUGCAACCAGUACACUGAAAGGGUUAUUUUUAGAUCUAUAAAAAUAACCCUAAAAAAAGGUCAGUCUAAUCAGAGAGCCCUCUGAUCACAGUGAUCACUGAUACAGUACUGUACAGCAGAUAUACUGUACAGUAUAGUGAUCACGGCAGUUGGGAGAGGGUUAAGGGAGUUUUGGGUUGCUACGACUGACACAAAGGGUAAACAAAAACUUGGAAAUAAUUUUUUUGACCCCAAAAAAAUGUAAAUCUGAAAGGGGUAAUUUUUUGAUCUGUAAAAAUAACCUUAAAAAAGGUCAGUCUGAUCAGAGAGCCCUCAGAUCACAGUGAUCACUGAUGCAGAUAUACUGUACAGUAUAGUGAUCACGGCAGUGGGGAAAGGGUUAAGGGAGAUUUGGGUUGCUGCGACUGACACAAAGGGUCAAAACAAAAUUAGAAAUAAUUUUUUUUUACCCAAACAAAUAAAUAUAGUACAAAAGUACUGAAUGCCCUAAUCAGGCUGAUGACAGUAAUAUGCUGUGAUCAGCACUGAAAGGGUUAAAUAAAAUAAUUUUUUUAAAAACUUUUAUAAAGUAUUAAAACUUUUUUCUUCACAGGAUCAGCUCAACAACGAUCUCUCUGCCUCUCUCUCUCAGAUCGAAGUGAGGUGAGGAGAGGGGCAGAGACAAUGUGUCAGCCAGUGAUUUGAGAUCAUUGGCUGACACAUACUAACAGUGAUCACAGUGACUGGCUGUCACUGUGAUCACUUCCUACAGAUUGCGAUAAUUGGCCACAGGGGGAGUGCCUGGGUGGUACAGGCAUGCCCCCCACCGCGAUCUGUAGGGGGUUAAUGGCUGCAGUUACAUGUGUCAGCCAAUUGGUUAUAAAACCUGUACAUGAGGGGUACUGUUAUACUCGGGAGACUUCGCUGAACACAAAUACUAGUGUUUCAAAACAGUAAAACGUAUCACAACAAUUAUAUCGUCAGUGUAAGUGCCAUUUGUGUGUGAAAAAUUCAAAAAAUGUCACUGUUCUGACGAUAUCGUCAUUGUAAUAUAUUUUACUGUUUUGAAACACUAAUAUUUGUGUUCAGCGAAGUCUUCCGAGUAAAACAGUACCCCCCAUGGACAGGUUUUAUGGUGUCUUGGAAAGUUACAGGGUUAAAUAUAGUGCUAGCAAAUUAAAUUCCCUGAACUUUCGGCCUGGGUUGUCAGGCAGGUCCUGCAAAUUGUAAUUAAUAAAAUUACCUAAUUAUGUAAAAUUAUUACAUAAAUAUAUACAUAGAAUUAUUAUAUAUGUACGUGUGUAUAUAUAUGUGUAUAUAUAUAUAUAUGUAUAUAAUUUUUUUAAAUAAUUUUAUUUAUAUAUAGUGAUAUAUACGUAUAUACUUAUUUCGUUCUACAUGUAUUUUGAUAUCAAUAUAUAUAUAUUAAUUUUAAAAUACAGUUAGAACGUAAUUACACGUAUAUAUAUUAUUUAUUUUUUAUUUUAGUUUUUAACAUAUUUACAUAUUUAUUUAUUUUUUAUUAUAUAUAAAUUUAUAUAUAAUGAAAAUGAUAUAUAUAUUUAAUCAAUAUCAUUGUACGUGUAUUUUGAUAUUAAUAUAUAUAUAUAUAAUUAUGUAUAUAUUAAUAUUAAAAUACACUUAGACAGUGUAUGUGUAUAUAUGUGUAUGUGUGUAUAUAUACUUAGAUCAUAUAUAUAAUAAAUAUAUAUAUGAUCUAAGUAUAUAUUAUUUAUUUUUACACUGUUUUAACAUCUUUUAAUUUUAUUUUCAGACAGCAGGCACUCCCCCUGCUGGCAAUGUCUUGGACUGCUAUGCCGUCCAUGUGAUCGUGAGGUCCUCGCAAGGACCUCGUGAUCACAUGGCCCAGGGGGGCCGAAGAGGACGGAGGGGGACUCCCUGGGCUCCCAGGUAAGUCCCCAUACCGCAAUUGCCGGCGUGGGAUCGCCGGCGACCGAGUAAGUACAUAAGAUCGCAGGGCGUUCUAUGCCACCCUGCAGCGUUUAGAGCCAUUAAAAUAGGGACGGCAUAGAACGCCCUGCGGUCUUAAGGGGUUAAUGGGCUAAAUUAUAAAAGUGUCACUAUCUAUUGAAAUCUGCACUUUUUGCAAAUUAAAAAAAGAGGACACCCUCUUCACAUAUAAAGCUUUCUAGCAAGCUAAAGUUGUUUAGGGGUCUGGAGUGUCCCUUUAGCAGAGGGCUUCAUAAAUAUGCUUGGAAUCUAGAAGCCAGGUUUUUUUUCACUAAGAAAGCUUUAUCAUAAACAACAAACAUACAAUUUUUAAAGGGACACGAUAGUCACCAAAACCACUACAGCUAAAUUUUCUUAACUUUUUCUGUGUAUCUGAGGAUGACACAAUACAAUUUCCAUGUCAAUUAUGUAAUCCAUUAUUAAUUGCUUUUGGAAAGCAGGUGAGGUGUACAUAUUAGGGUUACUUUCGGGGGAGGUGUGAGACUAAAAAUAUUUUUAAAAAACUAAAUUAGAAUUGUAUAAAAAUUCUGGUUUCUAUUUGUGAAAGAAAUACGUAACUUAACUUGGUCCCUUCUUUAGUUUUUAUAGACCCAUAGCUCUAGGGUGAAAUUGGAAAAUGAUGGUAGAAAAUAUUAUAGCUCUUUUUGACUAAAUCGAGCUUAUCAUGAUGUAAAAAGCAGAUAAAAUUGUACCUGUUUUUUACAUCUGCAUCACUGGACUAAUAUGUCUACAAUCUCUACUCAAGCCUAUCAUAUAGAUUACUGCUACUCUGCUCAUUUCAAAAUAUUGUGUAAUUUUCACAAAUACUAUAUGACCCAACACGCAGAACUAUGUAACAUAUAUGAACCCAGAAUAAGAACAAGGACAACAUAUACUGGGCCUUAGAAUUCCGGACUUAACGUAAAAGAAAAUAGUCAAAAUACAAGCCAAGGUCGGGGACACAGAAAUAGACAGAUUGAGAAAACUAGCCAAAGGUCAGGAAUACCAGAACAGAGAAGGUCAAAAAUACAAGCCAAAGUCAAAUACCAAAAUAAAACAAAAAAAAGAACACACUCUUUGAUAACCAACUAGUGGAAACUGUAAAGGAUCACCUGGCACCCCGACUGGGUACCUCCGUUAAAGGAUGCUCCUAGCGCUUGCUGAGGGCUCCAAGCACUCCACCUGAGACCCCACGAACCACCACAGCUUGGUUGGGGUCUCGCCAUCUUCUACCCACCCUGGACCUACGACAAGGCUCCAGGUUCCAGUGGGUGAACCUCUCUUUCCCCAGAGAGUGAAGCAGGAACAGGAACAAGCUCUUACAAGAGCUUAGUGAUUAUUCAAGGGAGUAUGAAGAGCAUAGCAAUCCCUUGUUGCAGAUUCCCCCAAAAAGAGACAGGGACUCUAGAUUGAGGGUGAAGUAGAACUAGUUUAAUGAGCACAAAGGCAUUUUCUUAUAUACACAUUUUCAUGCCAGAGGCACACCCCCUGGACCUGAUGGUAAACUGGGACAAAAAGGACACAGACCAAUAGGAACAAUAAUUAGUACAGCAACACUCCCACAUACAGUCAGCAAUCCCUCCCCUCUGCCUGUGAUAUAAUUAAGCUAGCUAAUGGAGUAACCGAAUUAUCCACAGGCAGAAAAUAUAAAUUUUUACCCAAAGUCCAAAAACACCCCAAAACACAAACAUAUCCCCAUAAAUCCUACAUCCCUUGAUAACCCUAAUCUGGGUGAACAACAUAUCCAAAAAUCACCCAGAUCAGAGCAGGGGUUCAAAAGUUUUAUGGAAGUCACAUUUGACCGACCGCAAGCAUGGCUUUCAUGCCCAAAAUAGUUCCACAGAUUUAGGCUGUGCGGCCGGUCUAUCUUCUCCUCUCUCCUGGAGAUAAUUGGCUUAAGUGGCUGUGGUAACUUAAUUAUCUCCAGGUACAGGAAAUAUCUCUAAGUCCAAAAACUGUUACAAAAACCACAUGUGUCCAACAUGUCCCCAGAUAGCUUGGAUCUGAGCGCUCAAUAUGUCCGAACAGCGCUCAGAUCUAAUGAAUACAGUUGGAUCGCCAUGUGGUUAAAGUUGUCUCUUCUGACCAACUGCAAGCAUGGCUUUCAUGCCCAAAAUAGAUCCACAGAUUUAGGCUGUGCAGCCGGUCUAUGUCCAAUGUUUAAAGUUCCCUAUAUUACAAGGAAGGGUGGGGUCAGACAUUAGCAAGGGCUGAUGAGAGAUUGAUAAAGGACAAAGCAGCCAGUUUCAACUUUUCUGGCAGUGUCCCUGGGACAACGCCCUGCUGGAGAACAAUAGGACAGGAAAAAGGGGGAGGAGAAGAGUCACAUUUUCCCAUGGAAGUCACUUUUUAGCAUGUCUUUUUGCAGGGCUCAUAGUCACAGGGCAGGAGGCUGGCAAGCAGGCCCCUCCAAAAACUCAUGGCAAACUCCCUAAAAAAGGGGAGUUUGUCACUGAAACCAUGACAGGGCACUGAUGAAAAGCUAUUCAGAGUUCAAACGUGCCUCUCUAAGCAUUGAUUAGCUAGAUUGUGACCUCUGACCCCAAAAUAUGCGUGCUCGUUGAUAACGUGACAUUGCACGCACGUUGGCGCCAUCAUGGUUGUGGAUGGAGGUAAGUAAUUAUUUAAACAGAACCGCAGUGGUUGGCGUCUCUUAGAACACUGGGUACUGCUACAAAAGAGGAUCGAGCACUGUACUGCCACAAUCCAGGUAAGUAUUUUUUUUAUACUUUCGGCGUGACCACACUGAUCAGGUGUGAGAGUUGGCCAGUGUGAGAGUUGGAAGCCGUGACAGUAAUGCUGGGAUCUCAAACUCUGGCUUCCGAUAUGUUGAUGGCCAACUUCCAAAAUUCUUUCAAUGCAAUAAAAGAUCAGAGAAUCAUAGGAGAUGUAGUUUAGCAACAUCAGAAGGGCUACAUGUAAAUAUCUACUUUAAUGGAAUCACUCAAUCAAAUCAUCUGAGUAUGUUAUACAGGGUUUUUUUUUUUUACUUAAGUGUGCAUUCGAAGUGAAUUCAAAUAGAAUUUUUAAAUAUAAGGUCACAGUAGCUCAACUGAAACUGUAGCUGAAUUAGAUAAUUGCUCCAAUUUGGUUAUUUUUAUCUUAAAUUUUAAAUUCACUUUGAAUUCUCACUUUAUUAUUAGCAGUAGUGAUAAGCUAAUAUUAGAAUUGCUUUACUGGAGCUAAGACAUUAUGUAAAAGUGAUUGUACAGGUAUCUCAGCUUUAUUUAUGUGGUAUCCUCAAAUAAUACUUUUCGUCACUCAAUUCAGAAUUCACUGUCAUUGAUUUUGUGUCACUAUGAGGUGUACUAACUAAAGCUCAAUGGGCUAACACAAGGAACUAGCCUGUAGAAUCAAAUCCCUGCAUCUGCUUUUUGCUAUUUCUUGAAUCAAGCCAUUGGAAACACGGAAAGGUUAUUAGGUCAUAUUCUAUAUUGAUCAGGGAGGCUGAGACACUCAUCUUGUGCUGCCCUGAUCAAUUCGAUAUAAUGUGCAGUGUAUAAAUUCAGACUCAACCAAACCGAUUUUAUUUUUUUUCCCUUUUCUUUUCAUUUGUCUUACUGUAAAAGGCUAGUACUCUUCCACAGCUUAAAUACUUAGCCUUUAGUAGGCUCUGUAUAGAAUUUGGGAUGUGUAAGAAAGAUUUACAAGAAAAGAAGGUGAUCCCUGGGACUGUUCUUCCAUACAUUUUUUUCAGUAACUGGUCUUUACGCUUACCCUAGCAGAUUUGAAGUUAAUGCUGGAGUUCUCUAUUCUUUGUGUAUCGAUAUGUAUAUAUGUCUGUAUCCUAACACAUAUGCAGCAUAUGCUGAAUAUGUUGAUACUUGAUAAAUUAUAUUAAAAAUAACUUUGUUAAAAUGUUGCAAAGCACUCUAUUCCAUAUAAUGUAUAUUCUCAAUAUACAUAGGAACCAGUGGUAGCUGGUGAUGCACCCACCACCUCCACAUAUUGCUGGGAUCAACCCCCACAACCACAUGUGCUCAACCCCUGAUAUAACGAGAUAUAAUUUCCUACUCAAUACCAUAAACAAAACAUAAACAUGGGAUCUGUAGCCAUCAAUAAAAGAAGGGAAGUGGGUGGGAAAUUGCAAUAUUGUUUAAAGGACCACUCUAGGCACCCACACCACUUCAGCUUAAUGAAGUGGUCUGGGUGCCAGGUCCAGCUAGGGUUAACCCAUUUUUUCAUAAUUAUAGCAGUUUCAGAGAAACUGCUAUAAUUAUGAAUGGGUUAAGCCUUCCCCCUAAUCCUCUAGUGGCUGUCUCAUUGACAGCCACUAGAGGCGCUUGCGUGCUUCUCACUGUGAUUUUCACAGUGAGAGCACGCCAGCGUCCAUAGGAAAGCAUUGUAAAUGCUUUCCUAUGCGACGGGCUGAAUGCGCGCGCAGCUCUUGCCGCGCGUGCGCAUUCAGCCAGGAGGAGGAUCGGAGGAGGAGAGGAGGAGGAGAGCUCUCCGCCCAGCACUGGAAAAAGGUAAGUUUUUACCCCUUUCCCCCUUCCAGAGCCGGGCGGGAGGGGGUCCCUGAGGGUGGGGGCACCCUCAGGGCACUAUAGUGCCAGGAAAACGAGUAUGUUUUCCUGGCACUAUAGUGGUCCUUUAACGCACACUUAGUCUUUACAACAACAAUACAUUGUGGUUUAUUUAUCUAUCUUUUGCAGCACAAACUAGUGGGUUUCCCAUCUGUCCCUAUGGACCAGCCUCCAGUCAUAACUGUGUAUGUGUGUAGAUAUAAUAUUUAUGUCUUUAUAUUUAUAGGGUUACCGUAUGGUUACCAUAUUCAACAUGUUGUCAAGGACACAUAUAAUUGUGUCACAUUUAUGAAAACGCAGUGAUUCUUAAUUGACCAAUUAUUUAAUGUUAUAUACCUUCCUCUGAAUUCUACAUACUACAGGGAAACCCUUUGCAUGCGCUGCCCAUCAAUAUGCACAUGUGAUAUGUGUCCCUGAAAACAUGGUGGAUUUGGUAACUAGAUACUGUAUAUAUACACACACAAUGUGAUUUUACUUUAUGAAAAUACUCUCUAGAGUUAAAUACAUUGUGGGAUUGAGAUAAGUUCAUGUUUGCAUUUAAAGUCUCUCAGAAUCAAAAUAGAAUGGUUUAGUGCAGGAGCACAGGGAAUCUUAAUUUAUGGAAAACAGGGAACGAUAUUACAAGCACCCGAUGACUUAAAUGUUCCAUAUUUAUGUGUAAUUACACUCUUGGAAACAUCAAAAGAUACAGCUUGUCAUUGUUAUGUAUUCAGUGUAUGAUGCAGAUCAGCUCAGUAUUUUUUUAUAUUUCCCAUUACAAGAAAACACAUUGAGGCAGAAAAUGACUGCAGUCUCCCAGCAGAUGGCAGUAGAAUACCUUGUUUUACUAGUAUUACUGUUUGGGUUUAAUAAAUAAGCAUGAAAUAUUCAGACAUGGCAGCUCAUUUAAGCGCGGGGGUAGGAGGGGAGGGCGGUGAAGCAAAUGUAAAAAGAAAAAGAAAAAAAGUUGCAUACAACACUGUAGUUAUCUACAGAGUAUUUAGUAUUCCUAUCAUUCAGUAUUUUUCUUGGGCCAUUUACAAGUUCUCUGAAAAACACUGGCUUCCUCCACAAGUGAGCAGUGAGAUUUUCCCCAUAAACAGACCUUGCUGUGGCUGGUACUGCUGAUUAGCCUGACGUAGAUGCUGAUGCUAUCAGAUGGGGUUCUCAAUGUAAAGCCACAUGGAUCUUAAGAUUUGUGUCAUUUUUACCACCUUUGGGUUGACUUCGAAUGCAUGUGUCUUGCCUAGCACAAAGGCUAAAACCAUAGUAAAUCAUAUCACAAAUAUUUACCCUUUAUUAGGUCUGAUUGUAAAUUUGCAAGUUAUUUUAGAGUUUUCCGAUUUUCCUGUUGUGCACAGGACAAGACACUACGCACUGUACUUAGGAUCGUGAGCAAUUCCAACAGUCAAGAUCCAUACUAUUCAGGUUAUGUUUCCCCUAUUGUUUUGCACAGUAUAAAGAAUGCAUGUCCUUCCCUAAUCUCUGUCCCUCCUUUGCUCAUACAUUUAUCGCAGGGGUGCGGAACCUUCGGCCCUCCACAUGUUUUGGACUACAUUUCGCAUUAUGCUCUUACAGCCAUAAUGCUGGCAAAGCAUCAAUGGAGAUGUAGUCCAAAACACCUGGAGGGCCGAAGGUUCCCCACCCCUGAUGAUCGCUUAUUAAGUGUCCUCUCAAUUCGCCACGCUAUACUGAACUCAGUCUCAGAUCCGGAUGUUCUCUCUGCCUUGUACCAAUUACACGUCCCCUCAGCCAUCCGAGACUGGACAGACAGAUUUAGAAAUUACACCUUGGUUUUCUUCAUUCUUCUGUGGUAUCUGUGAAACAUAAUGACGGUCAAGAAUUCAUCCCUCAUGGGCGUACAGUAUGUCCCAGUUCUUAGCAUUAUGGCCUGUCUUCACAGCAUUGCAAUAGUUACAAACUGGGGCAGUUUUCAACAGUUAUUUAUAUUAAAAAAAAAAUAUUACCUGAGGAGAAUGCUCUGCUAUUGUAAAAGCUGAGUGGGAUGUUAUUCGUAAAGAAAGAAAAUCUGUCCAAUAGAUCACAACUAAACUUUUAUUGGGAUUCCUUCUCUAAAAUGCAUCUAAGUGAUUUUUUAAAAACUAUUUUUUUAAUUUUUUUGUUUAUAAAACAUAUCUGACUAAAUAUAAAUGUACAAAUAAGCUGAGCUUAAAAUAUUUCACUACUUAAAAUUGGAGAUAAAAAGUAGUAGUACCAGUAUUUACUGUCAGUGCUAAUCAUGACCGAUGUCAAUUAGAUAAGGUGAAAGCACUCAGUUUAAGGAUAGAGCGGUUUUGAAUUCUACAUUUCAUUUUGUUUUUUAGACCUGGCAAACACAUAUAUGUAAAAUAUAAUUGUUAAAUAAACACAAUAUUAACAAUCAUGCAAAGUGAUGGUUCCCUUUUAAAAUUGUCUUCAGGACAAACAGGGGAAAAUUUGAGACUAUCCAAUCUGGCACCUCAAUAAAAAUAAGAAACCAAUUAUUUAACAUUUUACUUGUAAAAUGUAAUAUGUGCUGAAUUCAUUUCUUACUGAAAAAAUAUAGCUACUUUUAAUCUGUUAGUUUGUCUAUUCAAUUUUUUUUCUAAGAUACUAUAAAAUAUAUAAUGGACUUGUGUCAUAUUAUUCACACUUAUAGGACAAUGCAUGCAUUUGUGAUUUUAUACAUUGAGCACAUUGGUUAAAGAGACACUAUAGUCACCAAAACAACUUUAGCUUAAUGAAGUAGUUUUUGUGUAUAAAUCGUGCCUCUGAAGUUUCACUGCUCAAUUCUGUGCUAUUUAGGAGUUAAAUUACGUUUAUUUCUGUUUAUGCAGCCAUAGUCACACCUCCCCUGGCUGUGACUGACACAGCCUGCAUGAAAACAAAAUGGAUUAAUUUUAAAUCAGAUGAAACUUUAAAAGUUCAUAUCUCCUGCUCUUGAAAUUGAGCUUUAAAGGAAAACUAUAGGGCCAUCAACAGAAAAGUUGUUUUCCUGGUACUUUAGCUCCCUAUAGUGCCCUUCCUCCACCCGUGGAGCAGAAGGGGUUAAAACCAAUGUCAGCUGGCGAAGGAGAGUAAUGCCCAUGAGCGGCAAUGGCUGCGCUCUCAUUAGUAUAUCCCCCAUAGUAAAGCAUGUUGUGACAAAAUGCCUUUUGUCACUGGAUUUUUAUAUGACCAACUGCCCUUUGCCCCUGGCUGUUGGAGGAGCCUGAUUGCCAGCCUCCUCCCUCAUGACUAUGGCCCUGGGGUGUAUUGCCAUUUAAAAAGACUAUUUGGGGCGUAUUGGCUUCUAAAAGACGGUUUCUGCCCAUUUGAAUCCAUGGAAAGAUGUUUCUCUUCUCCUCCCCCGUUUCCUGUCUAUUGUUCCAGCAGGGUGUUGUCCCAGGCACACUGCCAGACCAGUUGGAACUUGCUGUUUUGCCCCUCCUCGGUCUCUCAUCAGCUCUUGCUGUGUUUUAACCCCAUGGCGAUUUGACUGUGGUUGUGGGAUCUGAGCGCUGUUCGGAUAUAGUGAGCGCUCAGAUCCAAACUAUCUGGGGAUAGGUUGAAUGUGGGGGUUCUGUUAACUAUAAUAGGAAUUAUGUAUUUUUAUGUGUUUUUACUGUUGUCGUGAAUAGAGCCAUUUUCUGUAUGCUGGAGGUAAUUGGCUUACCACACCCAAGCCAUGCUUGCAGAUGGUCACAAAGGGAUUUUCAACUAACUUUUGACCCACUAGACCAAUCUGUAUGAUUUUGACGUAUGUUUGUAUUUGGAGUAUGCUGAUUCUGAAAAUGUGAAUAUGUGAAUGUGAUGUAUACUUUUAGAGUUAUGAAUAUUGUGUAAAACUGUGUAUUUUCCUGCCUGUGAUAAUUAACUUAGACCAUUGUGUUCAGUAAUUAUAUCACAGGCAGAGGGGAGGAUUUUGUGUGGGAGUGUCUGAGUGUAUUGUACGUAUUGAUUGGUUGUUCUGCAAAACCCUGUGGGCAGUACUAUGUUUGUGGAAUGUGAAUAAAAUAGGCUGUAUGUGUGAGUACAAUCAGUUCUACUUCACCCUCAAUCUGAGUCCUGUCUCUUAUUGGGGGAAUCUGCUACAAGGGAUUGCUAUGCUCUGCAUAUUCCCUUGCUAUAAUCACUGAGCUCUUGUAAGAGCUUGUUCCUGUCUUGCUCUCUGAAGGAGUCUACGGUGGUUAUGGUGUCGGCUGGAGUGCUUGGAGCCCUCAGGAAGUGCUAGGAGCAUCCUUCAACGGAGGUACCCAGUCGGGGUGCCAGGUGGUCCGUUACACAUGUAUAAUGCUUUCCUAUGGGGUUUUACAUACACUGUAUGUGCUCAUGUGACCAAAAGUUGCCUAACAACCAGGAAGUCCCUCUAGUGGCUAUAUGGUAGACAGCCACUAGAGGUAGAGUUAACCAUCAAAGGUAAUUAUUGCUGUUUUUAAAAACUGCAAUAAUUACCUUUGCAGGGUUAAGGGACCUUGGACUAAGCACACAGACAACUUCAAUGAGCUGAAGUGGUCUGGGUGCCUAUAGUGUCCCUUUAAUUUCAUACAGGAGGCUCAUGCAGAAUUUAGCAAGCUAAUAAAAGAGCAGGAUAUAAGCAAUUCUAAAUUAAACAGACUAUGCAAUAAAGGAAAUAUAAACAUUAGAUCUCUCGUUACAGGAAGUGUUUAGGAAGGCAGUGCAAGUUACAUGCACAAGGUAUGCCCAGGGCUGCAUAAACAAAGUGAUUUAAAUCCUAAAUGGUAGAGAAUUGAGCAGUGAGACUACAAUAGCAUGAGCUAUACACCAAAACCACUUCUUAAGAUAACGCUGUUUUGGUGACUAUAGUGUCCCUUUAAGGGUAAAAAUAAAUAAAAACUAAACAUAUGUUUAGUUGUAAUAAAUAUGCAUUUUAAAAUUUACAAUACCUCUACUGUAGUAGAGAAGUUUUACUUCUGCAGUACUGAGAAAGUGAUCAACCUUUUUUUCAUGUUGGUAAUAUGGUUACCUAACACAAAAAUAUCUUGACAAGUUUCCUGUGAAAGCAACCUGAGUGCUUGCUCAAUAUAUGUUUCCCUUUAAAGUUUCAAACAUUUUGUUUGUGUAAGGAAAUAAGGCAGAAAUUCUAAAAGGACUGCACCACAUAUUCAGGUUCACCCUAGAACAUUAACUUUAUAGUGAAGUUACUCAGGGCCGCCAUCAGGGGGUGACAACCAUGAUGGUUGUCACGGGCCCGGCGGUCCUCGGGGGCCCUGACUGCUCUGGCAGUUCUGGGCCCCACUCUCUAUUGGAAGAGAGGAGAAGAGAAGAGUAGAGGCAGUGUGCUGAGCCCCCUCUGCGGUAACAGGGAGCCGGGAGCCCCACAAUGCCACCGGACCACCAGAGAUGGAAUCUUUCCCCUCCCUGGACACAGGCAGGGAGGGGGGAAUAACAUUUAAUUAAAUUUAAUGUACAAUUUAUGUGAAAUUAAUUGGCCAUCUUCCCCUCCCCCCCCCCCAGAUUGUACAUUUACACACACUGCAUACACUAACACAACACAUACACUGCAUACACUAAUAUAACACACACACUGCAUACACUAAUACAACACACACUGCAUACACUAAUACAACACACACACGGCAUUCACUAAUAUAAGACACACUCUGCAUACACUAAUACAACACACAUUGCAUAAACUUUUUUCCCACUGAAAUCUAUCUUCCUAUGUUAAGCUGAUCGGGUCAUCCGUGAAGUUCUAACACCUAUUGGCUACAAGGUCAUUUUUCCUCCAGAUUUUCUAGUAGACCCUUUGCACAUGUCAGAAUUAUAAAUGUGGCUUGCCUUGGUAAGAACUAAUGUGGUAAUUAAUACUAACACAAACGGGUGAGAAAUAUAAUAUACUUAAUUUAUAUUUUUUAUAUUUUUUAUAUUUGUUUUAAAUUUUUAUAUUUAUAUUUCAUCCUAAAAGGAGAACGGUCGCCUCAACACUAUCGUUUAAUAUGAUGAUUCUUUCAACAAGUUAUGAAAGGAUAUGGAUGUAAAUAAAUUAGAAAAACUCAUCACUUUAGUAUAUGACAGGACUCUUUAGCCAUAUACAUGCACCUUGGGUCUGACAGUGUUUGAAAGCCAACACCUAGUCUGAUGAAGUCACUGUAAUGUGCAGGAAGUGAAGCAGCAAAGACCAUAGAGACUAUAUAGAGGUUUUCAAACACUGUCUCCCUCCCCCCCCCCUGGCCCGGCAACGCCCUACCUAGUCCACUGACAAUGAUGUAGGACUGAAUGUGGUGUGUAUAGUGGAAGUGAAUUAGAAUGUGUGUAAUGGAUGUAGUGUGUGUGUGUGUGUGUGUAUUAGAUACUGUUUGUGCAGUGAAUGCAGAGUGUGUGUUUGUGUAGCGGAUGCAGUGUGUAUAGUGAACGCAGAGUGUGUUUGAGUAGUGGAUGUAGUGUGUGUACAGUGAUGUAGUGUGUGUUUGUGUAGUGGAUGUAGUGUUUGUGUGUACUGGAUGAAAUGUGUUUAGUGGAUGCAGUGUCUGUAGUGGGUGUAAUGUGUGUAUUAGAUGCAGUGUCGGUGUAUAGUGAAUGCAGAGUGUUUCAAUUUGUGGUGGAUGUAGUUUGUGUACUGUGAAUACAGGAUGUUUGUGUAGUGGAUGCUGUGUGUACCGUUAAUGCAGAGUGUAUGUUAGUGUAGUGAAUGCAGAGUGUGUGUCAGUAUAGUGAAUGCAGAUUGUGUGCAUAGUUUAGUGAUUGCAGAGUGUGUGUUAGUGUGUAAUGAAUGCAGAGUGUGUGUUAGUGUGUAGUGAAUGCAGUGUGUCAGUGCAAUGAAUGUAGUGUGUGUGUUAGUGCAGUGAAUGCAGAGUGUGUUAGUGUGUAGUGAAUGCAGAGUGUGUGUACAUGUGUAGUAAAUGCAGAGUGUGUUAAUGUGUAGCGAAUGCAGAGUGUGUGUCAGUGUAGUGGAUGCAGUGAGUGUGUUAGUGUGUAGUGAAUGCAGAGUGUGUAUUAAUGUGUAGUGAAUGCAGUGUGUGUCAGUGUAGUGAAUGCAGAGUGUGUGUUAGUGUAGAGAAUGCAGAGAGUGUGUUAAUGUGUAGUGAAUGCAGAGUGUGUGUUAGUGUAGUGAAUGCAGAGUAUGUGUUGUACUAGUGUAUGCAGAGUGUGUGUUGUAUUAUUUAUUUACAUCCAUAUCCUUUCAUAACUUGUUGAAAGAAUCAUCAUAUUAAACGAUAGUGUUGAGGCGACCGUUUCUCCUUUUAGGAUGAAAUAUAAAUAUAAAAAUUUAAAACAAAUAUAAAAAAUAUAAAAAAUAUAAAUUAAGUAUAUUCUAUUUCUCACCCGUUUGUGUUAGUAUUAAUUACCACAUUAGUUCUUACCAAGGCAAGCCACAUUUAUAAUUCUGACAUGUACAAAGGGUCUACUAGAAAAUCUGGAGGAAAAAUGACCUUGUAGCCAAUAGGUGUUAGAACUUCACGGAUGACCCGAUCAGCUUAACAUAGGAAGAUAGAUUUUAGUGGGAAAAAAGUUUACAUUGCCAUGGCCCAAAUAGGCAAAUCAGUCUGAGGUCACCAUAAUAGCCUAGUUCAAGGAUAGGCGACCUUUGGCAUUCAAGAUGUUGCACACAUUUUCCAUGAUGCUUUGCCAGCAUUACGACUGUAGAACAUUAGUAGAAAUGUAGUCCACAACAUCUAGAGUGCCAAAGCUUGCCUACUCUUGGCUUAGUUGAAUGAGCAAAACCAAACGCCACUGGAGAUCUCGAUAUUAAUUUAAAGCUACAGAAGCCAGUCUUGUACAUAUGUAUUACUUUUGUAUUAAAAUCAGAUAUAGAAUCAGCUCCAGGUGGAAGUGAGAUUAAGUUAUAGACAGUGGGACCAACAGGGUCUCAGGGUAGCUCUUAUUGUACCUGUUUAACAUUUGUUGUUUAAAAACAAGAGCCUUUGCAGUCCUCACAACCACCAGCCAAAACGGCCCGACUGAGGUUUUUUAUCAAAAUAAUGCUAAAUUAACAGUCCAAACAUUGGAUAUGUACUACAGAACGCAAUGUUCCUUCAGUAAUCAUGGAAAACACUGAUAUUACAUUUUUGCACGACGGACUAGAAGUGCAGUGUUUUUGACCACUGUUCUUUUCUAAUUUUUAUCUAUGAGGCCACAACCAUGUUCUGGUUGGAAAAUGAGACUCAUACUUAAUUGAACGCUAUGUUUUCCUUGUGUUCAUACUUGUUGCCGCACAUAAUUAGUCUGAUGGUCUCACUUGAGGACUAUGCUUGAGGGCUUCAGGGAAACAAGGUUUUCAGUAUUAUAAUGAAUAAUAUAAUAAAUACGUAGCAAUGUGCUAACUGUUUAAUCGCAGUUUAAAUUAAUAAAAUCCUCUUGCCGCUUCUGGAUAAUUUUUACAUCUUUGGCCAUUCAAUAGUUAAAUAACAGAGUGUGUUUAAAAAACACAAAUGGAAAAGAUGACAUUCUCAAACAUAAAUAUACUUUCAAUGCUAAUUAUAUAUAUAAUUGUAGAUAAAAUUAUAAAUGCAUUUGUGAUAAUUCUCCUCACUUAUGUUUUUUUAUUUUCGAUUCCUUAGUGAUUUUUAUUUGUGCACUUAAAAAAUAAAGUAGACAUUAAUCAUUUGUAAAUCUCUAUAUUCAUUUAACAGCAUCAAUAGAAAAGAUUCUAUUACUCAGCUACUAAUUAUCCCCCACCACCACACAAGUCAUAUUUUGAGACACGCAGCUGAUAAUUGCAGGUAGGUAAUUCCUACAGUAUGUUAAAAUUUAACAUUGAAAUCCGUUCAAAAGCAGACAUGUAAUACUUUCUGCACAUCACGUUUUCUUUGAGUUUUUUUCUGUGUAUAUAUUAUUUUAAUAUACUAUUUUAACCUAUCUAUGUUAUUGUAAAUGUUAGCAUUUUUCCAGGGAAUUGAUGGUAAUUUUCACUAACAAAAAGUUGAGUAGAAAUGUACAAUUUAGUAAAAGGUUUAACAAAGACUAACUAUAAAAAAAAGGUUUUAGUAAUCCUUACUAAAUAUUCUAUUCAAAUGCUAGCCCAUACAUAAUAUGUCAGGUGUAAAAAAACAUAUUUGAUAAACCAUUGACUUAUAUUCACAAAUAAUAUCCAAUUUGUUAUAAAUGUAUUUUUGAAAAACUAUAUAUUUUUAGUUAAAUAAUAUUGUGAAGUUCUGCAAUUUAAUCUCAUUUCACAUGUUAUGCAGAUUUUAGGCUAUUGGUAACAAUUAAGAAUAUCUCCUUUAAGAAUGGGGGUCAUAGAGUGACCUUUUUGUGUUUUUCUAAACCAUUAUUUCAUUGAAACUCGCAAAGCAUGACUAAUCCAUAGAGACUAAAGAUUCCAAAAGAGCAGACUGUUUUAACUAUCUGAGGUUUGGGAACCAAAUGCUUCAGUUUAGAAUUAAAAAACAAGAAAAAAAAGAAAUAGAAUUUUUAUAUUUCUUUUUCAGGAAGGGCAAACAUACAUUCAGUGUUUUUACAUAUGUAGACAACAAUUAACAAGGCCCUGCUGUUUCUAGAAUCCAAUGUCCAAUUUGUCUUAGGUCUGGGCAUCACAUAAAACAUGCCUAAGAUAAAUCAAGUUAAUGAAAAGUUUCCUUGUCUACUAAAUUGUUUAUUUCGAUGACUUAACUGUGGGUUGAUUCUGCAAACCUAUUCGAAAAGACUGAAAGAAAAAUAUUUUCUUUAGAAAUUAAUUAUUUUUACGAUUCUCCCUUUUGGGCCCCUGGUGGUGACUUUUUCAUCAAAUCUCAACAUGACUUUAUCUUGGUCUAGCUCUUCGAGUUUCAACAGUACAUGCAGUGUAAGGCAUGUUGCACACUUUGUUACUAUUGCAAGCAGUUGUUUACUAAGAAUUUUACAGUGGACACUCCAUCCACCAUUACAAAAAGGAUCUUUAAUAAACUGUGCUCACUCAAUAAGGCUCUAACAAAAAGUACAGGGCAGUCAUAUAUAUAAAAAAAAAUCAAACAAGACGCCAAGUAGUGAUAAUUGAGGCAAGAUUGCAAUCCAAAAUGUUCCUUUUAAUCAGUUCCUUAUGCACCCCAAAACACGUAAACAUAUAUUGUUUGGAUAACCUUGUUUUGUUACAUAAUUCACUGAUCUGUUUUUCCUGCAUAAAGGUACUAGACUGAUCGAAACAUGCAUUCUCACCGGCUUUUUGAAUAUUUUAAAAUGCCACGGAGAAAUAACUUAGCAUUCAUAAUCCACAUAAAACUUAUGAGUAUUAAAGGUUUCACCUUUUUUUAUCUGAAGUAUGUUUAGCUGUCUGUCACUGUGCAUUAACAUCUAUAUAAAACAAACUAUAAAAGACAUCUGUAGAAUUUCUAAGAGAAUCCAUGAAGUAUUUUUAAAUGUGGAGAAGAAGAUAAUCUUUCGGAUCAGUACAAACAAUUUGAAAAUACAAACAAAAUGGUUUUAUUUAAAAUGUAUAUGUUUAUAUAUAUAUAUAUAUAUGAAUAUGUAAAAAACAAUACUCACAUUUUUUACAGGUAGAAAUAUAUACACUAGAACAGACAGCGGCCAAUAACGGUCUAAUAACAGUAUUUAAUUUUUGUGUUUCCAACCUUGGCUAUAUAUAAUGCUACUAAGAUUGGCAUUGUUUUCAUUUGAAGUACUAAAAUAAGUGCAUUUAUUUUGUGAAAUAUAGUGUCUUUUUUUUUUGCUUAAUUAUGUAUGGGUGGGGGUUAGGCUUUAUCACCGCCUUUUAAAUAAGCACAGAGCUUAGAACAUAAUUUACAAUGCUAAGAUUAGGAGGUGCUUUAGAAAAUAAAUAAGUAUACUAAAAAAAGAAAUAAAUAGACGUGAUUCAUGUUUAUACACCCAAUAUACCAUUUCUUUUAGCCAGUAGGAGGCGCUAUGGCAGUUUUAAAGAAAUCAACUCAGUACAUUUUUGAACAUCUAGGUUAUAUCAGAUGCCACCCCAACAUCAUAUGUUUUUGUUAAAAAGGAUCAAUUAUUAAGUAUCAUACAGAGAUUUAUGUUGUUGUCAAAUGUAAAUUGCUAUGAUAGCUGUAAUAAACUCAACAUUUUCUAAUAGCUAAUUCUCAAGACUAAAUUAUUUGUAAACUAGUUAAAACUUUUUUUAUGUAAAAAUUUUUAAAUAAUGCAUUGGGUUGGCUGAAUGAGACCUCAUUACGCUAUGUCAGUUUUCUAAUCCUUUACACAGAUUUUAUUCACGGAUAUUUACCUGCAUUCAGGUUGUUCUAUUUGUUUAUAUAUAUUUUAACGUAUUUUGGGUGUUUUCCACUUUCUAUUUUGGUUGUACAUGUUUUAGGUGUUCGUGAGGUACACCUGGGAUCACUUCCAGUUAUACGUUUUUCACUAUAUACAUUUUUCGUGUGUAUACUUUUUCUUUAUUUAUUCUCAUACACAUAGCAGCAAAAAUAUAGUAAAUCAUUCAUCAGUUUUAUUACGUGUAAUAAUGGUUAGUUCUUUAUUACUGUACAUUAAAUUAUGUUAAAGUCUAUAGUAAAUAAAAUAACCUUUUCUCUAACAUACUUCAGAUGUAGCUUAAAUUGUCCACCAUAAUUAAUUAUUUUUACAUAAUCAUGUUUUAUACCAUAUUUAAAAUCAAAAAUGAAAUGGACAAAAAAGUAAACUAUGACAUUAAAUAUGUAGAAUUUCUUUCUGUCUGGUUUUUACAUCUGCAAAUUAGCUGUAAUACUGAAAUUAAUUCCUAGUUACAAAGUCACGUGAUAUGUUCAACUCCUAGAAUAUGAAAUAGGGAUCCCCCAAUCCUGGUUCAAAAAUGAGAAAGAAUAACUCAUGUACAGUUUUCUGUUUUCAAACCUACACAUCUGACUUAAAAGUAUUUGAAUUUGUUAGACUUAAAAAAAAUAUAUGUAUAUAAAAUAGCUUUGGUACAUAUAUAUAUAUAUAUGGAUAUAAAAGUGAAUAAAUAAAUACUUCAAAAGAAUAAAUAAAUUGCUCUUUUUUUCUUGUGUUAAACUGACUUCAUGGCCACUAGGGGGCACUGUGGCAGUUUGAAAGAAUUUCCCUCUAGCUCUGUUGCGCAUUCACACAAAAAGUACUCCUCUUGAACUGACUUUGAACUAAAAAAAAAAUUGCAAAAUAAAAAAAAACAAUGAUAAUGAAAUUGUUACAUAUAAUGAGAUACAACCCCUUUGGACUUGGGCUACUGAUAAUUAGUGUUAGAUCGUCUUUUUUAUGUAGAAGAAAAACAAGCAAGGAAGGCACAAUUUAUUUAAUUUAUUUAAAAACACUAGAAAUAAAUAUCGUUAACAAAAAUUAAAGAAUAAAAAGCUUUAUGAAUCAAAUUCUUCAGGUUUUCAGAUAGCGUCAUCUUAGAACUUUUGUCUAAUAAAUAAAAGGUCUGUGAAUUAUAACAGAUAUGCCCCUUGAGAUCUGCUUUGUGUCUCUUAAAGGGCGAAAUGGAUUUAACUUGGAAAUGCAUAAAUUAUUACAAAUUAUGUCAAAAUUCCAAUUUCUAUACUAAACACCACAAUUCUCCUUUCUCCCCACCCCAUAUAAACGGUGCCAAUCUGCACAUUGUAGGUCCCCGUUCCUGACACUUUGCAAACUAAUAAUUUCCAUGACCAAAUCUAUUUCUUUUUUUACUUGUGAAAUCUCUAAGCCAUCAGCGAGGAGGAUAGUUCACAUGAAAACUAAUUACACAAAAUCAAUAUUUAAUCACAGCUCAGCAUCCAGAUCCUGCAGGAAAAUCCUUUAAAAAAUCUACUGCAAUAUACAAAUGGCCUCCCUCCUCCUUCAAUCUACACAUGCCUGGACUUAAUACAACCUUAUUUAUCAUUAUUAGUAUUAUUUUCAUUCUCAUUUUUAUUGUCUUUAUUUUUACCUAUUAGUUUUGUUUUGGAAGAUAAAACACAUUUCUUUAGAUGAUCUUAUACUGAUGACUUAGAAACCAAAGAGGUAUAAAUAUACAUUCAGCUCUGGCACACAAAGUGUCAACAUCACAAAUUAAAUUAUUUUACACUGAAACAAAUAACUUGUGGGGCACUGGAUAUCUAUAUAAAAGGUUCUAGAAGUAGCUAAAUGUCCUUUUACAAAAAAAAAAACACUUUGAAAUAACAAUGCUACAGCAAAAUAUUUCUAUAAGGGUAUUUUAUUCUAAAGAGUGCAUCGAUAGAACCAUAUUUGUUCUGGAGCAUUAAAGAAAUGUUAGAUUUUUAUAGGAGCUAUUUGCAUUUGAUUAACAUGCUCAGAAUCUGUGUCACUUAUUUUUCUGUGUCUCUAUUACGUUUUUUUGCUUUUUUUUUGCAAUGUCUUAAUUCCUUGAAUAAUUGAUAGGUACAUUUCACAGAGUGUAGAGAAAAAUCUGAAUAGUUUAACUAAAAUUAGUGAGAUGAAUUUUUCAUAAAGAUCAGUGCAGAUAUUAAAUUACACUUAUUGAUUUUAUAUUUCAAUCCUGCCUCGUAGUCUUUCCAGACUAAUUGAUCUUUAAGAAGCCUGAACUCACUGUGAGCCAAUUUAGCUGCUUAAAACAAGCAUAUCUUUGUGUUAUUUAAUAACACAAUAUUGUAUGUACCAGGUAAAUGUCAGAAUCGAACAGGAAACUAACAACAAGCAUCCCAGGACCAGUGGAGAGGUUUGAAGCAAUAGCACCACACUCACAAUAUCAGCAAUAGUUAGGUACUUUAAGCACAAUUGUAUGUUGUCCUGUAUUGUAUGUCUCUGUCUUCUGCUAACAUAUCAGUUCUCUUGGUAAAAGGCACAUUCCAUUACAUAUUCCUGUACGCCGGGUAAAGGAAACCUUACACUGCAUGCAUGUUUGUGUUAGAUCAAGUAGGCAGAUGAUUUACGCAAUAAGGCAAACAUUCAAAUAAAUGUAUUACUAUAGUGUGCACGUAUGUAUGCAUGUUACGUGCACUUUAUAUAUAUCAAGUGAUUAAAAUAUGAAACUAAAUAAAAGCAUUUUAAUUUAAUAAGAGUUGCUCAAUGUGUAUAUCUAUCUCUAUAACUAUAUCUAUAUAUAUAUAUAUAUAUAUACACACACAUAUACAUACACUCACAAUUAUUUUAUGUGUGUAUACAUACAUGUAUAUACACACAAACAUGCAUACAGAAAUGUGUAGUGUAUAUAAUAUAUUGUUUAUACACAGACAUAUGUGUAAUGUAAUUUUAUAUAUGUAUGUAUGUAUGUGUAUAUAUAUAUAUAUUUAUUUAUGUGUGUGUGUGUGUAUGUAUGUGUAUAUACACAAGUAACAUUUAACUUUGUGUAGUUUACAAGUUUGCAUACACAUUUAUAACACAUUUCCAAAAUGCAUGCUGCCUAUUUUGCAUAAUUAAUCAGCUUAACAUUAUUUUAUUUUUUUGUAACAUCCUGACUUCACACGUGCUGUAUGUUCUUACAUAUACAUACAAUGAGAAAAUCAUGUAUGUAGAGACUGAAAGACACGUUAACAUUAAUACAUCCACACAUAUUGUCAGGCAGAUACGGGAAUGAGAAAGGUACACAUCCGAGAUAUAAUCAAAUGCACUUAGCAGUACCAAAAACUUCAGCAAGUGCAAUGUGCCCAGCCUGGGUAAAUCCUAACAUAAGCAAGAUCUGGGCAUAUUUAACACAAACAAUCCAUUCUGUUCUCCUUCACUCUCUCCCCCCCACCUCCCCUGCUUCCCCCCAAAAAAAGCACAUUGUUUUCUCUCUUUGUGCCAGUUCUUGGUCUGAUUCUCAAAGAAGGGGGAGCCCGUAACAAAAGGAUACUGCUUGCUGUUAGACAGAGCUGAUCUCUCCCAGUAACCAGCUGCACUUCUGGGAAUACAACAUGGUCAUGUACGUAAAGACAGACGGACAGGCUUGAUUUCACCCAGCUAUAUUGUUAUAUGAUGGAAAUAAAUGGCAGAUCUUUAUAGGUGUUUUACUGUAGUAAUGUGGCAAGACCACCUUAAGUGAUAGCCGCACCCCCUCCCUGCUCUGACAUUGGCUGGGGGCGUGUGAGAGAAAUUGAUUGCUGUAUGCAAAACUUGUUGCUGCUCUGUGGGGCUGGAUGAUCUGAGAAGGGAGACUCGCAGAGUGAGGGAUCUCACAUUAAAAUCCUCCUGCCUGUAACACACGGACUCCUCAUAGCCCCCCCCCCCUCCUCACUUUAGCUUCCAAGCCUGGAGCCACAAGGGUUGCUUGUUCAUUGUGCACAGCAUACAACAAAAGGGAUACACUGCUGUGUGCAUGGAGAGUGCAAUGAGGAUCUAGCACUGGCUGGGGACAGCACCAACAGUACUCCGGGGGCAGCAGACAGUGCUUCAGGGUCAGAGACCAGUGCCUCAGGUACUGUGCUCGCUGCUAAGGAUACGGCAGCAACGUGUGACUUGGAACAGCAGUCUCUGCACUGGGGACAUCAGCCAGAUCAAUGCUCCUUGUAUAGACUGAAUAAAAGCUUUGCUUACAGCUUGACCUGCAUAUCCAAAAAUCCCCUCUCCAACCCAGAUGGCAGCCAGAGCUAUUGUGAGGCUUAGACAUUUUCUACAAUGCAAGUGGAAAAGCUGAAAGUUGCAAUCAGUUGGACAUAUCCAGCUCCGGAGAGAUAUACAAGUGACUGAAAGCUAGUGCUACUUCCCUGCAGAAAAGCAGCAUUGGCUACACACGCUGUCAAGGGACUGGACUGCACUGCACAGAUUCAUUAUUUUAAUCUCGUGUGUAUUUUGCACAGAUUCAUUUGGACUACCGAUACCAGAACUUCUGUGUUGCUGAACAAUCACUUUUCAGACUAGCCCGGUGUACGUUGGAUGUUUUUAUUGUUGAGUAGAAGUGAAAGCGGCUGUUUAAACCCGUCCAGCUCUGCAUGAAAUCCCAAGAAGAAGAAAGUGUUUACUUGUGAUCUCACAGCACAAGCCCUAUCAGAUUACAACAUGUGAGCUCAUCUGUGAAUACUGCACACAACAUUGCCUCUACGUCUCACAGUCGGAUUUAGCCUCCAACGACUGUGCAGAGAUCUGUAUGCAUUUGGUGAGUCUUUGCCCUUUUUAUUUUAAACAGACCUGUUUUGAUUUUCUGGCAUUGGGAGAACUGAGUGUAAUAGCAUUAUUGGUGGAAAGAACUGUCAUGCCUUAUUGAUCAGUUUGGAAUUAUGUUUGGGCUGGAGCAAUUUGAGCCACAGAUCAAUAGCAGAAGCGCUGGCCAAGGAGAGAGAAACUUCACCCAGCCUGGGAUGAAUAUGAGCUCUCAUUUCAAAAACCCUGCAUUCCAUUCUGGAGGGACUUCAGGGACUGUGGAUCCUGCAAUUGGAGCUUUAAACGAACCUGCCAUGUUAGGCAUGAAUCUCAACUUAAACGGUGAACCCUAUGGGUACCAUGCCAGGGGGCACUCAGAAAUCCACGCUGGGGGAAUGCAACCACAGCCUGUUCAUGGUUUCUUCAAUAAUCAGCAGCAUCACCAUGGUCACCCUAAUACUCAUUCUCACCAGCACCACCCUCACUUCAGUGGCAGUUUUGGUGGGCCUGAUGCCACUGCAUCUUGUUUGCAUGGUGGUCGGCUUAUGGGUUACAACAAUAAUCUUGGAAACCAGCAAGCCUUUGGUGAGGGCUAUGAACAAAUGGCAGAGAAUCAAUCUUCCGGAGAAGGAUUCGGACAGCAGAGAUCAGGUAAUAUUCCUGAUUUUCAACACCCUAACUCUAGUGCUUCUAAUCAUGCUGUCCCUGCACCCUGUCUUCCUUUAGACCAGUCCCCAAAUCGUGCUGCAUCCUUUCAUGGGCUUCCUUCAUCCACCUCCUCUGAUUCUCACAAUUUGGAACAAAGGAGAAUCCAUAGCCAAGGAAGUGUUGAUCCCUUGGAAUACAAUUAUCCUAGUGAUGGCCCUUCUGGACACUUUGAGGUACCUGUGUACUCUCCUUCAGAAUCUGAGGGCCAUUAUGCGGCCGGAAGGCAGGUCCCCAGUGGUAGCUUUCCUAGCACUUCUGUUUUACCCAGGCCUCCUGGCAUAGUAGGAAUGUCCAAAGUGCAUCCACAGCCGCAGCACGGGGUUUUCUUUGAAAGGUUUGGGGGGUCACGAAAAAUACCCGCAGGCAUUGAGCCUGCAGUCAAUGCCAGACAUCCCCUCCUGCAGCAGCAGCAGCAGCAGCAACAACAGCAGUCUGCUUUACUUGCCAGACAAAACUCAUGCCCCCCAGCAAUCACCAGGCAACAGCAAACAGAAGCCAAUAACUCUAACCCAAACUUACAGGACAAUGGACCAGUAAUGCAGAACCAACAUUCACAGUUUGAAUACCCCAUUCAUAGACUGGAGAAUAGAAAUAUGCAUCCGUAUUCAGAAUCAAUGUUCAAUAUGCAACAAGGACCUCCACAGCAACCUUCAAAUCAAAGAUUGCAGCAUUUUGAUGCUCCUUAUAUGAAUGUCACUAAAAGGCCCAGGUUUGACUUUCCAAAUAAUCAUGGUGUAGAUAACUGUGCUGCUUGGAAUAACAGUAGCAUUCACAAUGCUGGCAUUGACAGUCAUUUAUCUCCCUCUGCGUAUACUGGCCUUCCAGGUGACUAUACUCCUCAAGUGCCAGAAACUUUUCCCCCUGGCCCAACUCUGCAACACCCCAGCUCAGAUCAUCAGUCCCUUCAACAGAGACAGAAUGCAGCAAUGAUAAUUAAACAAAUGGCUUCCAGAAACCAGCAGCAACGAAUGAGACAAGCUAAUUUACAGCAAUUGGGCCAUCAUGGGGAUGUUAAUCAAAACAGCAUUGUUCAUGGAGCUCAGGUGGGGAAUCUGCCGCAGCCUAAUUUUGAUCGAGAAGGGGGCAGGAUUGGUAAUUUUGACCCCCAAAACCCACAUGUGGCUCAAGAGAAUGCCUGGUUUCCCGGCCCUCAUCCACCUGGAGAUAUUCUUCAAAGGAGGAUGGGUGGGUCAAGUCUUCCUCCUGAUCCUGCAUCUCAUGACAUUAGUUUACAACAAAAUGGGUCAAAUUUGCUGUUCAGGCCAGGGGUUAAUAGGAUAGGUAUGCAGGAGCCUUUAGGGAUACCGGGAGAAGGACACGUUCAGUCUCUGCAUUCUCCCGGAAUGCACUCUCAAUUUGGAAAUAAUAUGGCUAACCUUUCCCAAAUGCAGUCACCAGGUGGAGGGGUGGGUAUUAACAGUACCCCAACAGACAGGAGGGGGGCUCCAGAUUUCACAGGUCCAUCUAUAGGGGGGCAGCCAGGAUUUCCAUUUGUUGGGUCAAAUAGACAGUCAACCCCACACAAUCCACAAGGUGUAAAUUCAUCCCCAGGUUCUUAUCCACCACAAUCAGAUUUUCAAGCCAGCCAGCGGUCCACAGCCAGUAAAUUGGGGGCACUUUCCCUUGGUUCAUUUAGUAAGUCUAAUACUAAAGAAAAUAUGUUUGGACAAAGCUGCUUAGCUGCCCUCUCUACAGCUUGCCAGAAUAUGAUUGCUAGCUUAGGUGCUCCAAAUCUUAAUGUAACAUUUAAUAAAAAAAGUCAAGCAGAAGGAAAGAGAAAAUUAAGCCAAACAGAGAGUGACAUAAAUAGCAACAGUGGGAAUAACACUAGUUCAGAUUAUUUUCCAGGGGGCUCAUCCCAGAGCAACCAGGUGCCGGGUGCUUCCAAUGCCAACAGUAAGUCUGUAGGGCAAAGUGCGGCAGCUCAGCCCACACAGGGUGAAACUAGUUUAUCCCCAAACUACAGUAUUGAAGCCACUCCUGGGAAUGAUGGCAAACCAGUGACUGGUGGUGGACGAGGGAGGGGCAGGAGAAAAAGAGACAGUGGACAUGUAAGUCCAGGUAACUACUUUGAUAAGUAUUCUGCAGAUAGUGGUGGUACUGUGGUGAGUCCAGGGCAGCAGGGUCAGUCAGCCAACCCAGGAGAAGCUGGAGGGACUCCAAAUGACAAGCCCUUGACCUCUCCGUCUUGGGGAAAAGGGGGUGAGUUACUUCUUAGUGACCAACCUGACCUCAUGUCAUCUUUGGAUAGUGGAAUUCAAAGUGUGACUAAAUCUGACAGCAGCUCACCUCAUGUUGACUUUCCAGAAGAUGUCAACACCACUUAUGGCAAUGAAGAUGAAGUUUCAUCUAGUUCAGAUAACAACAUAUCAAAACCCAAUAGCUGUCCUAUGGUAACAGGGUCUCCAAAACUUCAACGGGGUGAACAUGGACUUCUUAAUGGACAAAAAACAAUCGGUCUAAACUUGCUAAAUAACACUACCUCUCUCCCGGACAGUUAUGGUUUGAGUAGCACUGGUGGGGGUCACCCUGGAACCCCAGGGAUGGAACAGGUGCGUACUCCAACCAGCACAUCUACCCAGGAUGAGAUUCACCCUCUAGAGAUUCUCCAAGCACAGAUACAGCUUCAGAGACAGCAGUUCAGCAUUUCUGAGGACCAGCCCUUGGGGAUGAAGAAUAAAAAAAAUGACUGUACUUCUCAAAAUGUGGACAGUGAUUUGAACAGUUGUUGCUCAGACAAUGUCAAAAAUUCUAUGAGUACUAUAGACCUUGACUCUCUUAUGGCAGAACAUAAUUCAACCUGGUACAUGCCUAAUGAGAAAUCAUUGAUGGAGGGAGAAGAAGAAGACAAAUCUAUUACACCUUGGGAAAAAUCAAAGAGCCAACAAACCAACAAAGAAGGUAUAUAUUUAAUUACAUAAAUUGAAUAUAUGCAUUUUUCUUUAUUUUUUUACAGUUGUUAACAUGAUUUUAUAGCAUUUCGAUGUUCGUGGUAUAUCCUUUCAAUAUAUUAUUUAGGUUCCCAGUGACCAGAAAUGAAAACAUCCAUAUAGAAAAUGCAGUGACUUAGUUUUACUAAUUCCACCUUCUAAAUUAAUUACAGGUUUAACUAAGCAAGCAUUUAAAAUACUGUGCAAACUGUUCUUUAUGCAUCUACAUACAGCUAAAAGCUAAAAUCUAAAUUCCCAGUUGCAAAACUGUGAGUCAGUACAAUAAAUAUUACGUGGAUGAUUUAGUAAUAAAAUUGAAGCUAAACUGCAAACAUCUAGUCCAUUUCACCCCCUAACAAAGAGCCACUAUGCCUACCUAUUAUUGUCAUGAUAAAAUGCUAUCAGUUAAUUAAUGGGAGCUACCUGCAGGGCAAGGACAGAGGGUAAUCAAUGUUUACAGUUCAAUUUAAAAUCCUGGGAAGAGAAACAUAGAUUCUUAUCAUUGAGGGAAUCUACUUUGUUUUUACCUAUGUGUGAGAUUGUUUUAAAUGUGCAUGUAUCUGUGUGAGUAAUAUAUAUAUAUAUAUAUAUAUAUAUAUAUAUAUAUAUAUAUAUUAAGCACACACACAUAUACAUUUUGUAUUCUUAUAUUAAUAUGCCUAGAUAUGUGUGUGCCUAUGCCUAUGUAUACAUACACACAUAAAAUACCAAUCUAUGCAUACAAAAUAUUAUUUAAUGUUGUUUUUUGGGAUAACAAAUAUUUGUUGAUGGCGAAGAGAAAAGAUGCUGUCGUUCAGGCUUCCCUAUAUGUUAAGAAAGUUGUACAACAGUGUAUGUAAUCUGUACCAUUUCUAAUAUAUAUUUAUACAGAGAAAUACAUUGAUAUUAUUGAUAGAUGAUAUUAAACAAUAUUAUUGUUGCUGGAUUCUAUGGGAUGUUUUGUUGAAUGUUUUAUUCAUGUUGAAUAGUUUGAUUAUUUUGAAAAUAUUUAAAGUUUCAGAAGUAUGUUGCUGUAAUUUAUUUUCGAUUUUAUUUUGCAUCAAUAUAUUCUGUAUGUUCUUUACAUUCAGUUGAAUAUAACUUUAUUUUCACAAGUUUCCUAGUUCAUUGUGUUUGUUUUAUUCAGUUUUAAGUUACAGGGAUUUAACAAAUGAUAUGUAAGCGUGUGUAGAGAGGACUGGUGCCUAAAUAUCUUGUACUUUAAAUGCAACGAUUUAAAAAAAAAAAAAAAAAAAUCUGCCUUAAACCAAUUUUUGGUAAUAAGGUGAAAUUCAAUAUAGCAAUAACAAAGGUUUCCAACCUUUAAUCAGUGAUAAUCUAUGGCCUUUAUUGAAGAAGAUAUUAUAGAAUCAAAAGAUAUUCAAAAAGAUAUUAAAAAUUAAAGAAAAUAUUAUAGGAGGAAAUAGUUUAGACGGUUUAAAGUGCAAUAUUUAAUGGCCAUGGUUUUGGUUGGCUUUUUAGCUUUGGGUUUUGAAGCGUGAAUAGUAGCCCCCACUGUUCGCUGUUUGCCUCUUUGUCCCUGUUUAAUGCUCAGCUCAGGAGGGCUACUAUUUGAAGAAUGAGUCUUUAGCAUGCAGAGCAGAUUCUAUAGCACAUCAGUAUUCCCAUGCUUUGCCCAAGCCAGAGCAUAAAUUGGUCUGUUUGGAUGCUUUUCUUUCUCAGGUUUAAACGGGGUUACUUAAAGAAGUGUCUUUUUAAGAUUGUUUUUUUAAUUUUGCUGUUACAGUAUUUGACUAAUUGAUAAGAGACAACAGCAUUUCAGUCUCCUGAAAUAUCAUAUAAUCCAUUGAAACUUACUUGAAAAUAACACUUAAAAAUGAUGAUAUUUACUGCAGCUACUCAAAUUUACAUGAAAACAAAUGAUUUUUGUUCAAUUUUUGUUAUUAUUAUUAUUUUAAGAUCAAUUCCCCUGUAUUGUUUUUUAAAAUAAAAUAAUAAGUAUGUUCAAACCAGGAAGACAUUUAAUUUUUUUUAGAGCAAAUGCCUUUAAUAAAAAUAUUUAUUUAAUAAAAUCUGCAUUUAAGUGCAUUGUUGAUUUAUUAGGGUAUAAAAUAUCAAAUGUACCAUACAGUAUGACUAUUCAGACUACUGAAUUAUGCUCACAUACCUUUGUACAGAAUAUAUGCCAGAGACGUGGAAUUAAAUUUUGAAUAAAUUUGAAUAGUUUAAUGAGAAUUAAGUAUUACCAUGUCAUGUAAAAUAUAUAUUUUUUUAAUUUUAGUAACUUAAGCCAAAUACACACACACACACAUAUAUAUAUAUAUGUAUAUAUAUAUAUAUAUAUAUAUUUACACACGUAUGCGCAGUUGCACUUUUUCUAUCAACUGUUUAAGGGAUUUUGAGAUAUAUGAUUAAAUUAAUCAAUGAUUAAAUUAAAGUACUUUAAAUUCUUAGUUACAAAUCUGUGUGAUUUAUAUUUUUUUUCUCUGAACCAUUUAGCUCAAAACUAGAUUUAAGAUUUUUGUUUCUUGCCCUGGUUUUAGGUGUAAGUGAGCAAAUAUAAAGCUGUGAGCACCAGAAAUAAUACCAAGUGUUUUUCACGCCCCUGUGGCAUUUAGAGUGUUAAUAACCAAUAGUAAAAACCUAAUUAAAUGAGAAAAAAAAACUAUUUAAGAGUACAUUUUUUUGUGUACUUUUUUCAAGGAGGCUAUUUUUGUUGUAGAAAAAUAAAAAAUAAACACAGUUACGCUAUAUUCAAGAUACCAUUUUUGGAUGCCGGAUUGCUGUUUAUAUGAUACAAUCUGUUAAAUCACAAAAAAAUACAAUUGCUCUUUAUUCAAGCUAGAGGACCUCUCCUAUUUAUUGUAACUGGCCACAAGCAUUUAACCUUACAGCACAACCUUUGCACUUUAGUGACAUGCUUUAAUUUAAAGAAAAAUAAUUCCAUUAUUCAAUAAAAAGGAGCCUUACCUAUAUGCUUUGUAGAAAACAUAUAGCUACAAUUUCUUUUACUAUGUCAAUAAAUAAAAAUAAAAGACAAUGUGAAAAAUGUUUGAUUUUAUCAUUAUCUAUCUAUUGUCAUUUCCUUCUCCAACUCUAUAGCUCUUAGCUAUAGUUAUUCCUUCAAGGUUCUAUGAUAUGAAACUUACAUUAAUUUUCACAUGCCAGGCAUAAACAUUUGUUCUUCCAAACCAAUAUUGCCUUUUUUGAUUUGAGAAAAAAAAAAAGUUCCAGUAGUUUAAUAGUUAAGUCCAUUAUGUUUUCUUUCCCCAGAAAAUUCCUAAGGUCUCUGCAAAUUCCUUUAUUUGACAUUUGCUCUACAGGAACAUGUAACUUAAAACCACACAGGUGUUAACCGAGCUAGAUGUAAAUGGAUACAAGUUGCCCUGAAUGUGUAUGAUUGGGUUUUUUUUUUUAAAGAAAAAAAAAUACCUUUUUUGUGCAUGCCCCCAAUGUCCACAAAUCAGUGACAAAAUUCUAAAUAUUAAUAUACAAUAUUUAAUUGUCUGUGUGAAUUGUAUUUGGAAAACUAUAUCUAGUCAUCUUGUACAGAACUAGAUAAUAUGUUGAAGCUUGGAAUAAAUGAUUCAUAAUAAUUAGGAAUCUAGCAGAAUUGUGCUUUCUUCCAAAAUAAUUUUCACUAGGAUGAGCUAUUCAGCUUCAAUAAAACUUUUCAAUUCAAGUAAACAGUAUUAAAGUAAACAAAUAACAACAUUGUCGCUUUGUGUAAAAAACAAGUGCAUUUACAAACAAACACACACACACACACACACACACACACACUCACUCACUUCCUGAUUAUAAAUGCAAUAUAAAUUUUAUUUAACACUGAAAAAUAGCAAAUAAUUAUCUAUAUGGUAUUCUUUGUUUUAAUUUUUGGAAUGUAUUCUGCCUAUGUAGAGUGAUGAUUUGACUGCAAAAUACUCUAUAUGCUUAACCCUGCAGUCACCAGGGUUUUUAAGGCAUUUCUACUUAAUUUAUUACAGACACUCCAGUCUGUCAUAUGGUUAAUAAAUUAUGUAAAUGAGCUGAUUGCAUAAUAAAGAACAGAUAUAGAUAAUUCUCUCCAUGUAGAUUUGAGAGUUGAGAUUUUUGUUCUUCUUAUUUAAUGUCAUACUAUAUGAUGACUACAGAAAAAAAACUACUUUUUUUGCAAUUAGCCAUCUAACCCAUGGGCAAUUAAAGUGUGUCUAAAUUUCAAUAGCGGCAGGGCACACUCUGUGACAAAUUAUAGUCAUUAGUAAAAAUGCAGUUAAAUGUAAUUUCAAUUGCUUUUUAUUUAUUGACUUUCAAGGCGAGAAUAACUGAACAUUUUAAGGUAAUCUCUCCCAGAAAAAAAAGGGAGACGAGAAAAAUCACCUAUUCCGAGUUACCUAUUGUCAGGCUGUCUGUUAUGACAUGCCAUUUUAGACAUUAUCACACAUUUACAUUCAUCACGACCAUCGCUUGAUGAUAAGAACCUAGAUGUCUAUAGACAAUGCUAAAAUUUCAAGUAUUGCCACAAAAAAAAAAAACCCCAGCUAAGAUAUGGGUUUAGUUAAUUCUUUGUUAACUUUACACAUCUGCAUGUGAUGAAAGGUUUGUAUUGUACAAAACACAUGAUAAAUGUAUAGAUACCUUGUUCAGUAUUGCAGUAAUAAGGGAUGCACUUGAAGAACACCAUUUCGUUGCUAUAGAAUGUUGCAGGUGGGUCCUUUGUGUUAUGGUAUGCUAUAAUGCACUUAACCCUGUCAGUGCUGGAGACGUGAGCAAUUCCAAAGGUUAAAUUCCAGUAUAGUGUUUUAAUACGUUAGUGACAACCAUCUUUCAAUGUUUGGCCUUGCACUGCUAAAUUCCUCAAUAAAUUGGAACCUCUAUAAAGUAUCCCAUCAGGCCAUACCUGUUUAUGUAACAUUUAGGCUGCUUACAAGAUUGUAAAAACUUCAAGCUACCAGUGUUGUGUAGCCAGUAAAUGUUCCAUUACUUAUGGUCUCAUUCAGUGUUUGCAAUUUAAAUGACAUUUUACCGCUAACUACAUGGGGUGCUACAGACUGCAACAGAAAAAUGCAGAUUUAGGUGAGUUAAGAUUUUUUUUUUUAAAUGUAGGCAUUACCCCUUGACUGAAAAAAAAAUAUAUUUUUAUGCUAAUAUUUGAAUAACGAGCGCGUUCAGAUGAAUGGCAAACUAUCAGUUUAAUCGUAAAAAUUUAAAUGUGGUGUAUAACAGUUUCAGUAAGUGGUAUUGCCUUUUUAGACAGCUAUUUAGAUGUAUUAUCUUAAUUACGGAUAGCUUUAAAGAUCAUUUUCUCGUAAUAUUAAUAAUGCCUGCAAAUAAUGCUAAUGGAAAACGAAGCAAUGUAUACUUUAAUUAUAUAUUCAUUUUAUUUUAUUUUCAACAUGUAGUCAUGUUUUAUAUAAUUUAUUGACCCUUGCAGUAAAACCAUGAAAGUACAUUAACAUUAAUGGGACAGGGUUGACAUUGAACUUAUUGCCGUAACUUACAGGCACACAUUCUUGUGUUGAUUAGCCUAGAUAUUGUUUUGCUUAAGAAAUAUCCGUUGGAUUAACAAACAGCUAAUAUAUAGAACAAACAGAUAUUUGUUCAGGUCAGAGAAUAAUUUGUCAACUUCUGAAAUGUGUUUUUAAAAUAUGUAACUCACAUUGUCUGUGAGUGUGUGUAUGUAUACUAUAUUUCACAGUGUACGUGGAUAAAUAGUGUCUAUCUAUCUAUCUAUCUAUCUAUCUAUCUAUCUAUCUAUCUAUCUAUCUAUCCACAAACAAACACACAUAUACACAUACACACACAUUUUGUUUCACAGACAUAUAAACAGUACUCUUGGGAAUUUAGUGACUCCAAUACCUUGUACACAUUUCUCCUCCCAUUUAUGCAUCACUGGCGAGGAAAAAAAAAAAAAGGUCAAAGAUCAAUAUUUGCAAUCUUUUGCUUACUUUACAGCGAGCAGACUGGGUGGAAUAGAGAACAGUCUCUCACUAUUCGCACCGGAGUCGAGCUGUUCUAUUUUUACAAUAAUUAUAGUAGCACUUUAAAUAAGAUAUAUAGACAGAUGUCUAUAUGGAUACACAUAUAUUAUAUAUAAACUAUUUAUAUAUAUAUAUAGUGUGUGUGUGUAUACAUAUAUAUAUUGAAAAAAAUCUGGCAGGACUGAAACAUCGAUGUUCAAUUGUGCUGAAUAAAAGCAUCUAUUUACAUUUACGUCAGACCCCUGAGUGCACUCGUCUCUUUAUACAUAUAUAUAUAUAUGUCUAUUUUCAUAUGCACAUCAGAUAUGACAAGAAUAGCCAGAGUUGCUUUCUAUUUUUUUGUAUUUAUAUUAUUUCCACUUUAUAAUUUAUUGGAAGGCACACAUAGAGUGUUAACAGAAUUGACAUCACAAACUUUAGCAAACAAAUACAAUAAGUAAACAUUAUUAUGUAAUUAUCAUACAUUAUUUAGAGAGGCUUAGUUACAGCUUAUUCUAACCAGUUUGCGUGGGUUAUGAAAUAUAUCCUUGUCAAAUCCAAAAUAUUUCAUGCUUUGAAUUCAUUUUACAUCAAGAAAUAAAGGUCAGUAUACAAUACGCUGAAUACCUUAAUUCUGGAAACCUGAGUUUUUCUUUAAUGACAAGAAAGCUAACUUUCCCUUCUAUGAGAAAUAUAGUUAACAUUAUUAACCCCUUUUAUUCCAGAAGUUUGGUCCUUAAGGGGUUAAAUAAAGGAAAAUCACUUGGUUUGAAAAUUGUUUGUAUAUGUAAGUGACUUUGGUCUCUAUAAACAAUGCAGACUGGAGCUGAAAUAAGAGAUUGAAUGAAGCUAAUUACAGUCACAUGUAUAGUGGCUAAAUGGUGUAACUGAUAUGUGAAAAGAAAGGACUAAAAUAAGUAUAAUUGUAUUCAUUACAUAUAUCGAAACAAAGAGCAUUAUGGCAAAUAAGCCUAUAUAACCCCCCAAAGCACAGUGUUUUUUUCUUGAUUUUGUUUCUUGCCCUGGGUGCAGAGAACUCUUGCCAAACUUUCUUGAUCCCUCCCAAUAUGUUAGUUUGUACCACCUCUACUGAAAGCCAGCCCAUGCAUCUACAACUAUUUAUAUGAUAGAAAUGAAAAAUGUUUCUGUACCAAUCAAAUGGGUUUGCCCUAUUGUUAAAUUUAUGAAAUUAAACGUACAGUUACAUGCACCGACAAUAAUUUCCGUAUUCUGCUAUGCAUUUUGUAUCACAUUGUACAUGGUUCACAGUAAAAAUGUCCAAAUUCUCCAUUCCUCCAAACCAAUAAAAUAAGAUUAUCUGACACAUUGUGAUACUAACUUUGCAUUCAUUACGUUAUCCCAAACACUGAUUUUAAUUAAAAGCAAUAUAUAUAUAUAAUACGUAUUUAAUAUUUCAGAAAUAUUAUCUGUUGUCAUUCCUUUUGUAUCUAUUCAAACAAAUAUUUGACAUUUCAUUAGGGAAUCUCUAAACAAACUUAAUGCUGUGAAAUAUGAAAGCGAAAAAUAUAAAUUGUAUUUGAGUAUGUGCGUUAUUUCCAAAUUGUCUGUUUUUUUCAAAACACCACAAUUUGCAGUUUAGUGAAUAAAUCCAUAUGCCUCUACAUUACCUCAUCUAAGUAAAGUGUAUUUUCCUCUUCCUCUUCAUUUGACUUUAGAGUCGAUUUAACCAUUUAGUAGACAUAAUAAGAAAUAUUCAUUUUGCUAGGACCCUCCCCCACCCCAAUUCAAUUGUGAAAAAUAAUUUGCCCUUGGAUAAAAAUGAUGAAAUCUCGCCUAUCCAUAAAAAUCUAUUUAGCAUUUUCCUUUUGUACAAUAAGUGGAUUAAAAAAAAAAAAAAAAAAACAGACACGUGUUGGCAAUAUGGAAGCAUAUACCAGCUUCAUUUUAUCUUUGAUAAAACCGUAUUUUAAAUCACAAAGAAUAACGUUUAUAUUUUUUACUAUCACUUGCAAGCAGACCUUUUUAAUAAAGAAGAAAUUACUAUUGCACUUACAUAUGGAUCUCAGUUCUUUAAUCUUCAGUUAUGUUUAUUAUAUUCUUUCUAUAAAUUCCAGGAAGGGGUGAGGUAUGGCAGAGAAGGGAUUACAAGAAAGAAUGUGACCUUUAUUUUUUCAAGUAUCAUCUCUCUUUGUAUGAUCAGUUUCUUUUUCCAUUGCCUAUACUGGUCUGCUAUAGGGAUUGUAGUAUUGCAAAAUAAGGGAAACAUUACGCACUCAGCUCCAAUCAAUAGUGUAAAUAGCUUUAGAGUGUGUUUGUAUGAAGAGGUGAUUACACUACUAUGUUACAUGACAUUCUGACAAAACGCAACAAUGUUCAGUACUUAGAUAUCCAUUUUUCAGUUCAUACCAAAUAAUUUAUCAGUAUGGUUUUUUUUUUUAUUCUUUUAAACCACUUAAUUCUAAGGAGACUUCUAGCUAGUUCUAGGAUGUUAUGAUCUGUUCUAAAGAAUAAGAAUAAGAAUUCUAAAAUAACAUAGUAAAGCGCUGCGGAAUACGCUGGCACUAUAUAAAUGACAAUAAUAAUAACAAUUAUGGCCACAAAAAUGAAUCCAUCAAUUCGGAUUUUUAUUCCAAUAUCUUGAAUAGUCAAUGUGUAGCUAUGUUGUGUUAGUAUUAGAAUAAUAUAGAUGGUGUAACACUGUACGACAUGCCUGAAUGCUCUCAAUGUAUAACUAAUUCAGUACUUGCUGCUAAGUGAGACCAAUGCAGAAAAGUCAAUUGGAUUAACCCUUAAGAGCAACAUUGUGCCAGAACGUUGAUUGUGUCCUCUAACAAGCAAGAAUUUCAAAGGCGUUGUGUUAGUCUAAGAAAUAAAACAAACAUAGUUUGUAGUAGCAUUCUUAAACAGCACAUCCAUUUUAAAGUAUUGCAAAGAAAAUAUAUUAUACAGGCAUCUAUACUAGAGAAAUGUAUGUAUCCAUCUCAUGGUUUUCUCAUAAGUGCUAAAACACAUAAGAUCAAUACUAUAGUCCAGUAACUCCUUAUAGGUAGUAUGAAUAAUUAAUGUUUUCUUACUCAAAUUAGUACUAGUACACAACUAUCCUUUAGUCUUUAGAUGAGCAGAGUACUUAAAAAUUAAUUUAAAAAUUCUAGCUUAGAAAUAUUAACCCUUGACCCAAUGGCUAUGCAGGGCUACAUUUAACCACAAUUAUGUUGAUUGCCAUAGAAUUAAAACUUUAAUUCAAGAAUAGCUUGAGGUGUAAGACUAUGAAGUCUUUUCCGAGAUUUUAUUUACAUAAUAUAUAAACAAGUGCCGCUUUUAAAUUAUAAUCUUGUCCUGUAAUACUGUUUUUUUUUUAAUUUUGAUUAAAAGACCUUCUAGCCUUCAAAUGUCCAUCUUUCUAAAACUUUUUGAAGGAAAAGCAUUUAAUAUAUGGAAAAAAUAUUUGAUUAAUAUAUACAUUUUGCAGGUUAAUAUUAAUAUUCUUUUGUAAGUUCUCCUCCUUUGUUAAGUGUACCCUAGUAUUUUAAGCUAAUCAGUGCUUUCCCUACGCAAGUAUGAGAGCAGCAUUAAGCAUGAAGCCUUGUGACAUCACUUGUAUACAUAUAGGGUACCAUGACAUCAUGCAAAUGCAUAAAAUGUUACACAGACAUGCGUUGCAUGUCAAUGGCACUGGGGUGGUAAAACAGUAUUCUUGACUACCCACAAAUACAAAUGUGAAAUAUUUUUUAUUUUAAAUGGCUUAUGAUUAGUGAUGUCCCGAAUGGUUCACGAACAGUUCGCCACGGACUCAUCAUUGAGUAAACUUUGACCCUGUACCUCACAGUCAGCAGACAAAUUACAGCCAAUCAGCAGCAGACCCUCCCUCCCAGACCCUCCCACCUCCUGGACAGCAUCCAUUUUGAAGCUGCAUUCUUAGUGAGUUGUCCAGGAGGUGGGAGGGUCUGGGAGGGAGGGUCUGCUGCUGAUUGGCUGGAAUGUGUCUGCUGACUGUGAGGUACAGGGUCAAAGUUUACUCAAUGAUGAGUCCGUGGCGAACCGUUUGCGAACCGUUCGGCGAACCGUUCGGGACAUCACUACUUAUGAUUGAUCAUAUUUUUAAGUGAUACACAUUUUUUUAAAUUAAAGUACAUGAUGCUUAAUGUUAGGUCUAUAAAAGAACAAGUAUACACAUUAAAAUCUACAUUGAGAAUGAACAAAAGCUUAACAGAUUUAGUUCUGGAUGCCCUCUUCCUCCUAAUUCAUUUUUAGCUUACUUGUGCCAUUAAUGGGGGAUCUAACAUGGUUUGCACACCAGAGUAUUCUCACACUGAGUGGCGGUCCAGAACUAAAGUGCAAGACAGGUGCCCCCUGCAAGAGAGAUGUUAGAGAUACGACUGCCGGAUUGUCUGAUUUUUAUGUAUCUCACGCAGAUAACAGCUAAACAGUUUGAUUCAUUCUCAUUCUUGGUUCCGUAGUUUAUAUUUUGUUUUUGGCUUAUCAAAGUGUAACCCAGGUUAUUCUGAAUUAAUACUCAUGACAUAAAAAUUUUUUUGUAUUAAUUACAUAGAUACAUUGAUAAAGAGACUACUGUACUACAUGAUAUUAUUACUUUGGUUUUACACUAUCAGAAAAUGUGUUUCAAAAUGAAAUAGAAAAUGCAAUGCCAAAGAGGUUCAUUGAAAUUAAUAAUAGUAUAUAACCACCCAACAGCAAGACUUAGGAAACUUCCCUCUGUGCUAAUUGUACACUUUAAUGAAAUAAACCGCAGCAGUUCUUCUAUGAGGGUUACAAAUUAUGCCUAGUGAUGCACUGUGAAGUAACAACCCAGUGUCAAAGAAUACCUGAAAUUUUCUUUUUUUCUGUAAGAAUGCUGACUUCUAAAGUAAUUAUUUUGUUAUUUCUUACACUCUGCGAUGUGUCUAUUUCUAAUGCCAACAUUAGGUUUAAGAAAUAGCUCUUAAAUUCCCAAAAACUUAAAGGGACAAUAUAGGCAUCAAAACAACUUGAGCCUAAUGAUGCAGUUGUAGUGUAUAGAUCAUGCCCCAGCAGUCUCACUGUGCAAUUCUCUUCCAUUAGGGAGUUAAAUAAUUUUGUUUCUGCCCAUGCAGCACUAGCCUCACCUCCCCACCUGUGUCUUACACAGCCCUGCAUGAAUAAAAGGGUUUCAUUCAAUCAGAUGUUAAAUUGCUUUAGAAGUUUUAUCUCCUGCACUGUAAAUGAAACUUUAAUCACACGUACACAGAGGAGCCUAUUAGAAGGCUAUUAACAGAGAAAAAAUUUAACAGAACUUUAAACAUUAGCUCUGUCGUUUCAGGAAAUGUUUAUGAAGGCUGUGCAAGUCAUACGUACGGAGGUGUGGCUAGGGCUGCAUAAAGAAAGUAAUUUAAGUGCGUCUGUAGGGGCAUGAUCUAUACACAAAAACUGCUCUAUUAAGCUAAAGUUGUUUUGGUGCCUGUUGUGUCUUUUUAAAGAGAAACCUAAGAUUGGAGUUGACUCCUUUCCUUUUUCAACACAUUAAACGUUAACAAUGGAAUUAAAAUGCUGCAAAAAAAAAAAGUUACAGAAUUUUCUGCAUUUGUAACUUCUGCAAUAAGCUCCAGCAAAGCCAAAAUGUGACAGAUAAUCAUUCAACUGUUCUCAUAACAUUCCAUAGGAGCAUUGUACACAUCCUGUAUACGGAGGCUUAUGACAAUGGUAGCUCAGGUGAUAGUUCAGAUUGAAAGAUGUACAGUCGAUGGGAGAACCACUUUGCAAUUAGAUUUCUAAUGCUUACCCCACAUUAAGCUAUUUUAAAGCAAAGCUAUAAAAGCUGUAGAACACUUUGUAUAAUUUUGUGCUACUUCAGUCACAUUUUUUGAUGAAAGAAGUAAUCACCAUUUUGUACAUGUUCUGCAGCUGUAUGAGCUAUCUCGUAGAAAUCUAUGAAGGUGUCCCAUGUAUCUUUUCAUGAUAGUGCAGUUGUACGUUAAACAGUAACAUACAGCUGUUCUACUGCAGCAGGUGAAGAAACACUACCAAUAGAGGAGGAUGGUCAGAGGGGGCAUGCAGACGGAGGAAGAAUGCACCCAAGCAGAGAUGGGCAGCAGUGACUAGCUGAGAAUGUCAGCUGAUCACUGUUGGCCUAUCACAGCUUUCCAUUGUUGGUACAAAUUUGUAUGGCUAAGGUGUAGCAGGAUCUCCACAUUAGUCAUAUCUCCAGUAGGUCCCUCAUUCAAAAAUGGGUGUUAACUCAAUAAAGAGAUGGAAACGGGUGACUCCAGGCACUAUAACCAAUUCAUUCAGACAAAGUACAGUACUAGAGUGUCUCCUUAACAAAAGGUUUACAUACUCUGUAUAAGGAGUAUUUGAUGUGAGACGGAAUGGCAUGUAGUUGAAAUGAGAGAAAUUUAGUGGUAUUGUCAUGAAACACAUCUUCUAGAGAAAGAGUUGAAGAUACAUGAAAUGGCCUUCCAGAAAGGAUGGUAGAGACUAGUAGAGAGGAACAGUUACUAGCUAACUCAGUCUUUCAGCCUAACUGGUGUGAGUAUCAUUGUUUUGAUAUUGGAGAGGCUGCUUUAGAGUUUGUAUGGCUGUGUUGAAACCACCAGAAGUAGCUGACCUCGGUGUGUUAAUUGCGCUAUCUUUUGCAUGAUUAAUACAUCCAUUUAAGCAGAUGCUGCUGUGUUGUAAAAGAGAUGACUCGAAGCUUGGCAAGAUAAAGCAUUUAUUGGCCUACAUAGUACAAUGUUUAUCUCAGAAUAUUUAGCAUGAUUGUGUGUGGGAGAACUUGUAGGAGCAUGUUUUACACUAAUUAUGGAAUAUACUAUUAUAAAGUAAUUUUAAAAGACAUAAGUAGACUGUAGCGUAUAAUAAAUGAAAUUGUAAAUUUAGGCAACAAUAGCUGAUUUAGAAAAAAUCACCAGCUCAGUUAUGGGCACAGUUUGGCUAUUUUAGUCUACAUUUUGCAGUUCUGUGUUCGAUUCACUACAAUUCUGUGAUCUGUGAAUAAACCCCCAUUGUUACAAGGCUGUGGUAUAUCCAUGUUUUGCAGAAGUGGAUGUGAGGUUACAAGCAGCACAGUCAUGGUUCAAAUGAGGCACAUCUGGCAUUCCCUUGUCCAUUUCAUGCUGAACAGGUCAAUCUUCCCCUAUAUUAUUGCUGUAAUCAGUUGUCUCAAAAUGGAAUGUUUGUAUAUCCUAUAUCCCAUCGUGAAGAUUUUGUACAAUAAGGCUUAGCAUGACCAUGUACUCUUUUAUUGUGCAUGUGUAAUAUGUGUCAACCACACAGAUCGAUUUCGUAUUUUUGGUAGAUAGACAUCUUCAUUCUAAUUUCUUUUAAAAGUAAUGUUUUUUUUCUGAGAUGCAUUUUGGAAUAUUUCUGACAGCCUAUGCAAUAUGUAACAUAAUUUGUGUAUACAAAAAAUGCCUUUCUCAGUUCUUCGGAAAAACCUACAUGCACUGUGCACUCCAUGAAGAAAUAUUUCCUUAUUAAAUCCUUUUCUCCAUAUUAGGGUGAUUUUCAUGUAGACGUGCAAUGUGGAGUAUAAAGCCAUUUUUGGUUGUUACUGGAAGUGCUCACAGAAGCAAUCAAUCUUAUAUAGCAUGCCAUUUUAAUAUCCACUCUCUUGCAACCCAACUCUUUUGACUAAAUGACCACAAACAUCCCGCUUCUUGUCUCUGAUCUAAUCACUCUACUUCACCUUUUCCCUUUUUCCUGCCUGGUUUGCUAUUCUCCAUCUUAUCUACUCUGACUAGUCUGCUCAUUUUUUUUUUGUCUGACUUGCCCCCUCUCUCCAUGUUUAACCCACUAGUAUCCCUAGAAAGAAAUAUUUCCAGUUAAAUGAAAAUAGACUUUUUACGGCCAGGAUAUCAGCAGGCUUUCUUCUUGUCUAGUCACAGAUGGCCAGCUUUGCUGAAGAGAUAUGAGGCUAUCUAGUGUUUUUUUAUGAGUUAGAACGUGAUAUAUUCUCACAGAUUGAUAUGAGGUUGCAUAGACAUUUGCCCCAGAGGUAAAAUUUUAGGACACUUGGCCACCUCACUCCUGGGAAUCCUUCCAUUGAUCUAUUCUGCCAUCCAUCGUAAGUCAUUGCAUACUUCAAUCUUUAACACGUCCCUCCCUGAUUAUGUAAAUUUAGCAUCUUUGGUUUGAAAAAGUUACCUUUAUAACGAAGCGUUUACUGGGCUGAGGUGUAAAGAGGAGGCAAGUACACACAUGGUAACUUGGAAUCCUGGGACAUUUUAAAUGUGCAAUUAAAAUGGCAGGCUGCGUCACAGCAUCCGUGCAUAUUACCCAAGCUGAAAUAAAAAAACUAAUAGUUAACCUUGGGUUAGCCAUUAGGACAUGCCUCUCCCUCAAAACUGACAGUUCCUCUUUAAAGAUAUAUGACUGUUACUAAAAAUAUGUAAUGAAAAUAUAGAAGUAAGACUAACAGUUAUCUUGAUACAGUACACAGUGCAAGCAGAAAAUAAGAAUUCCUAAGGUCGAUAUCUAAAAAUACCUUUGCAUAUAAUUUUCAUGUCAGAUAUUCAGCUAUAGAGAAGGGGAUUCCUUGUAUUUCUGUUAAAUUCCAUUUUAACUAGUUAUAGAGAGUUACCUGUUUAUCUUAUGGUAAUUUGUAUUCAAACUAGAAUUAUAUAUGCAAAAUUAUGCAUCUAAUCUGUGCAAAUAAACACUGUUAAUAUAUGCAGCAAUAUACAAUUAUUAGUUAAUUACAUCUCACCACAACUUGAAAUGGUUCACACUUCCUCCGUGCACACCUUAUUGAAUAUAGUGUGAAUACAUAAGUAGGUGAGAUUUUAUCAUCACUUUGCAGGUGUUGUAUUAAAAUAUCAUUACACACAUUGCAUUUUCGAGUGAGAUCUGUGUAAAAACCACUGUAGGGAAGGUCCCUAAUUGCCCUCAGCUCAAACUAGGGUACUUGUUAAAUUGCUGGCUGAAGGUCACGGGAGUUAUGAUUUUAAAAAUGUACCUGUAAUUCUAGAGAAUGCAAUCAGUGGUAUUGUAGUCUAGUAGAAAUUCGAGGAGGACAUUGAAGAAGGCAUAAACGGGGUUUAUCAGUGAAAAUUCACAGUGAAUUUUACAGUUAAGGUCUAAAUAGCUAAACGAGAACAUUUCUUUAUGCCAGUCUUGCUGUCAGCUCGUCUACUUUGGCCUUAAAAUUGAAAUUCAUUUUAAAUUCACUUUGAAUGAUUGCUUUAAUGAAUAACCAUGUAUAUGUCUUCCUUAAUGUCUUUCUAGAAUUUCUACAUCAAUUAUGUCCUUCUAGAAUUUCUGCAUAAAUUCAACCACUUGCUAAGUCUGCCACCCAUACAGGGGGAAGGAGGCAUUUAAUUGAUUUGUCAGGCAGAAAUCGUCAGUAUUAUGGCAGAAGCUGCGCGCCUAAAAAAUGAAUUGCAAUAUAUAAGUUAAAAUAGAUAAUUCGGAAACUUUUUUUCCCAACUCAGCUAUAAUCGCAACUAGCCUAUUGUUGACUUAAAUUGUGCAAUUGAAUUUUCAGACCACUAGAAUUUGGGAGGUUGUUAAAUAAAUACCUACGUUUUAGUAUUAUUAUUAAAAUUACACCUACCGGUUCAUAUCACUUUACGUUAAUUACAGAUUGAGUCUAAAAAUACAUAGUGACUCACUCACAAACUUAGUAUCAAGCAGCAGACUGCUGUGAAUGUCCUAGGGACUAAUGUUGGCGUUAAAUCUGCACGAGAAACAAUUAAGGGAAGUGAGAUGGUCAUGGAUUAUGUAAACUGGAAUUUUAAUAGCAGGAAAUGAUUGAUUUAGGUAUUAUGGUUUUCUGAAAAGGUAGUCCAACAGAUGCUGAGUUGUAAUACUCUGCCCAAUAUGCAUACUGCCUCCAGCUUAUGGUAUUUAUUCAUUGUGACUGAUUACUGUGUACAAUGAAAAUCUUCAGCUGUGAUUGAGACUUUUUUUAUUCUUAUCUCAAUGACCACAUACUGACUACUAACACAAAAACAUAAUUAAAAAAAAAAUCUAAAUUCUGAACUUUUAAAGGGCCAUUUCCUGUAGAAUCAUCUUAUUGUACAAAAACAUUAGGAUAGAAAAAUCCUUCCAUGCAUAUUGAGCAUACCUGAGAAUUAACGAGGGUUAACCAGCAGGCAGUGGUUGGGGACCUUAUUUCAGGGCCUUGAAGGCAAUGCUCAUUUCUUUUGUUAAGAGGAAAGGUCUUUUACCUCUGAUUUACAGCUAUUAUUACUUUAAGGCAGGGGUGGCCAAAGGUAUAUCCCUAGAUGUUAUGGAAAAGCACCUUCCAUGAUGCACUUCUAGAUAUAAGGUUGCAAUGCAUCAUGGAAGUCGCCACUGCCUCAAGCUAACAAUGGCUCGCUAUCUAAAAAGAUGUGUAACCACUUCUACACAUCUACACACGAUAAAGCAGUAAAGCAAUGUCUAAUAUAAAACCACUCUUUAGGGCUUGUGUAAUUAGUUAUACUUGUGAUGGAUGAGAGGGAAGAAUAUUUAACCUUUUUUAACUAAUAUGUUCUGGAUAUUUCCAGAAGGCAUGUAAAAACAGGGUACAUUUUGCUCUUUAAUUACAUUUUAAUUCCUGUGGGAAAUGUAUUACUAUCCAAUCAAUGUUGUUUGUAGCACAAAUUGACCAUAGGCCCCAGUUAAUACAUAUGAUAUAUAUAUAUUAAUAUUUCUUAUAUUGCCACUAGCUUUUUCUGUACAUCGUCAACCAAAAAUGCCUUUAGAUAGGGCUGUCAUAUCCACCAUGUUUUCUGGGGCACACAUAAUUUCACCAUUUGAGCAUGCUGCCCUGUGUUAUGGAUAAUGUAUAUGCUUCAGGAUUCCUGACUGAUUCAUCACCUGAUUUACUACCUGCAGCAUUUGACUUCUACAUACGGCAGGGCAGCACUUUUUGUAUAAAUGACAUGUGUCCCGGAAAACAUGGUGUAUAUGGCAACCCUACCUACAGAACCGUUCCAAUAUAUUUUAAAAUAAUUACGAUUCAUAAAGUGAUUUAGAAUUUUGUUUGCCUCCCAAGUCCUUUUAUUAUAAGCCAAAUGGGAGGAUGAGCACAAGAGAGUAUACUAAAAAAAAAACCACCAACAAUGAUUACAUUUUUUUCAAUAUAUCUUAUUUAUUAAGAAUUUUCAGUAGUACAUAAGUACAAACUUUUACAUUGUUUUAUGGAAUAGUAAUGAAUACAUAUUAUAUAUAAUGGUCAGAGGCUGCUUACUCAUAAUGAUAUGUGAGAUAUUGAGUUGUUCAUAUUUAUUAUAAUAAUAAUAAUAAUAAUAAUAAUAAUAGCUUUUUAAAAUAUAUUAUUUGAAUGCAUUUCCUGAGAUUUAGAUUGCCAGCCUUGAGCAGACAUUCCAGAUGUCCCUAUGUAGGAGAGACAGUCCCCAUUCUGAGCCCUCUGUCCCUAUUUUCUGUCCUAAUGUCCUUUUUUUCUAGGAUCUCCAGAUUGGUGUGUAUAAUUGUACAACAGAGCUUCACAGCAAUAAAGCUCACAGUUAUGUGUCUUUAAACUACAAAUGUGUUUAGAACUCAGUCUGUGGAAAUAAGAUACAUUGUUGCUGCUUUAACCCCUUAGUGACCGCAGACGUACAGGGUAUGUCAGACAAAAAAAGGUUGUUAACGACCGCUGACGCACCAUGUAUAUCCGCGGCAAAUAUAAGCGUUGGAAGAGAUUGUGAUCCCUUCAGCCGCUCUAAGGGUAUUGCAGCAAUGCCUCGAUGUCGAGGCAGCUGUGGCGCCCGCCAGUGUGUCAGAGCAUCGGAAGCCAUCAGGCCAUUCUGGUGCUCUGCCUGUCUGCUGAGUGCCUCGAGGGGUCUCUUACUGUUUUGAAACACUAAUAUUUGUGUUCAGCAAAGUCUCCCAAGUAGAACAGUACCCACCAUGUACAGGUUUGAUAGUGUUUUUGAAAGUUACAGGGUCAAAUAUAAGGCCUGGAUUCCUGUUUUUUCACAUUGAAAUUUGCCAGAUCAGUUAUGUUGCCUUUGAGAGGGUAUGGUAGCCCAGGAAUGAGAACUACUCAAGUGGCUACUAAAAAGACUGGACAUACCCCAUAUUAAAUACGAUGGGUUGUCUACUUUAAAAAAAUAUGUACAUGUGAGGUGUGAUUCAGAGAUUUAUGACAGAUAACAGUGUUACAAUGUCACUAUUGACUAUUGAAAAAUAUAUAUUUUGAAACAGCAAUGUCCUACUUGUAUUUAUAGCCAUAUAAGUUUCCAAAAAAGCUAAGAACAUGUUAACAUUGGGUAUUUCUAAAACUCAGGACAAAAUUUAAAAACUAUUUAGGAUGGGGUUUUUUUGGUAGCUGUAGAUGCAUAACAGAUUUUGGGGGUCAAAGUUAGAAAAAAAGUGUGUUUUUUAAAAUUGUUUAAUCAUAUUUUACAUUUAAAAAAAAAAAAAUUAUAUGAUAUGAUGAAAAUAAUGGUAUAUUAGAAAGAUAAUUUAAUGGCGAGAAAAGCGGUAUAUAAUAUGUGUGGGUACAGUAAAUGAGUAAGAGGAAAAUAACAGUUAAACACAAACAGCGUAGAAAUGUAAAAACAGCCCUGGUCCCAAACUGUAAAAAAAGUCACUAAGGGGUUAAAUUAAAUUUUAGUUGCAUAAAUUACCCUGGCCACACACCCACUGACACCCUUACAUUAUUGUGUUCCUCUUUGUCCAUUUGAAAUAUUUGAAGGCAUGAUUAAGAAAUAUCUAGGGAUCACACAUGUAACCACAUGUAAGUGAAUUUAUGGCAUCCAUUAACCAAUACCAGAUAACAUGGUACUCGGUCACAGUGCAUUUUUGUAAACAUUGUUAAUGUUUUCUAAACAGUGUAAGCUAUUACUGUUGCCUAUUUAUUUAAAAACAAUGAAUGUGGCGCAGAAAAACCCUUGUAUCCAGAAUAUCCAGAAUCCGCACAAAUUACAAGUGUGAAUAAAACAAAUCAAUGGCAUUUAGUAUAACAGUAUAUAGUUAGAUAUAUGAUGCAGGUACGAUGUAUAAUUAAUGCACAUUUACAAAAUAAUAAAGGAACCCAAAAUGCUGUGCUUGAAAUAUCCAUUCAACACUCAAGUGAACAAAGAUAAAGUAGAGGAAAUGACCUUGCUCUAACAUGCAGCAGUGCAUUAACCCCUUCACUACUAAUGCUCACAAUUUUUGGAUACGUUCUUAAUAUACCAACAUUGUGUAUCUGAUUCAGAAAAAAACAGGGGAUUGUGGGCAACCCCAGAACAUGAAUUUCUCAGCAGUAGUGUUACCAUAGAGACCAGCAUUUAUACAAAAUACAAAUUAAGAAACAUCGCACACAGGGCUACUUAAAAUUACCUAUUUCAGCAAACAAAUACGAGGAUUCAUCUCCACCAGAUGGCCAUAUCGUGUUACAGUAUCCCAAAAUCGAUGAGUUCUGCACUCAUUUUAACCUGGGGGACAAAUUAAAUAGUGCUAGUGCUAAAAUAGCUAAAGUGUAUUUAAUUAGUCUGUUGUAAGAGCAUUGUGAAUAUAUUUCAUGAAAGCCCAAAGUAAAUAUGUUACAAGUUGGUAAGUUCUGUUUUAGGAGCUUGUAUACAGCCUGGUUAACAGCAGUUAUUGCCAGCAGUGAGGCUGUUUUCAGGUGGUAGUGAAAGAGAAAUUGCUUUGUUUGCCCUGUCUCACUUUAAAAUUGCUGACAUAACUGUUGUGUUUUACUUCAUAGUAAAAUGGCCCCAUUGGUACACAAAAAGGAAUCCUAAGAUUUGCAUUUACCAUUCUCCGUAGUUUUCAUUGUAAUUGCAAUUUGAUUUUUAGGACAAUGCUUAGCUGUGUUUUUAUUAUGUAAUAUAUAGCAAGAGAUUCCAAAGGUAAAAAAUUGAUUUGAGAUAAAUAUUUUAAUACAAUCGAAAGCAAGACCAUCCCCCAAAAGAUUUUUAAAAGUAUGUUAUUGCCAAAAAGGUUGAAAGUGAAAGUGUUGGUUGAUGAUGAAUGAAUUAAUCAAGGAGGAUCAGGACAAGGCAGACAUUCUAAAUAAUUAUUCUCUUCAGUAUAUAGGAAAGAAUAAACUAUGGCUGUAGAUUUGCAAAUCCCUGUUACAAAAUCUUUAUAGCAAACAGGUGACUGGUUAACACAGGAUAAAGUGCUUCAGAAAUUAAACAAGGUUACUGUAAAAGCCCCAGGGUCAGAUGGUAUUCACCCACAUGUGCUUAGGGAGCUUAGUGGAGAAAUCUCCAUACUACUGUUUUUAAAAUUUCAGGAUUCUUUUAUCUCAGGAAUUGUAUCAAAGAUUGGAUAAAAGCAGAUGUGAUUCCUAUAUUUUAAAAGGGUUCAAAAGCUCAACCUGGAAACUACAGACCUGUGGGCCUAAUAUCUGUGGUUGGGAAAGUAUUUGAAGGACUGUUAAGGGAUAAUGUUCAAGAAUUAAUUCUGAACAAAAAUAUAAUUAGCAGGAAUCAACAUGGUUUUAUGAAAGAAGGGUCAUGCCAAACUAACUUAAUUGCAUUAUAUGAAGAAGUUAGUAGAAAUUCAGAUCAGGAUGUUUGUCCGUGUUUGCAGAUGACACAAAACUAGGUAAGAAAAUACAGUCAGAACAUGAUACAGUGGGAUUUGGAUAAAUUGGGUGACUGAGCAGGCAAGUGGCAGAUAAGAUUCAAUAGAUCAAUAUAUUCAAUAGAUCACAAACUAGGCAACAGUAUGCAAUGCUGGUCUGCCUUUGCAAAAGCUAGUAAGGUGCUUUCGUGUAUAAAAAGGGGUAUUGAUUCAUAAGAUCCAAAUAUAAUUUUGCCUGUUUACAAAUCCAUGGCAAGGCCUCACUUUUAAGGAACGAUAUUUCAAAACUAGAAAAACUGCAGAAGCGAGCUACAAAACUAAUAAAGGAGAUGGAAAACAUUACCGUAGUUAUGAGAAAAGGCUAGAAAAACUGGAAUUGUUUUCUUACGAAGAAAGUCGCCUCAGACAAGAUAUAAUAGCACUAUACAAAUAUAUACAGGGUCAGUACUACCCGCUAUGUACUAACCUGUUCAUUAGCAGGAAUAUACAAAAGAUAAGAGGGCACCCAUUGAGGCUGGAAGAAAGGUAUUUUUUCUUACAGCAACAGAAACGUUUCUUUACAGUAAAAACUAUAAAGAUGUGGACUGCUCUGCCUAAAGAGGUUGUCUUACUAGAUUCUAUCUAUCAAUUUAAAAAAUGGCUUGGAUUUUUUUUGCAUAAACAGAAUAUUCAAUUAUAUAAUUGAUAUAUAUGGAUUAUUGUUGAUCCAAGGAGAAAUCUGAUUGCCAUUACGGAGUCAAGAAGGAACUCUCCCCCCCAUUUUGUGGCAUAAUUAGAAAUGGCUACAUUUGGGUUUGUUGCAUUCUUUUGGACCAACAGCAUAAAAGAAUGUUCAUAGUUGAACUUGAUAGCCUUUUUAAACAUAGAAAACUAUGUAACUACAUAUUUGCUUAUUAAUAGGUUAUUUACCUUUUCCUACUAUUCCAAUACAUUCAUUGCAAUAUGUUUACAAAAACUGCUCCCUGAUCUAAGUUAUGUAUAUAUUUUUUAAAACCAUUAUUUAUUUUAUCAUCAAAAUGCAAUAAAAUUGUAUUAAUAAAAUAUCCUGACAACACAAUAUCCUGACAAUAAAACAUUAUUCAAAAAAUAUAUUUGCACUGUAAAAUAUUAUUAAAAAUGGUCUGGUUGCUUUUCCAUGUUGUACGACAGACUAUUAAAACAUAAAAAAAAAAAAAAAAUGACGUGUAUGCGUGUGUACAGUAUAUCCGUUCUCUGGUAAAAAAAUAAAAAAUAAAAUAACGAUUCUAUUAUGAUUUUUGGCAAACAGUACUCCAAUUUCAAAAAUAAAUUACUAUACUUUUUUCCUACUACACUUCUACAUCAUUAAGUUGGAAAUUAAAACUCAUUUGAGAUUCUCUGAGUGAGAACCAUAGACAAACUUAUGGUUUCCCUAAUUCUAAAAGGUAGACCCUUGUGUAUUGUGCCUAGACGGGCAUAUGCCAUACCACACUGAUAAAACUUAUCAGGUUGCUGUAUCUCUUGUGCAUGUUAUUAUCUUGUGCAGGGAGGAUCUGCUGGCAUUCUGAAUUUAAUAAGAUAAAGAUAGGGAAGGCAUACAUUAAAUAAUACAAACUGUGUCCAGAGAUGACCAAACUCCUCAGGCAUUCUUUGCUUUCUUUGUGUGUGGUAUUCCAAAUUGUGACUACUGCCCACAUGGAUGGUACAAGUCUGAUGUGCAUCAUUUUGUAAUAUAAUAAACAGAGCUGCCAUGUUUCUUGGACAGUCGGCCAUGCUCAAACAAGCUUUCACAUGCAAAUGGACAGCACAUGUCAAGUGCUCCAUUAUAACAUACUGCAGUAUAUUGCAUUCAUAUGCUACUGGAAGAAAGUCAGUUAAUUAUACAAAAGCAGUCAAUUGAGGGUUCACGUUCCUCCUUGAUUAAUGAGUUGAUUUCCUUCCAUCAGCUUGAACACUCUAGAUUUCACAGGGCAUCUCUAUUCCUGUACUACCCAACAUCAGUAAGUAAUGACAUGUUCAGAAAAAACGACAACUGAGUCCAAUUGUAUUUGAUACUUUCUGAGUCAGAAAAACACAUUUUCUUAUAUUAGUAAAUGUUCACUUUAAAUAUUGAUUAGAAGCACUCCUACGUAAUUCCACAUAUAUAAUAUUAUAAAACCCUUUAUAGAGAGAGAGAUUGAACCCCUCUAAGCUAAAGCUGUGACUUCUUUCACUUCUUCGGUUUCAUUUGGUGCACCAGUUGAAAGGCUUCUAAUUUUUAAAGCUUUUAUUCCUAUUGUAUAUGAGUGUUGGGUUCUAUUCAUCCAUCCAUCCCUCCCUACAUAUCAUCAUUCCAGGAAAUAUGUAUAUUAGCAUUCAUUCAUAACUCUUUAACCAGCAUGUUUUCACUAUAAUGUAAGCUUUAAAUAACUAUGCAUCUUAUAAAGGAUUACUGUUUUCAGACCACUGGCGGAUCCAGGGGGGGGCAACAGGGCAAUUCCCCCCCCCCCCCGAGAUUCUCCCCUGCCAGCUAAUGCAGGGCUGGCAUUGUCCAAGUGCCAGCCCUGCAAUGUGCCUGCGGACCGGAGGGGAGAUCACAGGCACCGUGCUGGCAGCCAGCAGGGGAAGGAGAGAGCCUGCAGCUCCUCCGGGUCCUCCUCUCGCGAGCAUGGAGCAUUGCCGCGGUUGCCACGGCAACGCUCCAAAUCUCGCGAGAAUGAACUCUAGCCCAGGAGCGCGGGCUAGAGUUCACUCUGACCACUGGACCACCAGGGAUCGAAAUAUGUCCCCCCUCCUCCCAGUAAAGGUAAGAAGGGAGGGGGACAUACAUUUAUUUAAUUUUAUACAUUAUUUAUUUUUAUCAAAAAGCUCCCUUACCCUCCUAUCCACACAUUCACACAUUGCCCCCCAUAAACAGCCCCCCCCACACACACUGCCCCAUACACACACUGCCCCCCAUACACACAUACACUGCCCCAUACACACACUGCCCCACACAUAUACACUGCCCCCCCAUGCACACUGCCCCUAUACACACUGCCCCAUACACAUACACUGCCCCAUACUCACUGCCCCCAUGCACACACACUGCCCCCCAUACACACAAUGCCCCCACAUACACACACACUGCCCCCAUACACUGCCCCCCACACUGCCCCCCAUACACACUGCCCCCAUACACACACUGCCCCACACACACCCCCCCAUACACACACUGCCCCCACACACACAUACACUGUAAGUUGUCAAACUGUUCUUAAACGGUUUGACUACUUACUCUGAGAGGGUGUCCCGCACCAUAACCACUACACAGAGCUGUAGUGGUUAUUGUGCAUGGAUUAUUUCUUUCAAUAAUAUAAAAGUGCCCCUCCCGAGAUCAGUCUCUGGAUCCGCCACUGUUUCAGACCGUUAGUUUUCAUUUUCUGUAUAAUAUAAAGUGUUUAUCAUCUAUUUAUUUAGCUAGCUUUAUUUAAAAAAACAAAAGCCUAUUGCAGUGAUACGGAAUCUACAAAGCUCACAAUCUCCUGUUUAUAAAGCAAUGUUAUUUAUCUGUAGUAGAAGGAGGCAUCACUAAAUGAUAAAGCUCACCUCACCCUGCUGUCAGUGAAAAGCUUACCCCCUUAAUAAAUAGGUGGCUGAAUUUGGCAAGUGGAUUUUCCUGGCGUACUGAACAGACAUUUUUAAAAGUCUAAGCUGUGCAUUAAAUUGUCAGCAAGCAAGGCGUAUGCUGACUGCAUGCUAGUAGCUCUGGUUUCAUAUUCAGAACUGAACAUAUUGCUGAGACAUUUCUCUGUGUGUGUUCAUUUUUCACUUUUAUGCAGGAAUAUAUACAAGACUAAUCUUUUUUGCGCGAGACUUAGAAAGCAUAGAUGCAAAUGAGGGCAUACAUAAAUAUAUAUCUGUGAUGUUCAAGCAAUAAAUAUACUCUGUCCCGUGUGUUAAGUAGUCAUGGUCUUUCAUAAAGAAAUUCAUUGCUGAUUUUAAAAAAGAUACCAGUUACCUGUUUGUAUGUCUACCAAUGUAUAGUUCACUAGCGACUGGUGAAAACUAAAGUUGGUGGGGUGCUGCCCCCUGACUUUUUGGGUUCUGCCCACAUAACCCCAUGAGUUGCCAUGCCCUAUUCAAACCCAGCUGCAUCUCCAGUCAUUAAAAAGGAGAAUUGAAACUGCAGACAUAACGCUGACAGAUAUGUUUUUUCCAACACACACUUAUCAAUAUUCCUAACAACACUGAUAGAUAAUUGUUUUUGCAACAAAAAACUGGGAAGUACAGGGGGGCACCCAAUUUGCCUCUCUGAACCAGCCUCCACUUAUAUACCUGUAGCCCAUGGCACCACCCUGUCCAAAACGUAUACUAUGCAUGUUCUUUAUUUUAGAGGGUGGCUGUGUCCUGUAAUUGCUAACAGUGGGUAUUUAUAAUGCAGAAAGCACGUAACCCUGGUAAAGAUGUAUAACUUUAGCCAGGGUAGGGUUAUGGUAAUACAUAUGUAAUAUUUUUUCGGGUAAUAUAUUGUAUUAUUAUUAUUAUUAUUACUGGUAUUUAUAAAGCACCAACAUAUUCCGCAGCGCUGUACAAUUGGGAAAAAAACGAAAUACAAUAGGAACGGACCGAUACAACAGGUAGAGGGGCCCUGCCCGUGAGCUUACAAUCUAAAUUAUACAGAGCAAUAACAAUAAUAUGGUAUAACAGAAAAACUUGAUUAUAUAAAAAUAUGGUUUUACUGUUCCUUACUGUUAAUGCAUAGUAUUUGGAUACAGGCAUAUUUGAAAUGUAACAUGUUUGUCUUACAUGUUUCAAACUAAUACUAAUAGUACAGAUAUAACUGUUAUGUUACUCAUCCUUGAAUCCACAUUACCUAUAAGAAGCAUGAUGUUGCUUUGCACGUUCUGCUGUUGAAAUGUAUACCACAAUUUGGUGUGAAUCCCGUAGCCUUCUAUCUCCACAGAACUGGUAUUUCCUGUCCUAAGUUUAUAUAAGAGAAUAAACAUUGUGGUGAAUCUACAAAUUGAUUAGCAUAACAAUGUAAGGAUGUUUUUAUAAGAAUUAGUCAAAGUUUCCUAAAGCAUAAAAAAGGGAAAUAUAGCAAAAAUAAUAUUAAAGAUUGUUCAGUAGAGAAUAACAUUAUGUAUAAACAAAAGAAAUAUAUAGCAAAAAAAAAAGAAAAAAAUGAAAUUCAGUAAAUUUAGUUAAUAAAACAAGAUUUCAGUAUAAAACAAAACAAAAGAUCUUUAUAUGCACACACACAUGCACACACACAUGCACACAAACAAAAACUUUGGCAGAACUGAAAGAUGUUGGAUAUGACAUUACUGAUUUAACAAAGUAGUUUUAUUUGCAUUUGCUCUAUAAAGUCUUACUAAUUUAUUCCUGGAUAGUGCACAUUUAUGCAAUUUUGCAGGAAGUUAAGCGUGUGAAUUAAAUCUUCUUCCCCUACUCACCAAAACACCACACAUAAUUACAAGUAUCUCAAGGUACCUCUGUUUGUGAGAACUUGGGUGUGUGUCUAAGAGUUUAAAAUAGACAAUUUAGAAAGAAUCUUCAAUUCUAUAUAUUUUAUUGUUCAGUUGUCACCUUAUUCCCUCAACAACAGGUUUUGAUUUGCAUGUGUGUUUAUCUUUGUGACACCCAUGCAGUACUCAUGACUCACAUUCCCAUAUCAUUACAUUUUCUGUUAAUGAAUGGGCUGCUUUUCCAACAGUGAAUUAUGAGCAAAGAUUUAUUUUCUCUUCUCUUUGAUUAGAUAACCAUAAUGCAUUAAAGAGCUUGGUAUAGAUGGCUGUACAUCACACCACAGCUAAGAGCAUAGUGGAAAAUAUAUGGGUUGUAUUAAAAUCACUGCUUCCCUUUCUAAGCGUCUUCAGUUAACAGAAAUACCUGUGCACUGACCUCAUAUAGUGUCUUCAAUAAAACAUUGGAGGAACAUGCUAAUUUCAUAUAUAAAUAUAGACCCCAGCAAAAAUUUAUGAUGCCAUUGAUGACUGUGAAUAAGUGGUGCCUAUAGCCUGAAACAUUUUUUUUUGCUUCUGACUUUACCCUGUAUAUAUUAACAAUGCUUUUUUUUAAAUUCAUUUUGAUGUCUUAGAAUAUUUUUUUCCUACAUUUCUGACACUCUUUUGUUCCUUCAAUACACAAAUGGGGAACAUUUUUAUUUUCUAUCAUUCUUUGUAUAUAUAGACAACAUAAAAUAAUUCAAGGUAUUUCUGAAACACAAAUUAAUUCACAUUGCAAAAACUAUAAUCACUUUUGUAUAAGGCGAGGACCCACAGACAAACAAAAAUCUCCCUACAUUACGUUAGCCCAGUACAAAAUUGUUAUAAUAUCUCUUUUUAAAACUUAAGUAUUUCCUUGUGUUAAGCCAUAGCUGAUGAUCACACACCAAGGUUAAUAGAUAAACCGCCAAUUGUUGAGAAUUCAAAGUGGAAUUGAAUUUUUAAGCCAAAUAUAGUCAACACGAGAACAGUUUUUUACCCCCCAAUUCUUCCAUUCUAUUGAACGACGCUGAUGUGUGAAUUUCGUGUUUAUAUUAAUUUUAAAUUAAUACAUGGUCUCAGUGAUAAAUACAAAAAUGCAUGGUGUAAUCACCAUGGAAACCAGCUGAAUAAAUAAAGACAAUUUCAAUGGUUUCUGUAGUGACAUAUCCACGUUUCCAACAUUACUUUGCUUUCACUUUUUUUUUACAUAAUGCCAAAAGAAGUGUAACUCACAAGCAAAGAAGCCAAAACAUAAACUGAAAAACAAAACACACCAUACGAUAGACAUGAGAAAAUCUUCUUAAAGCAUCGUUAGUGAGCACAUACUCUGUUAACACUUAUGAUCCUUCCGGCAAUAUUAUCCAAGAGGAAAGAAACUGAACUUCCUGAUGUUUGGUUAACUGCUAGGCAUAUAAAUACUAUAAUAAGAAGAUUACUAACAAAUUGUCACAGUAUCCAGAAUUAUUUAUUGAUUUUUCUCCUAGAGAGGAUUGCAAAGUGAAUAUGAUUCAAAUCCUACUAGCAGCAUUUUUAUACUUACUCCUAAUGAAGAGGCCACACUUUGGUAAUCAAACUAAAUUUACAAUAAAAUAAUUUAGUUAGUAACAAAAAAAUAAAGAAAUACAUGCACUUUUUGCAGUGUGCAAUGCAGCACCCUAUACUUAUUUUAGGUGUAACAUUUUGAAAACAAUUACAAAUAUAUGCAAUCAGAAUACCUAUAUUCUGUUUCUUUAAGGUGUCUUCAUUGAGGAAGCGUUUGCCUCCCAGAUGAGAUCAAAUCUGUUCCAUGACCACAUUUUACAAAAAUAGCCAAGGAAUCUUUAUCCGUGACCUUUUCAGAGGUUUUUACCCAUGGAUUUUAGCCAAAGAGCUAAUGAGUCUGAGACACUUGUUAGGCAAUUGCAGCUAAUCAGUGAACCACAGGUACAAGUCUUAAGCUUACCCAAAGGCUGCAAGUGGCAUAUGCUUUUUCUUCUUAGCUACAGACUGUGUUACUGUAUUUGCAUUUUAAAUAAGAUACAAGAAAUUGAGCAUCUGUGUCACAGUCAUGCAUAAAAGAAUCUGACAAUCUGAAAUGAGUUGAAUGGAGUGCUAGAGAACUGUGCUAAAUUGGUAGGUUUGCAUCAAAAAGUUCAUUAUUAGAAUUUAAAAAAAUAGAUAAACAUAUCUGGGACCUAAUCUUAAAAAGGCAUGCUGUAGUACUUAAAUAGAUCUUUAAAAAAUAGUUUCAGCACCCCAAUAAAAGUGCUUACAGUGGCAAUAUAUGAAAUAUAGUUAAAUAUGAUUCAUUUACCUAUUCUGACUGUAACUGGCAGGGAUCACAAUUUUACAAAUUUGUAUAUCUUAAUACAACUAUGAUUGUGCUCUGUAUUGAAGGCAAAGAUGACACAAUAUGCAAAUGUAAUUUCUUCACAUAGUCGGCAAUGCAAAAUCAUGUUAAUUCAACCUUUGUUGUGUUUUUAUUUUUAAAAUAUGAAACUUUUUUAAUGGUAUUGCUUAAUAUGUCUGUUGUCGGGCAUAAAUAAAAACUAGAGUCAGGUUUUACCUAUGGAGAUGACAAUGUUUUGCUAUAGAAUUGGCAAUUACAGCAGAUAUUUUAACCCCCCAUUUGACUUAUUGCUAAUAAUAUUUAGACUGAUAAUAUUACACACAAGGGUGUGACAAUGGUGGUGAGUUGAAAGCCAACUUACACUUUAGGAAAAUAUAGUAAAUUGUAGAAAAUCUCCAACUAAUCAGAUUCUAUGGCCUAAAGUUUGCAAUUUGUUUAUGAAGUCACUAUUUUCUGAAAGAAUCGUUAAAUUUGUAUCUGCUGGUUCAGACCUAUUAAUUGUUGUAAGGGGACUUUACCAUUGUUUUAACAAGUCCUCUUCAAAAGGACAUGACUUCUAACCCUAUGAAGGAAUCUUUGUUUCAGACAGAGAAUCUUUGAGUUUUUUAGUGAUUAUUCUUUUUUUUUUCUUUGAAUUUACUAGAACUACUAGAUUUGUACAUGGUGAAAUUUGUACAUACUUUUUUCAUUUUUUUUUCAUUUUUCAAAGGCUGUUUUUACCUGUUUUUUUUUUAAAUAAAACAUUGAAAGUCACCUAUAAUAUGUGUUAAAGGACCACUAUAGGCACCCAGACCACUUCAGCUCAAUGAAGUGGUCUGGGUGCCAGGUCCCUCGAGUUUUAACCCUGCAGCUGAAAACAUAGCAGUUUCAGAGAAACUGCUAUGUUUCACUGAGGGUUAAUCCAGCCUCUAGUGGCUGUCUCACUGUAAAUCACAGUGAGAAGACGCUCGACAGAAAUAAAUAAAGAAAAGAAAAAAAAAAAGCUAAAACUCACCUCUGUUCCAAAGCCAAGGCCAAGUUCUCCCUUGUUCUCACUAGAGAUGAUUGAUGGCAAGGAUGGCAGGCUGAGGGAAGGACAUGGUUGCCUGUUGCCAGUGGCUGAUGAUGACCAAUGCUAAACAUACAAAGAUGUGACAUUAGCCAGCCACAAAUGUUUAUUCUGGGCUAGCUAAUGUCCCAAUGACACUGCCACAGGUGGAGUUACAUACCACCCAAUUUUGGCUGUCCAGGAGUUGGGAUGCCUAUGGGAGGGAGUAGAGGGGACGGGGCCAGUGACACAGUCACAUCACUGGAUCUGCCCUAAAGGGGUCUACCCAGACUGAAUGGGGGCAGAUCUGCCUAUUUUAAAGGCAGGUCAGCCUAGUGUGAGCACACAGUGUUUUGGUGCUCUCUGCAAAGUCCUAGUGCCCUGAUCAUAGAGUGAGCAUGCCUAAUGAUGCCCUUGUGCUAUGAUUGAUGGGAAACAAAAAUGGGGUUAUCCUGACGAAUUUGGGACUAUUGGGGGGCAUUGAGUAACACAUCUGUCAGCAGAGGGGUUAAACUCACUAUGAGCUGUGUUUCAUAGUGAAAUGCUAAACACACAGACUCCAAGCAACAUGAUCACUUCAAAUCAAAGUGGUCAUGGAGCUUGGAGUAACCCUUUAAACAUAAUUUGCCCCCAGUCAGAAAAUACUUCCUCUUUGUAUAGGCAUGUGAGUAGCCAUUAAAUUGUCUUGUGGGUCAGGAUAUGUCAGGCAAGAUUGCUAGUAAACUGAUAAAACAGUAAGCAGAUAAUUAUUCUGAGAUUAGCCUCUCCCUUGUCUAGUCACAGGCAUUCCUGUUUCUUCUUGUUUUGUCAGAUGACCUCAUACAUAAUCUUUUUAUUUUUUACUUAAAUCUUCAUCCACAGAAAUGCUAUUCCAAUUGUACACUUGAGGAGAGAUAUAAUGACAGGUUUCUGUAGCCUUCUAGUAAAAAAAAUUAUAAUCCUGAUCCCCUCCCGCCGCCCCCCAAUUUACAGCUAUAAGUAAAUGGUAUUUUAUUGCGGGGAUGCUGAAAAAACAUCGCAGAGCAUAGCAACUUCAGCCAGCAGCUACCACCCUGCAGUCAGACUGCAGACCAGGUAAGAGGGGAGAGAGGUGGAAAAAUAGGGUGUGAGACUGGGAGACAUGGAGAGACACAUAUCAUGGGGGUUAACAUGAGGAGAGAGACAGAUCAUGAGGGUUAACAUGAGGAGAGAGACACAGAUCAUGGUGGUUAACAGGUGAACAGAGACACCGAUCAUGGGGGAAAAUAAGUGGAGAUAAACAAAGACCAUGGGGGUUAACAGAUGGACAGAGACACAGAUCAUGGGCGUUAACAGAAGAAGAGACAAAGGUAGAGGUUAACAGGAGGAGAACACAGAUGGGGAUUUGGACAGGUGGAAAGACACAGAUGGGAGUUUGGACAGUAUGAGAGAGCCACCCCCUCUUUUCCAAUCACAUAUUCUUAGUUUGUAUUGGGGAAUACUCCAGGCAGAGUAUUUUCACUGGAGCCAUCCAUGCAGUCGCACAUGAGCAAGGUUUUCCAAUGCUUCUCAAUGAUCUGCAGUACUGCUCAUUGAGAAGGGUGGAAGGCAGGCAUGCUCUAUCGAGCUAAUGGAAGCGGAAGAAAAAUGAAUGACAGCCAGGAGGCGUUUGAUGUCCACUUGUAAAGUUGACAAUUUUCUUGUGCAAUCUGUACUUAUAUGAACUUUGUUUUUUAAAAAUUAAAAACAAGAGACACAUAAAGCACUUUGGAAAUCUGAAUUGCUUUAUGUAUCUGGAGUGAGCCUAUAUAAUGCCUUAUAAAAUUCACCCCUACAUGCUAAAAAUACACGAAUGCAUUCACACAAAGCAACAUCAAAAACAAAUUGCAAAAUUCAAGCCAUAAAUAGUCAUAAUGAGACUCUAGCGAACUAGAGAAUGUUUUAAAAUCCACUUCUUUGGCCUUAACUUUGUAGUUUGGUUUUCAAUUCUCUACACUAAAUUCUUUAGUUUAGGGAAUAAACUACAGAGGUUUAUUCAUUAAACUGUGAAAUGCAGUGAAGUGAAAUAUUAAUUGCAAAAACAAUUAAUUUGAUAAAAUUCUGCAAUUCAGCCUUGGCACAGCUUGGCUAUUUGAAGCUACAAUUUGCAAUUCAGGUUGUAAUUCAUUACAGUUUGGCGUUUGGUGAAUAAACCUUGUGUCUACGAUGCAGACAGCCUAGUGCAGGGUCCAUUGAGUGGCCACUCAGAAGAGCUGUCCAAUCUUCCCAAACUGCAGAGCAAUCCCUCUAUACAUUAGAAUCAAACUGUAAGCACUUUUUGUGUGUGUGUGUGUGUGUGUGUGUGUGUGAGCAUUUUCCCUUUUCCAGUUGUAUGUUUUUAUGUCACUGCUUGUGAUUUACAUACUGUGAUGUCGUAUCCGAUGAUGCAACACAUAUAUAAUUAAUUAUACAAACUAGCAUGGCUGGUAUUUUUUUCCAAUUUCUAAAAUGACUGCCAUGUGACACUGGUUUCUCACGUAUCAAUGCACUUUAGCAACUAUUUGAGUCUUUUGUUUUGUCUUUGCAAGUCCUUGAUUAGUUGAUAUUUACACUGUUAUAUCAAGUUAUAUUACGUUAAAAGAUUUGUUUUUGACUGUGCUCUUCAUUAUUCUCCGAAUUGUAGUGAUCUGAAAUCCAAAUAGCAAAAUGUGUGCUAAAAUAGAUGAUCUGGGAUAUUGCUCCAACUCUAGUCAGGCAAUUCUAGUCUGAAUUUUGCAUUUUAAAUUGCUACAAUAAUGAGUCUAGUGAAUAAUCAUAAGUGUUUCUGGGGUAAGCCAUUUCCGAUGUUAUUUUAGUCAACCAGUCAGCAGUGCUAAUAUUGUAGGGGUUUGUAUUUAUCUUCUGAUGAUCAGUGAUGUCACAAACAAAGUUUAAAGGGACGUUUAAAAGGACACAAUAAGCACCAAAACCACUGUAUCAAUUUGACAUUAUGGGGAGUUUGCUGCACAUGCAGUAAAUCCUCACUGCCUUUUUAUGAGAAGUGUAAAAUUAAACCAAGGUCACCCAUCAAGAGGAUGUGUCCAUCCCAGGCUUUUUUGUCAUUUUUUUAAUUCAAAAAAGGGGCAGUAAGUCCAUGCAAUGUAAAAUAACACACUAAGGUUAGAAAUAAAUAUGUUUAAUUGCAGCCUUAGAGUUAUUUAAAAAAAAGAAAAUUCAAGCAAUCAAGAUACAAGUUAUAUAUUUUCCUGUCUUGUUUGGCUGCAGAAAUUUACUCUGUCUAUGGAGGAUCCCGCGGUAUCUUCCAUAGACAUUAAUGCUGUACAAUAGGGUAUGCAGAAGAGGACCAGCUGGAAAAGGAUAGCGGCACCCACGAUAAACAUGUUCAGGUAAGUUAAACUCGCCUCUCCCUGCCUCCCCUGGCCACCGGAACCAAAGCGGCAGUAUCACCUCAGGGGUCUUUGCAAAUUAAGUUCAUCAUUAAAUGCGUCAUAUCCCAUAAACCUCUGCUAUGUUAGAGUUGCUGAACAUACCAGGAGUGCCCGGAUUGGCUGAAAUCUUUGUAAUUGCUUCUUGGUUUUGGCAAAGCUCACUGCAGCAGCUGCAAAUCUUGGCAUAUGUUGGCAUUUUAUGGUAUUCUCCCAAUUCCUCUAUUUUAGCAUAAAUGUUGCUAAAUUCAGAUUUCAAUUCACUGCAAUUCAGAGAAUAGAGAAUAAAAAAAAUGAAUCCUUUAAGUCUAGCAUUUUAGUGUACUUUUAAAUAUUUUUUAUUAUUUAUUAUAUCUUCAUAUUUUAUUUAAUAAUGGCUUGACUGGUGUGCAGAUUUUUGUUUAACAUUGUAUUAAUUAUCCACAGACUUCAGGUGGAAGGGGUUUUCAAUCACAAUUUUUCCCCACCAUAACCUAUUUGUAUUUUAUUUAACACAUUUAAAGAAGGGUCAGCUCCAGACCACAGUGUCCCUUUAAGGAAAUGGAUUACUAAAAUGCUCUUUUUUUAGCCUAUAAUACAAUCUCAACAAAUCCAUUAAUUGCGUUUUAUAUAUUAAUAGGCAAAUCUGUGCUGAGAUACAGCUUAGUAAUGGGAAUAUAGACAUUUCUGUUUCACAAAAAGUAAAAGGUACAAUAUUGCUUUACUAAUACAUAACAUCUGUGAUUAAUUAUAAGAAACAUUUCAGACUUUGGUAUCUAAGGAAUGCCAGAAAAAUAAAGAACUAGAUCUCUCCGGACCUCUAGUUAAAAAAUAUGCAUGAAAAAAAAACCAAGCAAUAAAAAUCUGAAACUAUCACUUUGGAAAGGUUCACUAAACUACACACACUGAGCCUCCAAGGUACAUUGAUGUCCUGACCACAACCUAUUCUAAAAUGAUCAGUAAGCCUUUGUGUAAGAAAAAAUGCUGUUAUACUGGGCAGGCUUUUUUUCCUUUUUCUGAUGAACACUGCUGUGUAUGUCUGCUAGCAAGAAGCUGAGUGGAAAUGUCAAAGGUCAGGCAGAAGGCGGAGUAGCAGGUCAUAGGCAGCUUCAACCCCUAGCUUGAGAAACCUGAAACCUGUUCGGGAGCUUAACUGUUUACACGCCAGCCUAGCUCCCCGGCUGAGAAAAGCUAUAGAUCAGUAGCACAAGCUGGAUAAUAUGCAAAGUUAAAUGUGCUCACGGAUUUCCUCUUUUGCAUAAUAUUACCAGUUGGUUUUACAAGCUGAAGCCAUUUUCCUUUUAGCAACAAAUAUAAUACCACAUUACGGGUCUUUCAAGCUGUUAUUAAUAUUCAAAAGUAAUAAAAUCAAUGUGAUAAAACUAAAUGUGUGUGACCUCCUUGCAGUCCUGAUAUGAAUAACUAAACAGAUCAUCUCCCAAGAAUAGAUACUAAAUUAUACUAGAAGCAUCCCUCACUGCAUAAGGCUUGGUAGGAAACUGAUCACUUAGGAAAUAAAUAAAACACUAUAUCAUUGGCACGAAAGGGAGCUAGAUUUAAAAAAAAAAAAAAAAGAGUAAUUAGAACUUUUCUUCUUUUUUAAUAUGUAUUUUUUUCUUUUGAUUUUUUUUUCUUUCGAUCUUUCCCUCUGCCACGUCAUUUAAUCUAUUGGAGAGGGUAGAGUUUUAUUUUAGAUCAACAUGCUGGUGGUCCAGGCCAAAAAAAAAAAACAUGAUGUAAUCCACUGGAAAGGAUAGAGUUCUGUUUUGGAAUCACAUGCCCGGUGGGCUGAACCUAUUAAAACCAUGAUGUAAUCUCAAGGAAUGGGGUGCUAUAUUUAGACCCACAUGCUAGUGGAUAGAACCUUUUAAAAAAAAUUCUCAGAAUAUAUGGAGCUCUUUUUUAGGAUCACAUGGUAACGAGUUUCUAAAAAACAUCUGACAUGAGAGGCAAGCAUUAUAAAGUACUGAGUUAUUUUUAUAGACACAUGCUAGUGGGUUGGAAAAAAAAAUAAAAUGAUGGAGCUAUGUUAUUAGGCAAAUUAGAGGAUGUCAUAUCUUUCUCCAUAUUCUCCAUAUCUUGAUGGGGUUAAUAAUAACACAUGUUAUAGUAAUUAACUGUAGCUGACCAUUUCUCAUUAUUUAAAUGAGUGCUAGGCUUCGUAAGGUAACUACGUGCUUUUGUCUUGUUACAAAAAUAAUACAUUUCAGUUAUUAAUGAUUAGACAUUAACACAUAGAUGAUAAUUUUGUUUAUGAUUAUUUUAGUUUCAAAUACUGCGGAAACACAAGAAACAACAUUAACUGUAAAAAAACACAGGACAAAAUAAAUGCAUGAUUCAGUUUGCAAGAUUUUCCAGUCUAGACGUAACUGUAGUGAUAUUACAAUAUUAGACUUUAAAAUAUGUUUACAUCACGCAUAGUUACAGCUUGAAAUACUUUUUGUCAUUGUCAAAAUGAAGAUUUCAUUUUAUGGCUUUAAUAUUUUAUUUUUCCAUCUCAGUAUGUUCCUUCAGUGCCUAUUUACCUUCAGUAUAUUUCUAGAUUUAUUUACCCCAAGAUCAGUGAAAAGAUAUUCAGGAUAACGAUAAUGAAUUUUACAAGGAAACAUAUGUAUUUUAAAGGAAUUAUUUAACCAUUUCAGUUCAAGGGUGAUAAACGGCCAUGGCUGCAUUUAUCCAUUUGCAUGCCAGGAAUAAUUGUAUUGCACCUUUCCCUUUGCGCACAAGGGGUUAAUUGCUGAGUUGAGCAGCAGACCUCAUGGAUAUUUACAACAGUGCAGUGUCUCGCUUUGACACUAGUAGAAAGUUUAUAACUGUAGAAAAAGUCAUCAUUUUAAUUGUAUGAUCAUGCUGUGUCUAUUGUUAUUACCGCUGCAUAUGCUGUUCUGCAGCCACUGAGUUGUAUAGCUGUGUGAGACAUAUCAGAUUAUAGGGUCUUUGUAGCGAGGCACAGAAAUCUGUUUUUGCAGCUGUAUCAGAUAUAAAAAAAAAUCUCCUACAUUUAACACACAUCAUUACCCUAGGGAGUUUGGGCCCAUUAGGAGUACAAUGUAAUGUGUGUUAACUCAACUCCUCCUGUUGACACUGUGUGGAUUAGAGCCACGAUGUUCUUGAGGUGACGUAACCACCUGGGCAGAUUAAUGUUAAGAAAUACUAUACAAAUAUUUCCAUCUGACUGAGGAUUUUUUUUUUUUUUUAGAAAUCCCCAAUGGUGUAUAAUUGUUUAAUGUUUUUACUUGCAGCAUACUCAUUUGGCAAAUAAGAGGUUAAAUGUAUCAUAUAGAAUUACUUAGUAUUCUGUCUGUUUCAACCUGGUUUGGCGAUUUUAUUAUUUAGACAAAUAUGCACACAGAAAAAAAAUAAAAUGAAUCCUGCAGAGCUGCAUUGCAUUUGUCUGUUUGAACUUGGUGUAGCGAUUUUAUUAUUUUUAUUUAAAAAAAAUAAAAUUAAAGUAUGUGUUCUACACAAAGGGAACACUCAUUAAACUGCCAAACUGCGUGAAGUUUUUUUUUUUUUUUUUAAUAUUAACCAUACAGAAAGGCAUAUGUUUACUUUUAUAAAUGUGUAUAGAGAUUCUAUACAUAUACACACAGAUGUGCCCACAAGGCAACCAAAGAUAUAAAAUUUAAUGAUGAGCCAAUGUUUUGAGACAUGUGGAAAUCUGUAUGCCACAUUUGUACCUUAUUAUCGACUACACCUGCAUGUAUUCUGUGAUUACCGCAUGUGCCCAUCUGUAGUAAGAACAACCUGGCUAUCUAACUGCAAUAGUGUCAGAGCUCUUCUCAAUUUCUGAUGGCUGAAUUGUAUCAAAAUAAAUAGACAAAUAAAUUGGCAAUUUGAUACAAUGCUCUAUCAUUUCUCAAUUUUAUCAAAAUAUCCUGCCAUAUUAUUUGACAAAAUGUCUCUUGAUGGCAAUUCAACCUACCAGGAUUUUUGACGAGUUUGGCACAUAUCUCCAACUCAUAAGGUAAUUUGAUAUUCCUCUGAGAUAUACUUUUUUCCAGUUACAGGUUGAGGAUACUCGAAUCUCUUAUUUUCUUACUUAAUUCCUGAAGCUGAGUUAUUUUCUGACUAAAGUCUAUACUUGAAAACCUUUAUCAAGAGAUGGACUGAUAGCAGCCUGGGACCACUAGCAAAAUUAGGAUUUGGGGUCCUCACCAGGCUGGUGCUUAUGAGGGGCACACUAGGCUGGUGUUUUUCCCCCACUUAAUGCUUUAUAUAUUGCAUUAUAUUUAUUUCUGGUGCAACUAAAUGUUAAUUUGUGUAUGAAGGUGUUUGCAUGUAGCACAAUGGCUGUUUGCUUUUGUGUGUGAACAUGACAGGUAUUGUCCAUUGACCCGUUUUCCGUGAUAGAUAUCCCCCCAAAGAGCCCAUUCACCACACCUUAUUUUAAAUAUCCACAUAUCUCCUAGAGCUCAAUUUUGUGUGUGAACAUGACAGGUAUUGUCCAUUGACCCGUUUUCCGUGACAGAUAUCCCCCCAAAGAGCCCAUUCACCACACCUUAUUUUAAAUAUCCACAUAUCUCCUAGAGCUCAAUUUGUCACACUUGAGCCCCUUAUUUUUAAGUGUCAGUUGGAAAAUUAAACUAAACUCCCUAUGGGCUUUUUAUAACUCAUUCACAAAUCCUUGCACCCCUGGUCCAUGACUGCUAGUCUGGCUGUGCAGUCCGCAUCUGCAUGUGUCUUGACUAGAUCCGCAAAUGUCCAUUAUAUAAAGACAAUAAAUGGUUCACCAUCUUCUUAGUAUGUAUUAUUAGAUAGUUGUGAGUCUUAAUAAGUUCUAUGAACAGUUGCAGUUUGUGAAAUAUACAAUACAGACAAUAAUAAUAAUAAACAUAUUUAAUUGGGUGGGAAGAUACUUCUUUUUCAACAGGUUGGUCACAAAUUUCUGUAAGAAUGCAGCCUUAAAAGGAAACUACAAGCGCCAAAACAACUUUAGGUUAGUGGAGUGGUUUUGGUAUAUACAUCAUGCCCCUGCUGUCUCACUGCUCAAUGCUCUGUCGUUUAUGAAUUAAAUCAUUUGUGUAGGCUGUGAUCUUCCUGCAAAGAGAAAUGUAACGUUUAAACUACCUUUAUUGCACAGUAUGUUUAAUUUAGAAUUUCCUACUCUGUUAAUAGCAGCUAGAGCAUGCAGAAACCACCUAUGUGUGAUUAAAGUUAAAGUAACAGAACAGGAAAUAAAACGUCUAGAUUUAAAACGCUGCAGAUUAAAAAUGAAACUUUUUUUUCUUGAUGACUGUGUGAGACACAGCCAGUGGAGGUGUGGCUAGGGCUACAUGGACAGAAACAAAAAUUAUUUAGUGAUGGAAGAGAAUUAAGCAGUGAGCCUGCAGGGGCAUGAUCUACACAGCCAAACCACUUUAUUUAGCUAAAGUUGUUUUGGUGCUUAUAGUAUCCCUUUAAUUUUAAUGAUACAAUUUUUACUAUCAAUUUGAUUUGUAAAAAUGCUAAUAGCGGGGUCUUGGUAGUCAAACAAAAUGUGACCCCUACUAUAAGGAUACCAUUGUGUUGCAGUUCCAUAGCUUUAUGAAUACAUUUAUUUGGAUUUUUAUAUUUGAAAGUCACAGAAGAGGCACAGAGUAUCUGGAGGUUCAGGCCUCCACUUAUUAGUAGCCUGAAUAAGGAUAAUCUAAAAGGUUAGUGUGUGUUGUGUUUAUUAAAUUAUAUAUAUCAUCAAGUGGCGAGACAUUAUUAAACGAGAAGAUGUAACACUUAAUCCUUCAGUGUGGGGUUCUAGGCUGUUCUGUAUAAAGCACUGGCCCUUUGGCCAUGUUGUAAAUAUAUAUAUAUCUGCCCAAUACAGCAAUAUUAGAAAUAACUUUCUUUUCGUUGAAGGUCAUCUUUAAACAUUGACCUUCAGAUUACCUUCCAUAAAGUAUUCACUAAACUUAAAUUACUUUAACUGGGAAAAAAAACAACUUUAUCAUAAUGUUCACACGGUUGCUUUGAAACAGAUUAAAUGUACCAUCUGUAUCUGCAUCUCUAUUAUACAUCAGAAAAAAAAAAUGAAUUUGUGAUACAGAUCUCUGCUUCUAGUGUUAGUACGAUGAUAUAUUUUAUCCUGCUGUGCUGACUGGUAAAAUUGAUUGAACUCCUUUUAAUUUUAGGUAAGAACGUUUGCUAGGUUCUGUAUAGCUGCUAGCUGAAGUUGCUACUUCUGGGAAUACAAAUUACAAGCAUGCCCUAAAGAGGAUUGAGAGAUAUUUCAAGGUAAAAUAAAUAGGACUAAAUAGCUUUGGAUACUAUUGUUUCAAGUCAUUAACUGUAUUUAUUUCACUUGGGUUAUCACCUUUGUAAAAAUAAAAAGAAAAGAGGAAACUUUACUAUUUUACGGUAGGUAUUUUACUUUUAGAGUGCCAAUGUAUUUUGUUGCACUAUUAUUAGAAUUAAUGAUAAAAUAUUGGUAAGUAGUCAACCCAAUUUUCCCCUGGUCGUAUAUAUUAUUUCUUAAUAUAAUAUCAUGACAUUUCAAUAUAAAAUGGAAUAUCAUGUAAUGACUGAUAUAGACACCUUAAUUACAUUUUGUUAAAUGUGUACUAUUAUUAAGCAGUUGCUUUAUUUGCCCAUCCAAUUUCAAUCUUUUUUUUGUGUUUUUUUUUGUUUAAGAAGAACUAGUUAUAUGUACUUUUAUAUAGUAUGGCUGUAAACUAAACUAAAUUAAAUAAUUUUCCCACUCUGAUUGUAUUGAUUGCAGAAACCUAAUCUUAUAAGUGUAGGUCCUUAAAUACAGUAAUGUGUGAAAUCAUUACAGUAUUUAUUUUGAAUCAAAGUGCUUUAUUGGGGAGAAUAAUAUAACACUCAGCUAUCAGGGUUACAAAUUUCCACUUGCCACUUGCAACUGGCGAGUUAAACUUUUUGCCCUGGUAAGUGGAAAUUCAUCUCCGGUAAGAAAACCCUCCAAGCUUAUAGUGGCAAGUCAUUUAUUAGGCCUGGCUAGUAAUGCAGGGCUUGAAAUUUUAAGUCCUAUCACUUGUAUUGUCUUUUGUUAUAAUAAAAAAUAGUAUACAAAUAUGUUUUUUUUUUCCAAUCUUGCCAUAGAAACGGAAAAAAUGGCAUUAGAUAGUAAUAUUUUGGUUUAGGCAUGAAGAGCAAUUGUAAAGCAAAGAUCAGUUGUGCAGUUACCGUGGAGACUAAUGGAAUGUUGUGUCUAAUUACUUUUCGAAUUUUGCACCACAGUUGCUUUUAAAUAAAUAACCCCCUGUGUUUUCCUCUCUAAAUCUUUGAUGCACUUUUAACAGUUUUGCAGUUGGAAUAGUUAAAUAUACGAACCACUUUGGUUAUCCAUGAAUAUCUUUCUUGAUUGUGUGAAUUCAUUAUCUCCAACUAUAAAACUGCAGUAUUUAAAAUUUGCCAAAAGUGUAACAUUAACCAAGCGAUAUUAUGCUAUAAAACAGCUUCCUGGUUUGAAAACAUCUUACUAUUUAAUUACUCAUAUGGGACAUUAAGAGCAUAUCUGCUAAUCCUUUCAGGAAGGUGUCUCGAUGAGUGAAGCUGCUCAGUAAAUAACAGGUCUGCGUUGUCUUCUAGAAAAUACACAGUCCUGUUUCUGUCUGUUGAACCAUACAAACUUUGAAAAAUCAAUAUUAUGUGCUGUUUCUGGCACAUUGUGGAACAUUAUACUAUUAGUGACAUAGAAAAUCCGAGGCAGAUAUUGUCAAGACACUUUGAACACCACAUCCGGUGGGAACUUGUUACUAUAAGUUUCAAUAAAUCAUUUAAGCUAAGUUUUUUUCUAACAUGUUAUUGAAAGUGAAAAUGCUGCUGUAUUAUUUUCGGAGUACUAGAUAAGAGUUUGAUAAAAGCAUAUGUUUUGUUGCUGUAGUUAUAUUAUUACACCAACGUAUUUUAUUUUGCGUUUUGGGAAAGUAAUCAAAAUGAUUACACUAAUACAUGCUUUAAAAAUAUUAAUAUUCCUAUUCCUAAAUAUAUCUUAAAGUGCACUUUUAAAAAUAAUAAUUUUAGUUUGCCUCAGACUGGCUAUUGGGCAAAAGGGUCAAAUGCCUUGUGGGCUGCCAUGGUUAUGGGCUGAAGCUGACUGGGAAGACAAAGGAUCUCCCCAGCUUGCCCAUGGCAGAACACAUGCUUAAAGAGGUGCUCUAACACACCAUGGUGAAGAAGAGACCAGAGACCUCCAUGGGGCUCUAGUAUUGAUCCAAAAUCUAGCAUCUGUAAAUGUUUUAGAGCAUUGCUAUGGCUUACAAUUGGCAUUAGAAACAUCCACAGAUGCUGGAAAUUACAGAAGUAUUAUAAAUUCACCCACCGGAGCAAGAUCCACCCAUCCAACCUAAGGGAUUAUCAUGCCUCCCAUCUCUAGCCAAAAGUAAGUAAAAGGGGGCAUAAAUGUUCCUUUCUUUUUCUUUUAAUAAUUAAUAAUCCAUAUGUUUUCAGUUCCUCACUCCUUCACACUACAACCUGUAUUGCCACCAAACACUACCGUUGCUAUCUCUCCCUCAGACAAACUACAUUGCCUACACACAUUACAAACCUUAUCUCCUUUACAUGCACUGCAGCCCAUAUUCUCCUACACACUACAGCCACUAUUCCACCACACACACACUAUAGCCCCUAUCUACCACAAACUCUACAGCCCCUAUUUCUCCCUCACCUCACACACAACAGCUUCUAACCCUCAUGAACACUACAGCCCCUAUCCCAAACACAUUGCACCCCAAUCCACCUUACACACACGCUAGUCCCUAUCUUCAUACACACACUACACUCCCUAUGUCUCCAUGCACAUUACACCACCCUAUCACCCCUCACAAUAUAUCCCAUACCCUUACACGCAAAUAAAAGUUCAUAUAUUUGUUGUUCUAUCUCAUUACCAAGAUAUUUGUUAAAGUAAAUUGUGCAGCAGAAUAUCUCACAGAAUUUAAAACACCCAUAUAUCUGUUGCAUAAUGACAUUAUGGGGUAUUGUGCUGCCAUUUUAGCUUCUUAUUACUAUGCAACUGUGAGACUUCUGUGACUCUUUACAUAUGCAUGCCUUGUCAUUAGCUGUAUGCACAAAAUCAUGGGAUUUUAGAAAGCAUCCAAAGCAAAUGUACCGUUGUCUAUAUGAAAAAAAAAAAAACAUUUCACAGAAACCUAUUUUUUAAUGUUUUUUUUUAAACCAAUAAAAUCAUUUUUUUUGUAGCUAACUGUGACAUUACAUUAAUCCAUCUCACCUGGUGGUGUAUAUUUAAACUGAAUAUUUAAUGUUUAUUGUCACGGCAAGGGUGCAUAAUUUAUGAUUACACAAUGGAAUAUUGCUAUUUAAUAUAACUUGUGUAGUGCAUCAAUAAUUUGACCCCUGGGUAGAGGACAAAUGGCUGAGAGAAAUUGCUCUUUUGAUCUAUAGGGGCGUCGGCAAUGUGUGAAAAGGAUUGUCCUUUUGAUCUAUCAAAGCCCCUGCAAGGUGAGACAUUUUACACUUGAGUCGCCUGUAUGUCUAGCAGCAUCAUCUGGUCCCUGUCUCCAGACUGGCAGUGUGUGUGAUGCUGCACGCUCCAGGGCAGCUUCUUUAUAUGUGUGCUGCACCCAGUCAUGUGACCCGGGACACAACUAUGACCUCAGAGACCACAAAGGAGGGAAGAGACUCCUCCCACGUGUUGUGGUUAACACUAAUUGGAGAUUAGCCAAUCAGACUCACCCUGUGUAUAUAAAAGCUAACCUCUCCCUUGCCUCUUUGCCCUGUUGUGGUCUUUGGUUUACCAUUGAGCGUUGCAUUUGUUAUUUGGAUUUCCUGGUUAGUGAUAUUUUGCUUUGUCUCUUGUUAUUUCAUCUCUCUGUUUUCCUUGACCUCGGCUCGUGUAAACGAACAUUAAUACUUACCCAUAGCUUAAUAAUUAAGCCUCAUUUUUAUUAUAUUUGGAAUGGGACAAGCCCAGUCUUUUAAUAAAGCCUAAACAUGAGUUGCACGAAUUAAACCAUGUGGCAGGAAUUGUGAUGUCCGUCCUAUUGGAUUGCUGGUGGGGCGUGCGACGUGUUUAUGGGAUGGGAAAAAAAUAAAUUCAUAGAUGCAAUUAUUAUUUCUGGGGCAGGUACAUAAGAGAAGAUAGAGCCAAAUGUUUCCAUUUGGAUUGACGUUGGUCUGGAAAAAUGUAGAUGGUCACUUAUUAUUUCGAUAGGUACGCCUUAACUCCACCGCUGGGCAAGACUUGAUAAUCUACAGGGUAUAUAUCCAAUGAUUUGGAGGGGUGUGGGUGUACUUGCUUGUGGCCAAGAUCUAAUUUUGAGUGAGUCACCAUCAUCCUUCCUUGCCAGAGACCCCCUGGGCACAAGUUUUACUUUGAAAACCUAAGUGAAUAGUUAGGACUUCUGAUAUUUUAUCCUUUUUGGUUUUAUCUGUUGUUGGUGUAAAUCAUUUGUUUAUCAUAUAUUUUUGUAUGCACUGUCUAUUUUUUGCUCAUAAUAAACAUUCAUUUAUUAAGUUCUGCCUUUGUCUGGUUAAGAAGCACGUUACCUGAGGAGACUAAUUAGUAUUUUUGCAAUUCCUUAACUAUUUGGCUAAGUUGUAUUUGGUGGGUUUUUAUUAUUGAUUGACUUGGGGGACCAAGGCACCCCAUUUAUAAAUUGUCUUGAUGGUGGCAGCGUUAAAAUAGUAAUAGUUAUAUUAUUAUUAUGUUUAAGUGUAGGUGGUGUUAAGGGGGAUUUCGUCAUUACUUCCGGUCUAAUGCAAACUAAUAGUGAACAUUAACCCUUUUACCACCACAACUACGUCACACACACUCUUGUAGCAGGGUGCGUUCGUUUUAUUUAUAAUAAGCAUUUCUUCUAUGUGAUAAAGAUUUUUUUCUUUAAAAAAUCUAUUCUAGAAAAUCACAGAAAGUUAUCUGCCUAGACCAAUAUGUCAUUCUGUCAAGUUGUAGAUUUGUCAAAAUAAAAAAAAAAUCCUGUCCUCAGGCAAUAGAGAUGGGUAAAAAUCUCCUGGACGGACUCGUUUAUUUAACCCAUAUUAUAAAUUUAGUAACUUUUCCAGCAAAAAACAAAGUUAAAGAGAUGAGGAGUAUAACUAUACUAAUUGCUAUCCGAGACCUUUCUAGAUAUUUGAUCAGAAUGAACUGAUGUUGCCUUAACAAGAUCACUAGCAGAAAGAUUCACGGUUGACUGCUUAUUGGUGGAAUGGCUGCUAUAGACUGGACCCACGCUGCGUGAGGGGCCUGGGCAGACAAGGAGCAGUAGCUGAUGGUUUGUCAGGGCCUUUGAAGAAGUGUAAGGAAUGAGCCCAGAGGCAAGCAGCCUUUCUAGGGAUCCUCACCUCCUGUUUGUCACUUUAAUCUUGCAAGCUAGCUGAAAGAAUAGAGCCCAUUCUUCACCAGACCUUUAGGAAGCUGCACUCUUUUCAGAGCAUUCUCUUUUGAUUCUGAUGGGUUUUGACAAAAACAGUGCACAUCGACUAAUAAAAAUGUGAUGUUUACCAUCCCUAUACCCUACACAAAAAUUAUUUUUGUUAUAGUUUUACUACAAUAUAAGCAAAUCCAACAUCAGUACUUUGACUGUAUAUAUUUCUGCCUUGUUGAGGGAUGCUCAGCAUUGGAAAAUGCGCAAACAUAUCUGUUUAUCUUAGAUGUUUUUAGUAAUCUAAUUUAAUAGAAAUAUAAUUUUAAGAAACCGUACCACUGUAUAUAUGCUGUUUAGAAUGUGUGUGUCACGUUUGUAAGCAUCGCAAUCAGGCUUUCCUUUAGUUUUACGAUGAAAAUAUUUUUUUUAAUAAUUAUUACUAAUGUUAUUUGGUGGAAAUGAUAAGGAUGCACUUACAUUUAACAAAAUAGUUCAAUUUUCUCUUGUGCUUUUGUCAAUUUUUUUGUUGUUGUCCAUAUGUCGAAUUCAAUAAACAAAUUACAUUUUUUACUAGUAAUAGAUGUUUACGUUUGCCCUGCUGAUAUAUGCUAUUCAAUAUCACACUACACCGGGUGAGCUUGUGAAAUCUAACAUUAGUAUUUAAUGACAUAUCUCCAUAGUCAUACCGCUUUCUAAGUAUUGGUUAGCUGCUUAUGUAGACCUGAUUAAAUAUAUAAUUCAUUCGGCAGCCAUGGAGAGCAGAUUUAUGACAUCAAGAAGCCUGAUGGGAAAGUGUGGUGACUAUGUCUCUGCACUAGAUAUGUUGAGCUGCAUCCCAGAAUGAUCCUUUGGGAUGGCUCACGUAUUAAACAAAACAUCAAUCUCUGCACUGAUCACUCUGUGGAUUUUUCCUGCAGCUUUCACAACAUUCAUGGACAGCAGUAGUUAUUGCUGUAGUGAGUCUCACGGUGCAUAAUAUAUUCUAUUAACCCCAUAAGAACAAAGAUAGUUUUUGUUUUUACAAGAAUGUGGUUUGUAUACACUGACAAGGAAUUUACUAUCAUUUAGUGACACCAGGGCUCUAUAUAUGCUGGCACAUGGUCUCUGAAGUUUGGGUUUGUAUAUCUCUUUAUCUCUUUUGACUGCUCUCUUGCAGGAUGUCUUUUGAUCCCAAUCCAUUAACCAAUUAGCACUUUUGGUUACUUUACAUAGUUACAUAGCUGAAAAGAGACUUGCGUCCAUCACGUUCAGCCUUCCUCACAAAUGUUGUUGCUGUUGAUCCAAAAGAAAGCAAAAAACCUGGUUACUUUGCAAUAAUUUAUUUUCCAUUGAGAUUGCUGCAUUCCCUGAUUUACUCAACCUUCUGUGUUUAUAAAAGUGUGUGAUAAGACAGACAUCUCCGAACAAAAUAGGUGUUUAUUUAAUUCAUCUAAUUUGCCCUUAUUAUUAAAAAAAUAAUAAUUUCAAAGAACAUUCACUACGCAAUUUUGUCCAACUCAUCUUUUCUGCCCUUAAAUCAAUUGUCUUUUUCCUGAAUACAUUCCCAAGUGGCCAUUUAACCCCUUAAGGACAGAGCUUCAGAAGCUUGUCUUUCACUUAAUGACAACAGCAUUUUUUUCAUUUUUUGCUGUUUGCGUUCAACUGCAAUUAGCAUUUUACUAAUUUAUUGCACCAACACAUAUUAUAUAUCGUUUUUUAAAGGACAGAAAUGGCUUUAAUUUGAAGUAACACACACAUAUAUAAAUGCUAAUUUAUUAUAAAAAAAAUACAGAAAAAUGCAAAAAAAUGAAAAUUUUUGUGCUUUUUUUUUUUUUUUUUUUACAGUUUUUGCAAUAAUGUGUGCAUAAUUAGUGCAGGUUAAGGAAAGUAAUAAAUUCACUUAGUUGUUCUGAUUUACAGAAUAUAUAAUGUGUCUGGGAUUUUAAGUUUUGUUUGGUAGUUACAGGUCACAAAGCACAAGGAGUAAAAUAAACUUUUAAUGUGGAGCGAUUUUAGAAUUUGGGAUGUUUGUCUUGUAAGCUUAAUAGCCAUAAAAGAAAACAAAAUUGCCAUACAAAAGUAUAUAUUUAUAUAAAGUAGACCUCACAGGCUAUUUACCUAAGGUUGUUUUGACACUUUCUACAUAGCCAUUUCACCGCCAACCUCUGCUAAAUAUUGGAGUAAAAUUUUGUUUUUUUUGGUUUUUGGCACACAAACUUAUAACAAAGAAAUUCUCAUGUGUAUUUUGUAAAGUUGGUGUGAGUAAAAUGACACCCCCAUUGUAUGUCUUUGGCACUAUUUCGUGAAGUUACAGUGCCAUAUAGGAGGCCUGUUCUUUUCAGUAUUCACAGUAGAAUUUUGAGAGAUGGAUUUAAUGAGCCUAUGCUUCCAUUUGGGGUAUUAUAACAGUUUGACUGUUCAAAAAAUACCACAAAGGCCUACCAUUUGUAAAUGUAGACACUCCAGGGUAUCUCAUAAGGUGCAUAUUGUGCCUUAACAUGCCCCCAUUUUUUCACCAAUAUAUGCCAAAGUAUGUGGUAAAAAAUAAUUUUGUGCGGUUUUUACACAUGGAUUGCAUUUUUGCUGGGCAUGUUGUAUAUUUCACACGUGCCACUAAGUUCAAACCCCCCAAAUUAUGUUCAGCAAAGUCUUCUGAGUAAAAUGACACCCCCAUUGUAAGUCUUUGGCACUGUUUCGUGAAGCUACAGUGCCAUAUAGGAGACCAAGCCAUAUAAGUUUUUACCGAACUUUGAAUUUUGACGCUGGGCCUAUGUGCAAUUGACAAGCAUCUUAGCAGGGUUUAAAUUCAAACUACCCCACAAAGGCCUACCAUUUCUUAAAGUAGACACCCCAGGUUAUUUCAAAAGGUAUAUUUUGAACCUUAGCGUGGGAUAAUUUUUCCACUAGCUUGUUCCAAGUGUAGUGGUAAUAAGUGUUUUUAAGUGCCUUUUUGACACACAAUGUGAGUUUGCACAGUAUAUUUUGCAAACCUUAUGUGUGCUAUGACUGUAUAAUACUUCAUAUGUUGCUCAGCUAUGUCGGCUGAGUACAGCAAUACCCCCGUAUGUACCUUUGCCAGGUAUAUGUGGAUGUUGAAGGGGCGCAUUUGAGAUGCAGCCAUUCAGUUUUUUUCUAACUUUGAAGUUUUAAGCUGUGUCCAUGUUCCAAUUUGGAGUAGUUUAGACGGUUGGUUAUUGAAACUUCCCCACAAACACAUACUAUUUAUUAAAGAAUACACCCCGGGGUAAUUCAAAAGGCACAUUUUGAACCUUAGCCUGGGAUAAUUUUUUCUCUAGUUUGUUCCAGGUGUAGAGGUAAUGAGCUUUUUAAAUGUAUUUUUUUACUUUUUGAAACUUUUUUACUUUUAAAAACUAGUUUUUAAACUUUUGUUUGGCUUGCUAAUUUUUUUUAAACUUUCCUAAACUUUCUUAAAACUUUUUUUUACAGAUUUAACAGUUUUCUAAGCUUUUUUUUUUUUACCGUUAACCCCUAACUAGCAAUAAGCAGCACUAAGAGUAAAUUCCCAAUUUUCCCAUAACUCCCACCCAGCCCAUCUAGCAAAAUAUAUAAUUAUAAAAUAUUUAAAUUAAUUAAUUAAAUAAAUCGAACCCCUGAAGGUUAAAAAAUACAUAAAAGCUAAUCCUCAGGGGUUAAAAAAAAUUAGAUCACAGUAUAAUACUGUGAUCUGUAUUUUGAUCACUGUAGGCAGUGAUCGACAGGCAGGGAAGGGGUUAAUUUUAUUUGGACUGGGUAAAGGGUUUAUUUUUUUUAUUUUUUACUUAAACGUUAUUAAAACUUUAAAACUUUUUUUAACGUUAACCCCUAGUUAGCCUAACACCAAAUCCCCCAAUUCCCCACUAACUUCCACCCACCCCAGCUAGCUAAAUAUAUAAUUUUAAAAUAUUUAAAUUAAUUAAUUCAAUAAAUUUAACCCCUGAGGGUUAAAAAAAAAGAAUAAAACAAAAUCAGAUGACAGUAAAAUGUAAUCUCUGCCAAUUGAUCACUGCAGUCAGUGAUCAAUUGGCAGGGAAGGGGUUAAUUUUUAAUUAAAAUAAGUAAAGGGGGGUGGGAUUUUAAAUACACUUUCUUUUUAUUUUUUAACAGGGGGCAGGAUCAGCAGUGUUCCGGCUUCCUGCACUUCACACAGAACAAGGAAGUGCAGGGAGGCGGAAGGUGAGUAUAUGCAGCACAUGUGCUCGCUCUGACAUGCUGUCAGAGCGAGCACAUGUGCUGGGGCAGCACUAUCGGGUGCUCCCGGUCUGCCUCUAAUACAGAGGCAGACCGGAGCACCAUUAACCCCGCAAUCGCGGCGAUCGCAGCCAUCCGGGGUUAAUUUUAACGGGUGACGGAUGAGGUCCGUCACUCGUCGUUAUGGCAAUCCCCUGAGUGAGGGCUGUCGUCAGUUACUCGUCGUUAAGGGGUUAAGGCAGCAACUCGUUUGUUUUUAAUGCGCUGGGUUGAAUGGCUUAAUAUUGGUCGUUCAUCAGUUGUCUCAAAAUUAAUGCCACAAAUAGGUAAAUACAUGCGUUUGCAACAUAUGUUUAUAGACUGCAAUGCUAGAUGCAAGCUUAUAUCAUAGUGCUACUGUGUAUAAUGCUAAAUUAUAAACAAAUUGUAAGGAGUGCUUUUCCUCUGGGUUUUUCUACGCAAUGUGCAUUCAUAGAAAAGCUGGCAGAACAAAUCAAGAGGUGCACUUGAGUAGGAAAGCAAGUACAAUCUCUCUAGGAUACUACAUAAAGCUACUUAUCAUCAUGUAAGUGCUGGGUGGCUAAUCAGCAUUACAUUCUAAUUGACACAUUCCAUUAGCACUUUAAGGGUUCAGUCACUAACCAGUGUGUUAUAAUGAGUUGUCUGCAGACUUGAGUAUAAAAUAAUUGAACCGGGAAAAAAGAAAAUAAACCACAACUUGUGAUAUUUUGUGUGGGAUUUUUGAUUUUGUUUGUAGUAAACUUACAACAGUUUAGCCAGUGGAUCACUUUGUUAUAAGCACAUAUUCUAAAAUAUGAGAAAAAGAGAUAUAGGUGAUCAUAAGUGGUCUAAGUGUUCCCAAAUUGCACUGCUGCAAUUUAUAAUGGAUGCGGCGGCGAGGCUCAUUUUCCUGUCCGCCCGCACCUCCCAUGCCUCCCUGCUCUGUCAGUCCCUACAUUGGCUUCCAGUUAGAUAUAGGGCUCAAUUUAAGAUUCUGGUGCUUGCUUAAAAGUCCCUACUGCUGCUCAAACCUACCUAUCCUCCCUAAUACACAAGUAUGUCCCGUAGAGACCCCUGCGCUCUGCCAAAGACCUACGUCUAUCCGCUGUCCGUACUCCCACAUCGGAUGCUCACCUCCAAGACUUCUCCAGGGCUUCACCUUUUCUGUGGAACUACCUUCCCUUCUCCGUUAGACUUUCACCUAGUCUCCACUCCUUCAAAAAACACAGUUCUUCAGGAAAGCGUAUAAUUUGAAACCGUUAGCGGGUUUUUAUUCCCCCCAUGACUCCUCUCCUGCAACUGUCAAAAAUAACUUAAGGUUUUAUAGCAUCCUAUUUCAUUACCCCUACCUAUACCCUUUGUGUCACUAUACCACACUCCCUCUAGCAUGUAAGUUCAUUGAGCAGGGCCCUCAACCCCUCUGUUCCUGUGCGUCCAUUUGUCUGGUUACAAUUACAUGUCUGUUAGUCCACCCAUUGUACAGCGCUACGAAUUUACUGGCGCUAUAUAAAUAAUAAAAUAAUAAUAAUAAUCGCUGGAAUAUAUUUCCAAGGCUGGGGAUUUCCUAAAAAACAUGGUUGUUAGCAACAUUCUGAGCUAUGUUUUGUCUUUGGGAACUGGUCUAAAACAUUUUCUUUUGCAUUCAGCCUUAAGCACAGACAUACAGCUAUCUACUAAGAAUGUAUAGCAAAGAUACUACAUGAGCAGGAGUUUCCAUAUAUGCAAAAAAAGUUGUGUGGUUAAAAUUAUCAUAAGGACCCUUAGGGGUUAAGUUAUGCUUAAUGGAACACUUUGGUGUUAGGAAUACAAAUCUGUAUGCCUAACGCUAUAGUCCUGGUGCCCCUUACCAUUUUGACCCCCUGCUAACUGUAUAAAAAUAAAAUUGAAAUAAAUGAAAAUAAAAACAGUUACUCACUUUUUCUCCACUGUCUCUUUCAUGGGUUGUAUGGGCCGUGACGCGCCUACGAUUCCUACAUAAAGAAUCAUUGAAAUCAAUGAUUCUCUAUAGCCAACCGUGACGGCACUGCUCAUUCGCUCGUGUAUCACGGUAUGAGAGGCGAGAAGUGAGAUUUUCGUCUCUCAUACCCAGAGGACCUCAAGACGUUGCUUGUAGUUGUGCUUUAUAUCCUUCUAAUUAGUAAAAAAAAAAUGGUUUUGUAGCAUAGGACGGGAUGCAGGACUGCAAUUACUAUAACAACUUCAAUAAGAUGAAGUUAUUAAAGUGCCUACAGUGCCCCUUUAAUUUUCCUCUGGAAUUUAACGUUAGAACAAAUGUCUACAAAUGUUCAGUUAAAAAUCUGCCUGUCUGCAAUAUUUGUGUUAAAAAAAUGAGUAUUUAUUGAAUUGUUUUUCCUGUAAACUUGGCAAACAAUUUGUUUUUCUUUGACCAUGCCCAUUUUUUCUAUGGUACCACAAUCAAAUAAGUUAAUCUUGUUAAACAGAAAUUGACUGAAGUACACUUCCCAAGCCUACUUUGGAAUUCAUUUUUUCACUGGGUUCAUUGGAGCAGAAAAGCAGAAGUACUUACUAUAUCUCACACUGUAAACCUGUUAUCUCAGGCUUUCUUUCCCGUUUGCAGUUCCAUGCUACAUUACAUGCCAUGCAUAUUUAAAAGAUGCUGUAAAAUGAAUUUAUCACUGCUGGCUCUGAGAUAACAAAUGUUUCAAAGCUACAUAUGCUUUAACUCCUUGGUAGCCUAGAGCACAGACCUGAUUUCUUUGGAUGACCUAUGAUCAUCUCUGCCCCUUGUGGGUAGAUAUGAGAGUACUUUUCUGUUUUUUUUUUAAAAUAUUUAAUAUUAAAGGUGUAUAUGUGUACUUUUAAAUUUUUUUCUAUUACUGUAGUUUUCUUUUUUUUUAAAAGUAUAUUAGUUUUUAAUAUUUUUUUAUGGUAGCAUUAAUUUAUAUGUAACUUUGAGUAAUGCCCGUGCUUACCUCCCGUUGGCAUAGAUUGAACCAGAGUCACGCUGGUUCAAUACUAGACUGAACUUUCAUAGGCAUCUAUGCAGGCUCACAAAAUGAAUAUUUGCAAGGUCAUUGACUGGAUUUUUUUAGAAUAUAUAUUAUUUACUGAACUGGUGAUAGCAUUGGAAGCAAUACAGUCAAUACUGGAGCCCUAUUUCUGCCUUUAAAAAAGUAAUUUACUUCACUUAUCUUAGUUUUAAAACAAAUAGGCUUUGCUGCUCCUUUAAAGAUUACCCACAGUCAGAAAUCAGUAACUGAUAAACUGUAAAUUUAGCUCCUCUGAUACAUUUUUAUUCAGGUCUUGAAAAGUUCUAUCUCCUUAACCUCGUUUCUAUUCUACAUUCUAGCAAAAGUAUGUUGAAUUGGCUUUUAACCUCUUUUAUUCUUUCUGUUGCAGGCCAUGACUUUCCCCAGAACAAGACCUCAGCAGCGGCACAAAAUGGAAGCCAUUUGCAAUGCCUCUCAGUUCACUGCACAGAUGACAUUGGGGAGUCAAAGGGUAGGACUCCUGUACCUACAUGGAGAUCCCUUCAUUCUGAUAUCUCCAACAGAUUUGGAACUUUUGUUGCUGCCCUCACUUGAAAUUUAAGAAAAUAAGAACAUACUUUUUUUUUUCCAAUUUUCUAAAAGGGUGGACUAUUUUUUUUUUUAGGUUGGUACCUGCUUAGUGGCGUAUGGACUUGGAAGGGUUAAUUUAAAAUAAACCUCAUAUUUUUGAAUCUUUUGCCACAGUAUGAUACCAGUGUUAAUUCUUCUUCAUCCAGCACUAAUUAUGCUUUAUACCUUCCUUCUAGUUAAUACCCCUCUUCCCUUUACUCUGUAAUUUUGGCCUACUGUUUAUCUGGGUUAGAGAAGGGCUUUUGUAUGUCAAAGUGGUAUAUAUAUAUAUUCUUUUUUUGCUUUUCUCAAUGCUACAUGAAAUAUUAUUUCUGAGGAGAAGUCGUUAUUUUCCAUUUAAAAAUUUUGUUUUAUCUCACGCUUAUUCUCUUGGCUUUUUGGAAAGAAACAAAUCUCUUCAUAAUUCAUGGAAACUGUAUGUUUCAGCAAUGCAUUUAUGCUUACAAAUAUGGGAGGUGACCAUUUUGAUUUCGGAAAGGAUGCUUUUUGGGACUGUAUAUCACGCUGUAAAAUGGAUGUUUUGCUGUUAUUUUGCACACGUUAAAAUAUCAAGUAUAUUGCCGUACUAUUUAUUAUGUACUUAUUUCAAGCAUUCAUAACAUGAAGAGCGUAAUUCUUUGGUACAAACAACAAUAUAAUAUUUUUUUGUAAAUGUAUCUAAAGAAUAAAUCUCCAUUUCUGAGGUGUAAAAGGUUUUCAUGGUGCCUUAGUUUUCAGCUUUUAAACUGUGUGAUUUAAAACAGUUCAGUAAUUACCAUUGGUAUACCGUGAACAUCUCAAUCAGAACUUGGGUUACUUACAUAUUAGUCUGCAAACAGGCUUGUUUUCUGGCUACUAACCCACAUACAUUCUGCAAAGAAGUGUGACACAAAGCAAGCAUGAGAUUGUUGCACUCUAAGUGUCUGAGUUGAGAACUACUGGUGCAAUGCACGUACAUAUGGAAGGCCUGUGUUUGUGUAUAAUAUCAUGUGGAUCUGCUAUGAAUAUUAGUAUCAUUUCUGCACACCUCUGCAACAGUUGUCAUUUUGUGCAGUUAAAGAGGACCUGUCACUCGUCACUUCACAUUAAGCAGUAGAGCAUAAAAAAGUAUAAAAACCUGUCUAUAUGUUGUGUUAACAUUUUUAAAAACGGUUCAGCGGUUUUUGAGAUGUUUUUAAUGAUAACUUUCAAACUACCUGCUGUGAAAGGUAUUAUUCCGUGGACAUUAUGGGCACACAUCACUAAUGUGUGUUUCCUGUUUUAUGCACCAGUUGCAAAACAAGACACACAAAUUUAUAAACAAGGAAAAUGAACAACCAAUCUGAAGAGAGAAUAAGGUACAGAUGUAAACAAGAAGCAGGCAGUUUAACUGCAAAUACUCUAUUAAAACAUUUCGAAAUUGCUGAGACAUUAAAAAGAGAAAAAAAUGUGUACAGAGUAUUUUACGGUCUAGUGAUUUAUGUCCAUUUUUAAAGUGACAGAUCCAUUUUAAUGAGAUGUCAGCUACGUGAAAUGUGGCUGCACAUUUAUUUGUUUCAGAUGAACUCUACUUGCUUUUUCAAAAUAUCCCUUUUUCCCAUAUCAAUGCCAGAAAAUCAAAGAUCUGAGAAGAAAAAGAAAGUUAUCUUAACUUUCCAUUUAAAAUAUCUAUGUUUACGUUAUUAAAGAUGUUGCCUGGAAAAAAAAUGUGCAAUAAAUCUAUAACUUAACUGAGACAAUGUUUGUUUUUCUAUUGAAACUUAUAUAAAUUUCCAAAGGUUCAGGGAUGAUGCUCUAUAUUAAAGGUUUACUAUAGGGUCCGGAACACAAACCUGUAUUCCUGACCCUAUAGUGUUUAACCCACCAUUUAAGUGGCUUGCCUCCUUUUAGCCCCCCUAUGAAAGUAUAAAACUCACCUUAUGUCCAACGCCGGCACUGGCUCCGCCCCCUUUUUGACAUCAUCGAAAUGGCCGAUUUUUAGCCAAUCAAAUGCUUUCCCAUUGGGAAAGCAUUGGAUUGGUUAAAAUCGGCACGGGGUGGGGCCAUUGAAUCAAUGCAUCUCUAUGAGGAAAAUUCAGCGUCUCCAUGCAGAGCGUGGGGACGAUGAACGGCAGGGCUGCUUACUGUGCAGCCCUGAGCCAGGAAGCACCUCCAGUGGCCAUCUAAGGAGUGGCCACUUGGAGGUGUCCCUAAGGGCAAUGUAAACACUGCCUUUUCUCUAAAAAGGCAGAAUUUACAUGAAAAUGCCUGAAGGGAGCUUUUAUACUCACCAGAACAACUACAUCACUUCUCAGGAUUAUUACAAUUAUAUUUAGUUAUUGCUAUAUUUAACAAAUAUGUACUUGUGAGUUUUGAGAAAUAAAAUUAAAAGUAGAUAUUUACAUCUCUUUAUUCGGUGAAUGGGCGCCUCCAUCUUAGCUCACUCUCAGACAUUGUUAUAAGGUUCAUCCUUUUGCAACUGGCAGUCCUCACACAGAAAGCAUGCAGAGAAGAGGAGAAUUAACAAUAUGUCUAUAACUCCUCCUCAUCUGCAUUAUUUGCCAUAGCUGUGCCAGGGCUGAACUGCAUUAUAAUGUAAUUUGUUAAACUGGUAAUAGAUAUCUAAAAAGAGAAUGGAGCAUUUCAUGAUUUUCACUGUUUUAUUCAAUUAUGUAAUUUCCAGAGAAGCAAUAAUUUCCCUUUAAAUGUCAGGAAAUAGGGGCACUUAGAAAUAAUAUGGAGACUGAAAUGUUUCAAAAGGCAGGAUUUAAAUCAUAUUUUUGUUUACAGACAGUAUAUUUCUCUGAUAUAGAAAAUUCUUACCAAUAAAUAAAUAUUGUUUAAAGUGGAACUUCACCUUUAAGGAUGAGGUAAUACAACCAUAAAUGUAAUGUAUAUAUUCCUUACACCAAAGCUACUUUACAUAUUUUAGUGUAGUUUUACAAAAAAGUUGCAGAAACUCAGAUGUCAAUUUCUAUGUUUGAUAUAUUUUACAUUUUUUUGUCCUCUAAUGUAUGAAUCCUAACAUUGUAUGUGAAACUUUUAAAAUUAAGCAUUUGUUCAUAUGAAGUUAGAUAAACCAAGUAAAUUUUUCUGUGUACAUCUAGAACAUUAGUUUAAAUAUGAAACAAGGUAGUCAAGAAUAGAUUCAAUGUAUAUGUUCAGAAUUCCAUCACUUUUGGUUGAGGCUGUAGUACUCAGCCUCGUUGAAUAUACAAAGAAAACCAAAAAAUGUUACCUUUGUUUUGUCCCAAACACCAAUGUAUAUUUUUAUGUGUAUACCACUGUAAUUGUCUUUAAGAUGUGCACUCAUCUUCCAACAUCACAUCAACCUCUUAGAUAAGCCCUAUGUCACUCUUACUGCUUUUCAGUAAGAGACAGAAGUGGGGUUUCCUACAUAAUCAUAAAAACUAUUUGGAGUUUGGAAUAAAGCAAACAUUUCAAGAGUAAACAGCUUUUGUUUAUUUGAUUGUCAAAAAAAGAAAUACUUUUUUUUUGGUCCUGCAAUACCAUUGGUAUUCAACAAACCUAUAAUUAGAGAUGUUGCGAACUGCUCGCCGAACUGUUCGCGAACUGUCCGCCGGCGAACAAUAGCAUGUUCGCGUUGGGCGAACAUAUGCGAUUUCCGGUCCGCCCCCUAUUCGUCAUCAUUGGGUACACUUUGACCCGGAACCUCACAGUCAGCAGACACUUCCUGGGAGGGAGGGUCUGCUGCUGAUUGGCUGGAAUGUGUCUGCUGACUGUGAGGUUCCGGGUCAAAGUAUACUCAAUGAUGACGAAUAGGGGGCGGACCGGAAAUUGCAUAUGUUAGCCCAAGGCGAACACGCUAUUGUUCGCCGGCGGACAGUUCGCGAACAGUUCGGUGAGCAGUUCGCGACAUCUCUACCUAUAAUUAGUGAAUUUGUAAGCUGAUUAUUUUGACACAUCAUGUAUAAUGGAUUCCUAGCAAAAGCUCAGAGCAUAGGGAGAAAUUCAGCAGUUUUGGCCAGUGAUAUACCUCGAGUGCACACAAUUUUGAGAUUUUGGUGAUGCAUAUUUUUGCUCUAAUUUUCUUAUAUCUAGAUCACCGGCUUUCAGCUGUACUAAGGUGGCCACAUUCAGCUGUCUACCUGGUCACAAUCUGGCUAGCAGUUACACAAAUAAAACAUUGUUUUAAGGAAAUUGCAAGCAUAAUUUUUAAUAAAGGAGCCAGAACUCGCUUUGAGAAAAAAUAAAUCUCAUGAAUACUGUUCUAGAUUAAAAAACAAACAAACAAAAAAAAAAAACAGAAUAACAUUGAAGACUUAAGUUCACCUCUCAAGAAGGUAUAUCAAGAAUUUUAAGAGUUAAGGACCCUGAUUUGAGCAAUGAGUCCUUUCAUUAUAGAUUGUAAUCCACUGCUCAAGAUACCACGAUCUUUUACUUAAAUAUGGUUUAAAAUAAAUACUUACCCCCUAUACUGUAGAAUCUCUAUUCCAUAUGUGAAACAUAUCACGUUACAUCUCUCUAAAACUGCUUUUCCGAGCAUUUUAAUUCUAAUUUCUGGGAAUUUAAUGCAUUGGUCACCCCUCUGGUUCUUUAAGUAUAAACAAUGAAUUCCCAAAUUAGAAAAAUGUCACAAAAGGUACAUUAUAUUGCCUCCCUGCUGUAAAACCAUGAUAUUCUUCUUUAUUUUUUUAUUUUUUAUUUUAGAUUGUUCAUUCUCUUUGACUCUUUUUAUUCAAGUCAGAAAAUUUUACAUCUCAGAAAUGUGUAUGUCCAGGAUUUGAACAUACGUAGCUCAUAAAAUGUGAGGUUCAUUUUUAUUUUCGCUUGUGAAAAUGACAUUUUUUUUAUUAUUUUUCCUUAGAAUUUAUAUUAAAGCUUGCUGAUUGUAUGCAUUAUCUUAAAUUUAUUGAAACUUCAUAUAUCUGCAAUUGCUAUGUGUGAAACUGUUAAUCUGUACCAGAAAGAUCAGUAACAUUGAUUUGCAAAGUGUAAUGGGCUUUAUUGACUAAAUUGGGAAGUGCAACAAAAUUACAAGAACAUUUUUAAUAGCCACUAGCUAAUUGGAUACAUUUUCUUCUCAGCAAGUUUUCACCUGACCUAUUUUGGCCUGUAAGGUCACAAUUCCCAUUUUGGUGAAUACACUCUUUUGUCUCUCUUUUAUCUAGAGCAAACGGUUAAUGUUUAUACUACACACAAACAGGUAUAGGUUUUAUUCUUGUUCGUUCACAUUUAGCAGCAUUUUCCACAAGCCCCCAGACCUUGAAUAUGUCACUGUUAUACAAAAAAAGUCCAUGAUUAAUUGCAAUGGAUAGUUGCAGAAUUACACCUCUAGACCUUUUAAGCUAUGUCUCUUAUUAUAUACAAAAGGUUCCUCUAAUGACUGAUGUAUUCACCCAUUCCUGGUGAAAUGUGGAUUACUUUUUUAAAGUUUUAUAUUAUACAAUUAUAAAUUAGGUCCUCUCCAAGUUUCAAGAUUUGGCCAACCUUCUGAAGAUAACUCAUGUUUAAAGUUUUUUUUUUCUGUUUUUAAAUAUGUGUAAUUUUCCCAUAUAUCUUUUUAUUUCCAUAUUUGAGAUUGUAUAGUUUGUUCGGUAUCUUCAGAAGACCAUAGACAUACAGAAAAUGUUUCAGUUGUCUGUUUUUUUUUUUUUUUAUAUAAAAGAUUUUUUUUUCUAAAGCAUCUAUUGUCAGCCUUUGGUACAGUUUGAUUUUAUUGUGAUUUCAUUCUUUCUUUUGUAAGUUUUAUAUCCAAGUCUCUAUGGAUGAUUGGAGGCCCGCUUUCUUCUCAGUUUCCUUAAACAGAACUGUGCAUUUAAGCAAUGUUAAUGUUAACAAAUUCCGCUCUUCCCAAAUAUUACAGCUUUAAAAUAUAUGUGAGAAAAAUCGACUUCUCGUACAAUCCGGUUUAUAAGAAACACAAAAACACUGGUGAUCAGUACUGCUUAGCAAACUCUUCUUAAAAUGUUAUUGCACAUGUAAAAUAUGAAAUCUUUACUCUGCUGUGUGUUAAGCAAUCUGUACUCUUUUAAUGACUAUUGUUCAAUCCAUUUUUAAAUGCUUGUUUGGAAGACUGUGACAAUAGCUCAUGAAACUGAGUGUUAGUUUCCUUUUUUAAAAGAAAUAUGUAAAGUGCAGUCUUCUGUAUUCAUGCAUAUUGUAUAUAUCUGUAUAUGUUUUACCAAACAAUUAAAUAACAAUAAAUAUGAUGUUAAUGGUGA
Messenger RNA from Pelobates cultripes (western spadefoot toad), 98274 nucleotides. NCBI's taxonomy places the organism in Eukaryota, Metazoa, Chordata, Amphibia, Anura, Pelobatidae. The record is from the annotation of a GenBank genome assembly.